GAGCUGCACUCGCUGGAAGAUGGCGGACUGCAGCACAUUGCUGGAUGAAGAUCUUGAGUCUUUCGUGUUUAACUAUCUGACUGACAGCCCGGUAAGGAGCAGCCUCCCGGGGGGCACUGGGUUGGCACACAUGCUUUUUUUGGAGACUUGUUGGUGAUGGUCUGACUGUAGCCUUUUCAGCUUUUUGAACUGACAGCUUGGGCAUCUGCAGUGACAGAUGGGGUGCAUGCACCCCCUUUUUGUAUUCCACACCCCAAUAUUACAGCACCCCAAUAUUACAGCAACCCCAUUUGCAAUGUAUAUAUUUUUAUUUAAACUCAUUGUCCCCAUUCAUUAUUAUUGUGGUGCUGGGUGCAUUAACCCCUGGGUUCCCAUGCAGGAAGCUUUUAGUAUCACACGUGUUGGUCACACUGCAGGGGUGUACCCCUGAUUUAAACAUUACUGGUAUUCAUCCUAUAAGCCCUAAAUCUCCUGAUCUCCCCAUGCGGGAGUACAUCCUGCUCUCUCACGUGUCUCACCCCCUCCCCAUGCAUUGAAUUGCACCCUCACACCAUUUUUAAUGUGUGUUUAUUUUUAUUUAUUUUUAUAAAAUCCCCAACAUUACUGUGAUUCUAAAAACCCUGGGGUUCUAGUCUGCGCCAAUUAUUAUUCCUAAUGGUAUCGGCUCUGCGUUUUACCACUUCCACUUUCAGCACCAUUUCACGUGGACUUGACUUGAUACUUCUUCUGCUAAGACCGGCUUGUCCCACAGCUCGCACACCUCGUGGGUACCGACCCCUUGUUUGCCCCUAGCAACCUGCUUCGCUGAGCGUUCCAUUCAUUGCACACUUUGCACUCUGCCCCACACUUCGGAUCUGACACGUGGAGCCAUCAGGAUGGGUGGGUGCGUGAUAAGAGCUUGAGGAUCUUACACCCCUGACAUGGGAAAAAAAACCUCUGCGCCCAGAAAUUAUAGGGGUACAGGCAGUCUCGUAUUAAGAGGGCUAUGCGUGGAGGGGUUAGUUGCUGGCAUUUGUUGAUUAAGAGGUGCCUAGAUACCCCUUUUGUGCAAGGCACCCAGCAGGAUGUUCUAAGCUGAGCUGGGUUAAGGGGCGUGAAGCAAGGUUUGAUCUUUCUUCCUAUGAGAAGACAGAUUUCCAGAUGAAACGCUGUAUGAUGAUAUAACUUUCACAACUACACAUUCAGUCUCUGUAAAUGUAGUCUGCUGUCUGUGCAGGCCUUAGUGCUCUUGCAGCAAUAAAAUAAAGCCAUAUUAUGUAUUGGUGAACUCGAACUCUCAUCACCUUAAGCCAAUUUAGCGUUCAUGGAUGUGGUUUGACGUUGUUCCAACGUGCCCUACAAAAUGCAUUAUGUUGUGUAAUGAAGGGGGGGGAGGGGGGGGGGGACUUAUCUAAUUACAUAACACACUGAAAAAAAAAACUGUUUUAGGGAGCUGUUAACCCUUUACAUUUAUUGUGUUUGACAACAGUUGUUGCCCUUUCUGGCAGACAGAAAGUUAAUUUCUCUUCUGUGUAACUAGGCAUGGGAAUUUUUAAGGGUAAUUUGGUAUGUGCUGAAUUAUUAAGCUGGUGAGCAGGUCUAGAUGCGAUUGUAACUACAGAAAUAUCUAUGUAUUCUGUAUCUAUGAAGUGUUGAUAAGAAAACCAAAAUAGCAUCAUCUGAGUCUCUCCAGACUGGAGUAUAGCAUUAUAAUCAAAUAUUGUCCGUAGAAUAAACUUUUAUAUUCUAGAUCAAUAUUUUCAAUAUCAUCUAUGUGGUGUGUAAAUCACUGGCUUAUAUACAUUGGACACCGUGGCACCUUUUAAUAAACAUUUAAAUGUAAUACGAAACCUUUUAUACAUAUUUGUGUUUUCUCCCUCUGAUUGUUCCAUCCUUAGUCCUUGCAUAGUUAGAUAUAACAUUUAUUUUCUAUGGAGGAUGUGUGUAGAUCUUUGUAAAUAGCCCCAUAUACAACACACCCUUCUGCAGCAGCUGAAUGAAUCCCUAGCUAUAUGGAUGUGUGUCUCUGGCCAGUGCAUGUGAUUGUAAAGAAACAAUUUGGUUCCUGUAAGAUAUAUCUGGUUCUGUUUCAGGAAUCCCAUCUCUGUUGAUGUUGUAAAUAUGAAGGCUCCACUUGUGGAUGCUAUUCUGAGCUGUCAGUUUGAUAACCGCAGACUAGUGGUUACAAAACAGGAGUAUUCUGGUGCUUGUGUAAGAUGUAGAUUGCCAGAGGCUAUAGCUGUGAGAGAACCCUUUUUAUUUAUUGAUGUUAGGAAUGGAUACAGGUUCUUUUGUAUGAAUCACCACCUCCAUCGAGAUUGUAGUGGCAGGAUCCAGAUGUAAUCUAGGGUCCAAUUGUUCUAAUUCAAAUGUUUUUUUUUUUUUUUUUAUGGAAUCUACCCAAAUAAACAAUACUUUUUGGGAAAAUAUCCUUUGCACAAUUCAAUCUGGUUAUACAAGAUCCCUUAGUAUAGGUACCCUGUGAAUCCAACGCAAAUGGAAAUGUCAAGCUAUUUCCUGAUUCUAAAGUCUAAUCUCCAAAUUUAGAAACACUCAAUAACAUCUUUCACACCAGUAUCAUCACAGCUUCAGAAAAAUGCUUGCGUAGGUCAUCUAUGCAUCCAUCAAAAAUUGUGCAUCUGAUGUCGAGCACUGAGGCUUAGUGGUGGGUGCCUAUUGGUGCCUGUUACUGUAAAUAUAUAUAUAUAUAUAUACACAUACAAUGCCUGACUUUUUUUUAAAGCAUGUUAUAUAGACAUCUGUGGGCUUACUUUUUUUCUGACAUAAAAAAAAGCCUAGUGGCUUCUAAAUCUGUGUCUGACUCCUUAUUCUAUAAACAUCUGAUAAUCCAUGUUGGAACUGUUUGCGGGUCAACUAAACAUUCCAUUGCGACAUCUUGUGUACUGAAAUAGUUAAACUAGUUUUAAAUGACCAAAUUCACCUCAAUGAAAUAGUCAUUUGGUUUAUAAUGAUUUCAUCUCUGGGGAAUAACCUGCACACCCCUUUCCUCCCUUGUGUCUUGUGGCACAGGAAGCAUUUUGGAGCAAUAAUUAACAGCGAUCAUUUAUUAUUGCUGUGCAAAUGUGUUUCUAUAAAGGAAGAUAAUUAAGCCUUUUUUUUUUUUUUAAAGUAAGCGAGUAUUCUCACUCAUUGAUUUGCCAUUACCAUUAGGGGUGUAGGAAGAAUGGACUGUUGCUUAAUAGGGGUUAGUGAGCAGUGAUUAGGUUAAGUGUUUUAAAUCAUGACCACCUUUCAAGUGACAUUGGUUUAAACUUUGACUAGCCUUUACUGGGUGACGAUAGUGGAUGAUGUUUGUUAUAAAUUAACCUCUUGAGCAGAAUGCACAAAAUAACAGGUAGAAUGGUCCCUGGCCUUUUUAUUUUUUUUUUAAGUCCUUUUGGUCGUUACUCUCUGUGGAAUAGUUGCCACAGUAACUAAGACAUAGAAUUAAAACUGACAUGAAUACAAUGCAUAGUAGAUGUCUAAUGACCUUCAUUUUGUGUUUGGAAGGAUAGGUAGGAAUAUGGUAAAUUAAUAUUCUUUAAACUCAUUUAAAGUGAGGUAUGAAUUGGCAUUUUCAAACUAGGCAAAUUAUUCCCGUCGACGCCAAAUAAACUGUGUUGGGACACAAGACAAUGAUUGAUCUCAGUAUAUGUCUUUUAUUAGCCCGAGUUCCCGUAAUAUUGUAUUGGAAACUAUACCUUUGAUAAAUCUUCCAAUAAACACAGCAACCGUAGCUGUGAGUGACUUGCUGUUUCUUGUGGAUAGCAAGGUAAAGCACUGUUAAUGUUGUUUUUCAUGAUAUGGUGCGCUUGGUAACAUUUUGUUUCCACAUUACAAAAGGUUUUUUUUUUUUUAUUAUUAACGAGUUUAGAUGUAAUCAAGUAACCUAGAGAAUACAAUACAAGACCCAAACCAAGAAAAUUAAAGUAGCCAAAAUGAGACACUGGAAUAUAUGCAUUUUUGUACCAGGCACAGAGAUUUUAAACAGCUGUUAUCUCACAAAUUAUAUCAGUUGACAAGGUGUCACUCCACAUUAGGCAGUGAAGGUUAAAGGUCACAUUAACAGUUUGAGUGCCAGUGGGUAAUCUCCUAACAUAUGCCUCUGGGAAUUAAGGGUAUUUUUUAAAAGCUGUUUGUUAAAAACACUUGUUAAUCAAAUAAAGGCUUGAAUGUAUUCUCUUAAGAUGCCAUUAAAUCUGGUUGUCAAGCUUUCUUUCCCUUACGUUCACAUCCUGUCAAUUGGCAGAAGUGGCACACAUGGGACCAUUGAAUGGUAUUAGAAUUAUUUAAUUGCCAAGUUUAUCAACUCUUAUUUCAUGUAAAUUUUAGGUGAUGAAUGAUCUUUCAAUCUACCGUUUGUCAUUGAUCUGUGCUUUUUUGUUUUUUUGUUAAUAGGAGACAUUGCUUAUACAAAUAGUUAUCCAUUCAAUGUAUUAUAUGAUUGCUUUUACGGUUAACACAAUACCCCCCACCUCCCCCCCUCUCUUUAUUCAAACAUACCAGCAUACAGCUCUUAAAGAUAAUAUUGGAUGAAGGUCAUGGAGUACAUUGAGAAGUUAUAAAUCCUAGGCUGGUAACCUAUAGAUAUCAAUGUCAUGAAAAAAUCUUUAAGAAAGUGGAUUAGAUUACAUUACUCUAGGGCAGUUAUCUCAGCCAUAGAAAGCAAGGUUUUAAUCUUUGACACAAAGUCCAAAUGGAGCCUCUAAUAGUUCAAUGUACAGAACUAGGCCUGAUUUAAAAUGCUGAAGCCUUAGCCUUUGUUAUACAAUAUGUGUUAUAAUGAUACUAGCCAAGUAGUAGUGUGCACACACAAUAUAUAAUGCCCUAAAAUGUACACGAGACAGAAACAUGUAAUUGAAGAAUUUUGUUUCUCAUUACUGUGUGACACUUCAUUUGAAUCUGAGAAUAAGAGCUAAAGAAACUGUUACAAAAGUCUGGCCUGGUACAAAAUUUACUAAGUAACAGUUACACUAAGUGAAAGUGUGUUCAUUAUAUAAACAAGCAUAAGAGUGGUAUUUUUUUUUAGUUUUUUUUAGGAAUCAUAGGAAGAGACUCAUGACUAGAAUCCUAUUUAGAACACUCCAAAAAUGAAUAAACUGUUAACAUUGUUUACUAUUGAACAAGGAAAUGAGGAGGAAAUUAAAGGACCACUACAGUGCCAGGAAAACAUACUAGUUUUCCUGGCACUACAGGGUCUCUAGGUCCCCCCCACCCUCUGGGUCCCCCUCCCGCCGGCUCUAGGGGAUGGAAGGGGUUAAUCCCUUACCUUUUUCCCCCGCCGGGCUCCCUCUGUGUGGGGGACUCUCGUCCUCCUUUUUAUGGUCAUCGGCUGAAUGCGCAUGCGCGGCAAGAGCCGUGCGCGCAUUCAGCCAGUCCAUAGGAAAGCAUUCUCAAUGCUUUCCUAUGGACGCUGGCAUCUUCUCACUGUGAAAAUCACAGUGAGAAGCGCGGAAGCGCCUCUAGCGGCUGUCAAUGAGACAGCCACUAGAGGCUGGAUUAACCCACAGGUAAACAUAGCAGUUUCUCUGAAACUGCUAUGUUUACAGCAAAAAGGGUUAAACCUAGCUGGACCUGGCACCCAGACCACUUCAUUAAGCUGAAGUGGUCUGGGUGCCUAUAGUGGUCCUUUAACAAAACUUCUACUGAAUGGGAUAUUACUUCCAAUAUGGUGCUCCAAAUAUUGCAAGUGUGUUCUCACGUUACCACAAUUUGCUAUCUCAUAGAUAAACCCCACUGAGCAGCAACAGCCUACAGAGGUUUGUUUUUCUUCAACUGUCUUUUUUAGUUGCAGUUAAAAAAAACAUUAAAAAAUAAAUAAAUUAAUUAUAAUAGUAAUUUAACUCUUUCAGGUCCAAGGGACUUGCUUAAAACUAGUCUUGAAGGGGUUAAUGCCGUUACUGCUAUGGGUGUAUUAAAUCCAGAUUUGACUGUCACCCUGUGUCUGACUGUCUUAUGACAUGACGAGACUGGCAUUGUAAGAGAGCACGCUUUCCUAUGUUGGAUCUGGAUGUAUGUUCUCUACUCUGAUGCAAUUGCGUGUAAGGCUUCCAACUGCAGUCACAUGCUUUGCUGUUGUAAAUUAUAAAUGGGAGGCGUAUCCCAUGACAGCUGCUGACGUCUCUUCUUACUACCUAACCAGCCCUCAACACUCCCCCUUCUGCGUACAAUCCGCUCUGAUAUCUGAAUGGAGACUCCAGGCUGCUGGAGCAAAGUGUGCUUGGCUCAUAGUCUCACUCAGUGACAUAAAGGGCAUAAUGCUGCUCUUAGCAGCUUUAUCCCUGCAAACUAAUCCAGGAAAUGUCUGCUUCUUCUACACAUUACCCUCCUCCUCCCUCCCAUGAUAUGCUCUUUUCUGUCAAGGAGCAUUGUGGGUGGUUAAUAUACAGUAGUUGAAUAAUCUGUAUAACCCCCCCAGCCCUUGCAGAACUACAACACCCAUGAUGUUUUUUUACCACUGGCAAUGCAUCAUGAAAAUUAUAGUUCAGCAACAGAUGAGGGGUUAUCUUGUGGCCACCAGUGCUGUAAAAUGUAUAAAUAUAGGCCCUGGUACAGGUGGUGCAGUAGUGUCAGGCAAGUCAAUCAUAUCAAUUAGGGGGUUCAUUAUCUGUUGCAAUAACCAAAUUUGUUCAAAGUAUAAUUUGACUGCUAUUCAAUAUUUCUUGAAUACUUUUUCAGUACCUCCCCGCUGUUAUUGUCUAGAUAAAUAACAAUAAGUAGCAAUGUUACCGUUUAGAAUGUAUAUGUAUCUCCAAUUAGAGGUAUGUCACCUUUAAACUUUAAGGAGACUGUUAAAUCUUUUAUUGAAAUUGCAAGUGUAAUAAUUUUUCUGUAGUUCCUUGUUAAUAUAGUCAUGGUAACUGCGUUGUUGGGUUUUAUAUUUCUUCUAUUGUACUUUUAUUAUUAACGUAUGGACGUUUAACCUAAAUAGGUUUACAAAUUGCUGUAUUGAAAGGUUUCUGUUUUGCAAGAAGGCUUCCUUGUGUGCUCAAUUUUUCUUUAAAGUAUGCUUUAUUUGUGAUUUUUCUUACCUCUUCUUUUUCUUUUAUGCAGUUUGCAUGUCUACAAACAGAAUGCAAUGGUCUGGUUAAAUUUGAUUUAGAUUUGGAUGAUAGGAGUUGUUGUCUUACCACCACAUAUUCAUAUUUUAUUUAAAGUGAAAGACUUCAUCAAGAACUGAUUAACCAGUGCUUAUAAAGAUAGUCAAUAGCAGACUGACAUAAUUAUCUGUUAAUGAUAGCACAGGUGGACAUUUUUUUCGCUAUCUCAAAUUAUUCUUUGUGUAGACAUGAGUGUAAGGAGUUCUUCCAUCACCAUUUUGGUUGUAAUAUUUGCCAAAGUCACUGCUGCAGUAAGUUCAAGGUACAAGUACUUGUAUGGCUUGUAGGCACAAUGCAUGCACAAGUCCUCACAGUCUAUCAUUUCUAUGAGGGAGCACAUGAAAAAAGGCCUCACAUUAACUCAGCCCCCUCUUGCUCCUUCAUAAGAAAAAAAUAGACUGGAGCUAUUCAGCAAGCUGACAGAAGUUGAGCCCUAGACCCAGAGAAAACAGGAAAAUUAGGGUUGUCUUUAGGGUAAAAAAAAAACCUCAAAACAUUUCUGCAUUAGACUUGUGCACAAAUGCUUUUCAGCUGGUACGAAUGCCCGAACAAAUCAACCUCUUCUGGAUUUACCUGUGGAGUUUGAUUCAAUAAAUAACACAAGUUCAUUGAAUAGGACUCCACAGUUAAAUCCCUAACAGAUUGAAUAAGUCGGGCGUGGAUUAAAAGAAAUUGACUCUUUCGUACUAGUACAAAAGCAUUUGUGUCUAUUCUGCAUUAAACGUCAAUUAAAGUUCAAUAGAAAACAAACUGCACAUUUAAUAUGCUAUUUGAAAGCAUCUGUGUAUUAAAGUGAGGGGGACUCAGAAUAACAAAAUUCCCAGAAUAUCCUAGGAAGCAGAGACAGGAGCAAACAUUUUGUCACCUUCGUACAACUUCCUGUAUCCACCAACAACACAUUGAGUAAAAUUGCCUUUCCAAUUGUUGGACUAUUAUGCACAUUAUUCUCAGUCUGCAUAUUGCUGCUCUUGGAUGAUGAGUCCAAACCAUCUGGAGAGGAACUCUUUUUCUACAGUCUUGUUUUAAACAGUGAGUGCCUGACCACAUGUCACUUGGCCAUUGUAAAAUAUUAAUUCUAAGCAAAUUCUGCUUUCCUGUGGGCCAAAAAAAAAAAUGCUUAUCGACAUGAUCAUGUGACCUCUAACCAGACUGUAUUAACAGCUUUAACAUUUUUUUUUUUUUACAGUAUUCUUAUAGUGGCAACGUGUUCAUAGCAAUCUGCAGGCUGUAUCGGGUUUACCAAAUGUCAUGCAAAGCAUCCUAGGAGUUGUAGUACAUACAACAAAUGAGGAGCAACCUUUUUGACCAUCCCUGCAUGUAUGCUUUGCAUACAUUUUUUAAACAAAUCAUUCACCUUUUACUUAUAGAUGAAGUAGAAAAACAAACUUUUCACAGCAUAUCCUGGAAAAGAAAUCGCUUCUGGUUAUUAAACCCAACGAUGACAAUCAUGCGAUUUUACAGAUUAACGUGUGGAUUAUUAGCGUAAGCAACCUUUUUCUGUACUACGCCCUCUAGUAUAUAAGUAGUAUCCCAUAAAUUGACUAUAAAACACGUGCCUUAGGCUAAUAGUACAAAGCUCACAGGGACAAUUACUGUAACUCUUUCACAUUACAGCUGGCAAGAUGGAAUGUUAGCAUUACACAAUAACCAUUAUUUAUGCCUGCUACUUGCUACAGAUGUACUUAUUAUAAAAUGUAACUUGAUAGUUGAACCCGUUUAACAAAUGCCCACUUUGGAAAUCAUUUUCCAGUGUCGUCUGGCCAGAGACAUUCCAGCAAGCUGCUUCAUGCAUGGAGAUCCAGAAAUGGUGCCAAGGUCAUGGAAAAUACCACUUCAUUUUAAAGGAGGGUGGAUAAAACAUGCCAAGCAUCCCUUGAACAGAUAAUACGGAAAAUGAGCCAUAAAAAGAAACAUAGUAGCACUUUAUGAAAUAAUACACAGAUCUAAUAGAAAUACAGACUUUCCUAGUUAUUCCUUGCCUCUUUCGGGUUGGCAUUGACGCUGCUUGAUGUCUUUACCCUAACGAGCUCUGGUUAAUUACAUCAACUGAUGACAUCCAAGGGAGUAAUGGGGUGAUUACCCAAGUAGCACGUCUCAGCGAAAUGCUGCCUUGAUCUUUUUAUCAAUUAUGCUGUGAAGUAAAUCAUGAUUUGCUUCAGUGAUCCAAUUCCUUUUAUUCCUGUUGCUUCUAUCCCUUUACUUUACUAUCUACAAGCAAGUACCUUUCAAGCUUUUUUACUUUUUUGUAUUUAUUUUUUUAACCUUUUUUUUUUUUCUUUACCUAUAGUUGUCAGGUGAAAUACAAGGUCAUACUCCUUUCUCCCAGUGAAUGCGUAGACAACCGAAUAAAAAGCUACAUGUCGCUGCUUAUUCAGGUUAUGUUAUAAAUGCUCUGUAAGAUGUACCAAAACAUAGUCUUAUACAUGGAAAAAUACGGUAUAUAUGGUGUUACUAUGUCCAAAAUGAUGUAUUUGUACAGUAGCUGUCGAAGAUAACAGUCAAUGUGCUUGACCACCUUUCUGGUUUUCGGUGUAUACCUGUUUAGUAAUGAAUAGGAGGGCUUGUGAACACAAGUUGCACAUAAUUCGUACAAAUACAGAGCACAGUACUGCAGCUUGCACACCGCAAUAAUUUCAGUAUAUAUUUCUGGUUGCUGCAAUGACUCAAAUCUGCUGCUCCCCUCCCCUAAAACACCGCUGUAGGGCUGAUCUGCCAAUGACAACUGAUAUGAUUCAUUUGUCAUGUAUUUUUUUUGCAGUGCAAGCUUGGUGUGGAUUAUUUGGGCCUUCACUCAUCUUGGAAAAUGCAAAUCUUUAUGUAAAAAUAAACAGUGAAAUGUGAAUAAAACCAAAACUGAAACAGCAUUAACCACGCCAUAUAUACAAUAAAUAUCCACACACCUCUUGAGCUGGCUGAGGAUCAUGGGGAAUGUAUUUCACAAAUAUCUGCAGUGCCAAAGUUAGCAAUUUGUAUCCUAAGGCAUCGCGACAUGGACGUUUAUAUACAAUAAUGAUUUGGUGUCUUUUAGUCUUACAACAAUUCCCCAAGCACUCUUCUAAUGCAAGCGGUUCUAGCGCUCGUGAGCAGUUCUGUUUUCUAAUUAAUUGUGUGUUCGUUGGAGGAUUGCUGCUUAGGCUUACAGUUUAUUCUUAUCCCUCAAUAGUCUCUGGCAUGUCACUGGCAAAAUAUAUACUGCAGGGUGAGACCAUUUCUGUAAGUUAAUGUAGCUUGUUAUAAACACAGCAAAACAGAGACCACAGCAGCCUACGAAGCGGAAUGUUGCUAUAGCAUACAGUUCUGAAACACUAACAUGUCUCAGCCCCUUCCCUAGUUAUUACUAUUUUAGUACAUAUGUAUGGAAACAUCAUUUCAUCAUAGAUUUUGUUAGUAUAUUUAAAAUGCUCAUACUGUAAAUAAGACUGGCUGCACAGAUAUUUCAGUGUAUAAUUUUGUGAGUUUAGUCACAAAAUAUGUUUUUAUAUGUUUCACGUAUAUAUACCACGGUAGCUGGGUUGGCACUGCGAUGCCAUGUCUUUUUCAUCAGUGUAUAUUUUUAUUGGCUUUUAUAACAACUAUAAAAAAGGUCAACUGAGACCUUCAUUGUGAUCUGGCAUUAGUAACCGAUCAAUAGUAUCUUAUGAAUUUUGGCCUGUAUAAUGACAGUCAUCACAAUCCAAAUUUCACAAACCCUUUUUCUAUCCAUAAUGCUGCCAAAUGCGGUUGUUUGCAAGAAAACAAGAUUGUAAUCCACACCCUAAAAUGGGGGAAUACUUCCUGCAGGGUGAUCCAAAAACGGAGGGACAAUCCCUGGAGACAUCAAGUGAAAGAAAAGAUAAAUAUCCAGGCACACACAAGGUUUCUUCUAAAAGGCAUUCUUUCAUUAGGAACAACAAAGUGGAGACAACGUUUCUGCUCCCCUCUGAGCCUUUAUCAAGUCCUUAUUACUUUGAUACAUUGAGAUACCUUGAGACUUGAUAAAGGUUUAGAGAGGAGCCCAAACGUUGUCUCCACUUUAUUGUUCCUAAUAAAAGACUGCCUUUUAGAAGAAACCUUUUUUUUGUCAAGAAAAAUAAAAAUACAUUGUAUUAAAACCAUACCUACUCUGGUACUCUGGCAAUGUUAGGCGUGAUAGGCUGAUAUCGUGUCCUUUUUUAUUAUUUAUUUAUUUAUUAUUAUAUCACAGUUUGAAAGUUUGCAGGUAAGUAGAUUAAUGGUUUUCAUAGAUGACAGAUGUCUAAUUUAAUCAUUAUGUUUCAUGGACAUUGUAGCGUGUGUGUUUCCUUAAGGUAAGUCUAAAUGGACAUUUCAAAUAUUGUGCUAACAUGUAUUUGUUAUAGAUUUUGCUAUAUCCUUUAUUGGUCAAAUUGAUUGAAGAUGAAUUAUUAGUUAGUGUUUAAACAUGUAGAAUUAUUUUGCGGUAUUGGUUAACUGCUACAAAAGUUCUCUUAGGUCCUUUGAGACUUUGAAUUCACUGAGUGUCUGCUGUUAGUGUUGCUAAUUCCUCUUCAGCAGAAUUGUUAUUAAGACACUUGAGCUUUUUAAAGGACCACUUAUAGUCAAAUUUUCACCCAGACCACUUCAUCGCAAUGAAGUGGUCUGGGUGCAGUGGUCCUAUAGUAUUAACCCUGCAAUAUAAAAUAUUUCCAUUUAGUAGAUGAAGCAAUGCUUACAUUUCAGAAUUAAAUAUGCCUCUGGUGGCUUUCUUGUUGCUCUUUAGCUGUCUCUAUGAGAAGCCUAGGAUUGGACAAGCAACAUUGUUGGUGGAGGGAGGCAAAUGGAGCAGCUGCCCGCACUGGAUCUUUGUAAAACACUUUUUUCCAUUUGUUACAUUUAGAAUUGAGUGGUGACCUAAAACUAAAAGCCACAGGAAAAUAUUAUAGCAUUAGCAAUACAGGUUUUAAAAUGGUAAAAGUGGUGUUUGAAAUUUAUUGGAACUGUGAGAUUGUGAUUGCUUUGACAUUAUUAUUCUCACAUCGGCUGUCGUUAACUUCCCUGUGAGUUGGACUCAAAAAGAUUUCAUUUGCACAUAUGGACAAAUAGAACCCAUUCUGUUGUAGAUUUCUAUGUCCUGUGUAUGAAGAUCUUUCAAUCUAGUUGUUUAUUAUAAGGUUUCCGUUGGCAAAGGCACUAAAAGUACAAACUGCUGAUUUUUGUUUCUUCUUUUUUUUUUCCUUCAACAUUGUGUUUGAGAUGUUUUGACGGCCCCAAAGUUUAAGGCUGCUUAAUGAACACAAUAGAGAACCACUAUAUAUAUAUAAAGAUGGCAAUGUAGUGUGUUUGCUUGAUUCUUCUGGAGCCUCAAGGGCCUUUUGAUUUAAUGUAUCCACUUUGGCUGAAAGAGGCUGCUUUAAUACUUUGCAAAUAAAUAUACUUCCCCAAAGUACAGCACUGCAGAAUCUGUUUGAACAUAAUGAAUAAAUAAAUAAAUAAAUAAUAAUAGCAGGCUGCCCGAAGUGUAAAUGGAAUAUACAGACAUCAGAUGUGUUGCAUUCUAUAUUAUAACUAUUUAUUUAUGAAGGGUCGCUGCAUCCAGGAAAGCUGUACAGUCUGUACAUUUAAUCUUUAAGUUAGUUUGCCUUCUAAGCCCCUGCAACAUCAUGUGAUGGCCCAAAAUAAAAUGUGAGUGGUUGGAGGGCCUGUACAGAUUCUUUCUUCCUUUUUUUGCUAUUCUCUAUUGUUGGGAAAAUAUGGGCAUCUCUCUACCCCCCACAGUAGGGGAGUGGUGGGAUUUUUAACUUAUUAUUUUUUACAUUCUCUACCUGGACUGUGAAAAUGCCCAAGUCUAUAUACAUUGUGAAAUCCAACCUGAAAUCUGAUGUGCACCCCCAUCCAGAUUCAGUUUUCAUAAGUUGGCUGCAACUUGGAGCUUAGUAAAAGGUAUACAUCCCUCCCCCCCAUCUCAAGUUGGCUAAUUAACCACCACUUUAUUGCAUAUAUACUGAAAUUUGUUGGAUAUACACCUUGUGUAUGUGUCGUGCAAUAAUUACAAAUACCAGUUUCCCUGAGUCUAGGCUGUAGGAGUCUUUAAUAAGUAGAGCCAAAUAGUGGAAGGGGGGUGAGAGUAUAGGAUAAGUUAGUACUGGUGGGGUUCUCUUUAAGAGCCAUGUGAGAUGAUACUCCGUUCUUCUGAUGUUUGGGCUGGAAAUUCCAUAGAUGCCCUUCCUGCAACAAUAGUAUGUCCUCUACCAUCAUCUACCGAGCAAUAGGUGAUGGAAAGUGUUGCCUAUGCCAGUGGGUUCCUUCCAAGUCGUCGAGGCACACCAUCUAGCCACGAUUUGUCUGUAUCACCAUCAGAACAGACUUGCAAAAUGCAGAAAUCCUGCACAAUUUUUGUGUCAUGAGGAUUGGGUUUAAAAUCUCUAUUGUUUAUUCUAGCAGACGGAACACAGCUUCUUUACUGCUCUCCUUGUGAUCACUGACGUGGCUUGUAUAAGGGACGUAAAAGAUCAGAAUAGAUCUAAGUCUGUGUGGGAAAACGUAGUUAUUGCACACACCGCUUAUCUAAAAUGAGAUCUCAUAAAAGCCAGGGUCAAACCUGCUUCUCUACCUUAUAAAUCUCAUAUCAGCCUUCUAUAUGAUGUGAACAAGGCCGCAGGCCAACAGAGCUAAUAAUCUAUCACAAUUUAUCCUUAACUCCCAGACCCUUAAUGGCUACAGGCUCUGGAAACGACCUUGUUUAAAUAAAAACCAAGUUAUUCAUUGAAAGUGCCAGGGCGGCCAUGCAUUUAACUAGACCAGUUCUCUGCCUCCCCACAGGAGACCCUACUAGCUGUUAAUUUCCUGCAGAUCAUUAACAAAGAGGAGACAGGUCUUUACAGGUGAGUGUGCAGGUUGUAAUUGAGAGUGUGCAGUGUUAGCCAACAUUAGGCUGGCUGCUUUGCCUGUAGGGACGAAUUGGUAAUAAAUAGAAUAUACAAUAUGUAAAAGAGAUUUCCUCACUGACUGCAUUGUGGAGGAAGUUCUUCAGCACGUACUACAUUUUCCUCUUAUUUCUUUAUUUUUUUUACAUUGUCUUAAGUUAAACGUAGACAUUACCAAAAAAACCACACUGAGCCUCUGCAGCAUCCUUUUGUUAAUUUAACAGUUCUGUAGUGGUAAUACUAACCUAUACAUUAUGCGUCACAUGACCGAUCCCAUCCUACACACAGAAUGUAACAGCUGCAGCCUGUGUUUUAAUGAGAAGAGAUUCUUGGCCGCUUUCUGGUAAAAAGUGUUGUUUUGACUUAGUCCCCUUUUUAUAGGUCUCAUCAUUGCUCUACUGCAAUAAACAACAUGUGCUAGAAUUAUUCGCCAUCUUUAGAUUGACAGCUCAUCUGCCCAUUUGUGUACAGCUUUCGUUUUAGUGCUGCAGCAAAUUCUCUUUUGUCUUUAUAAAUGAAUGAUAUUGACAAUGCAAACAAAUCCUUCUCCUUAUUUCGUAGAACAUUGUGUGACCAUUGGAUUUCUUCAUAUAAUAAUUAAAAAAAAAAAUUUAAUAUUUUUUGUUAUCCUUUUUGGAAUAGGAUGGCAAAGGACUCAGAAGUGUGCCAUCUGCUGGAUGAUUGUUAAAGCAAAUGUAGCAUGUAAACCAUUUGCACAUGCAAACGUUAACUAGUAAAACCACCCAGGCAUGUAACUUUUGAAAAAUGUACCUCUGUCAUCACAUUUCAUAUGUGGGACCUAAUAUUAAUAAUACCAAGGAAUGGCGUAUUGUUAAUUGCAGUGUAGUGUUCUCAUGAAUUAUUAUUGUUAUUACUACCACUAAUAUUAUUACAUGGUUUAUAUUUUAUAGAAAAUGGACCCCUUUAUUAACACAUGGCCACUUUGUAAGACAAAUAAAAGGCACAUGUUAUAAGUAGAUAUUAAGUAAGUUUGAAAGUGCCUAGUCUUAUCUAUAUGCAUUUAAAAAUGUGUGUCGGCAGUAGCAAUUGUAUUCAUGUAAUUGUUUGACUUAUGUUGAAGCUGAUCUUAUAAAAAGAAUUGGUUCAAGGUUAGGAGGUUUUCUAAAUUGGGAGUGGAUGAGAACUGAAAAUGGAUAUUUUAGGCUAAAUAUAUCACAUGGAAAAUAAGUUAGAUUAAAGGACUACUAUAGUGCCAGGAAAACAUACUCGUUUUCCUGGCACUAUAGUGCCCUGAGGGUGCCCCCACCCUCAGGGACCACCUCCCGCCCAGCUCUGGAAAGGGGAAAGGGUUAAAAACUUACCUUUUUCCAGCACUGGGCGGGGAGCUCUCCUCUUCCGAUCCUCCUCCUGCCCAUUCGGCUGAAUGCGCACGCGCGGCAUUUACAAUUCUUUCCUAUGGACGCUUGCGUGCUCUCACUGUGAUUUUCACAGUGAGAAUCACGCAAGCGCCUCUAGCGGCUGUCAAUGAGACAGCCACUAGAGGAUUUGGAGUAAGGAUUAACCCGUUUAUAAACAUAGCAGUUUCUCUGAAACUGCUAUGUUUAUAAAAAAAUGGGUUAACCCUAGCUGGACCUGGCACCCAGACCACUUCAUUAAGCUGAAGUGGUCUGGGUGCCUAGAGUGGUCCUUUAAGAGGUUCUCCAGCUUGACUGUCAUGACUUAAAAUCUAUCUAUCUAUCUAUCCAUCCAUCCAUCCAUCCAUCCCUAAUGAUUCAAUAGAAGGACAUUUGUGACUGUAUGUACUUAUUAGGUGCACUUGCCUUUUUAAAAUUUCAACAGCAUUAUGUCUAGAAUUUGGCACCAAGUCAGAUAUACGCAAUUCGUUCCUGUGUUGCAAAUCAGAAUCCAUCAGAAAAUUUCAGAAUAGAGAACAAAGCAUCAGACAAGAUCUCCUUUAAAACAGAAAAAAAAAUGUUCCAGCACAGGAAUCUCAGUAAAUUAAGGGGUGUGAGCGAUUGUUUCCUUGUAUGUGGUUUCCAAGAGAGCAGAGCCAGGCUUUCCAGAUUUAGAUUGCGUUCCAAUGCUGGUUAAAGUGCUGUGUGACAAGUCUUGUGACUCUGUAUCACACUGGAAUGCAUGAGAGGGGCUGUAAGGCAGUGCUUCUGUGCAACUCUGUUCUGCUGGGAGAAUCUUCUUUUCUCCCUUUAUUUCCUUUUAAAGGCAUGCUGAAAACCUCCUCGUGUCUCCAAUGAGUUUGAGGGAGACCUUUUGCAGCCCUUUAAGCUCAUUUUGCAGGGAGAUUGCCAUUUAACUUGUUCAGGGCUUCAAUGCAUGCUUCUCUGCGACACUAAAUGGAGAACAAGUCUUAGUGGGCACUGCAAUAUGUUGCAUUUCAAUGUAGAGAGUCUUAUGCAGCUCACUGCAGAAACAUGUUAGUAAGCAAUGUAGGGCUGCAUUGACGUCAGUGGGAGCCAGUAGAGUGCAUUGUUGUGCAGGGCAAUGAACAUGUGCCAUGCAUGCAGUAUUAGGUUCUCAAACAACGCUUUACGUAACAGAAAGGAAUGAUGCCUUAGUGUAGAGAGUCAUUAAAAUAUGUUGCAAGGUUCUAAUUGUGUUUUAGGUUUUAGUACAAGCACAUCUGAUAAUUGCAAAGCCUAUGCGAAAUUGCAAGUGCAAUUGCGUUUUAAUAUAUUAAAAUUAGGAUUCUUUGCCAGUCUUGUUGUAACACCAUGAUAUAUAUGUAUCCAAGAAAAAUGUAUUAAGCAAGACUGUAAACAGGAUUUAUAGUGUCAAAUAAAGCAUUGAAGAAGGUCACUCAUAUUUUGUAAGGAAGUAGACACUCUCAUCCCCACCUUCCAUGUCUCUGAAGACUAUGUUGUCUUUCUAAAAUAGCUAAUAUUUAUCUUUUUUUUGUGGGGGAGGAAGGAGUUAUGCUUUGCAUGAUAUAGUUUGCAUUGUUACAUUUUAACUGGCUGUCAUUUUGGAUUUGUUCCAGGCAUCUAGCCUUUUUGCUUACUUAUAUAUGUCUGCACUCCUUGAACUAAACACAUUACUUUGAAUGUUUUAAUGUGAUGGGCUUCCCGACAGUUCUAACAAACGUGCAUUACAGACAAAGCCAUACCAAGUGCUGAAUAUUAACAUAUUUCACUCAUAUACAUAUACGUGUUAUGGAGCUCGGGUAACGUGAUUGCAUUACAGAUGAAUCAGUCUGGCAUAAUCACUGUAGAUGCACAAUCCUGCUAAUGUGAUUGCUCUAAGGGAUUGUUGGCUAAACAGUAUUUGUUGUGAGCUGAUGGUCAAAUUGCAACGUGGGCAUUUCCGAAAACAAAGGCUUCUUUAUUGUUCAAAAAGAUCAAGUUUCGUGAUUUAAGAAGUUGUUAAGGACCACUAUAGUGCCAGGAAAACAUACCAGUUUUCCUGGUGCUAUAGGGUCAUUGGGUCCCCCUCACCCUCAGGGCCCCCAUCCUACCAACCUCUAGGGUGUGGAAGGGGUUAAUUCCUUACCUUUUUUUUUCUGCGCCGGGCUCCCUCGGCGCUGGGGACUCUCCUCCUCCGCGCCUUCUCACUGUGAAAAUCACAGUGAGAAGCACGGAAGCGCCUCUAGCGGCUGUCAAUGAGACAGCCACUAGAGGCUGGAUUAACCCUCAGUGAAACAUAGCAGUUUCUUUGAAACUGCUAUGUUUACAACAGAAAGGGUUAAUCCUAGCUGGACCUGGCACCCAGACCACUUUAUUAAGCUAAAGUGGUCUGGGUGCCUAUAGUGGUCCUUUAAAGGUUGUAGAAGGCAAUAACCAUUUGUAUGUACUUGUAGGUUCCACAAGCGUCCAUAGUGGUUUCAUCACUUUCUGAUCAUGACUCUUUCAUAAGUCUCCCCAGAUGCGGGUAUUCGUCCAGAGAAAUAGUAGAGCAAGUCCUAAAUGUAUAGCAAUCAGCAAGAAUGUUCCAUUGGUUACCACAGUGAUUACUCUACUUUUAGAACUUUGCCCCACGAUGCCUCUCUAUAAAAAAUCCAGUGUAUUCUUUUUUUUAAAUCAAGAUUUUUAGCAGGCAAUGGUAUUUACUGCAUAAAGCUUUUUAAUAUAUAUUUUAUUUCAGAUUUUGUUUUCUUGCACUUCGCACCAUUAAUGAGAAUGGUAGUCUGUGAAUGAAUUGACCGUAUUUCCUGCAAGCAUGCUACAUUAAUGGAAAGUAACAAGUAGCUGGUUUUAAUUAGCUCUCCAACUGCUUCAUGCUAUGAUGUGCUAUGGGAAAGCUCAUCUUCAUAAAUAUUGGCCCAUAGCCAGAUGCUAAGAAUUUGCUUGCUGUGUUUUUACUUUCUAACAUUCUAACAUCAGAGUCCAUUGACAGAAAAAGAUUGGCUGCUUUUUUUUUUUUUUAUUGCAGAUCUUAAUUUGCAAUUUUUUUUUUUUAGCCUUUGGUUCUGUGGACAACAUUGAGUAUUUGCAAAGUAAAUCGAAAGUACAAAAGGCUUUGUACGUUUGAGCUCUAGGAAGGCAUGUUUUAUUGCAAUGCAGUGCCAAUGAUUAGCCUAGUGAGUAAUAGUCAAAUAUAUAUUAACUCUUUCAUGACUUCGGGUUAGGUUAAUACAAAUACAUACUUGACAUUGGUCAUAAAGGGGUUAAAGCGCAGCCAAUUAAGCCUGUUAUGGAAAAAAAACUAUUUAUUGAUGACUUGUUUAUUAAUUGCUUUUUUUCCUCUCAAUCCCUUUUCCCUGACAUAGGCCUACAAACCUCUUUUAGAGACUAAACGUGCCUUUUUGCCCUUAGAGUGCCCACUGGGAGACGUUUCCUUAAUUAGGCCACUAGUGGCAUUUCACUGGUGGUACAAUUAACAAUUUGCCUUUUAAUACUGACUGGAUUCAUGCUCCUAGACCAGACCAGGUUAAUUAAUGGAACUUUUCAUCUGUCAUGAGACAAGUGGGAUUGCAAAAAAGUGGACUACGAAGGGGAAGUUUUCAUACUACACACAUCAGAUCACUGUCUGCUUUCAGUUCCAGGAGAACAAAACAGAUGAAUUAUUUGUUUGAUAAAAGUCUAGGAAAAAAUCUGGUAAACGUGCAUUUAAUGAACGAUCGUGUUCUAACUACAAAAUAAGUGAUCAUAGUUCACAUGUUGUUCCUACGAACUGCUUACUAAGCACAGUUUACUUUUGGAAUGUUCAGAAUUAGCAGGCAAUUAACCUAUUAACUUUGUUCUUUGAAAAUUGUUGAGGUGUGUAUGUUUCCAAGUGUUAGUCUUUCUUAGUAACUGGAGAGGCUAACAAACCCCUAACUGUCAUAUGGAACACAAAGGCAAGAUUUGGGGUUUUAAUCACUCAUCAAAUAAAUUAUGGUAAUUUACUAAAUGAUUUACACAAUUUAGUCGAGAGUAAUCAAGUUAAAAAAAAAGAUGGUUUGGCUAGUUUAAAAUGUAUUUUUGUUCAAAUAUAGGAUUGCCAGUUUACUAUAAUUUAGUCAAUAGAUCCCUUGUUUAACAAGCUGUACAGAGAGAAAUUAUGUAAAAAUACAUUUUAAACAUCUUAAUAUCCAAUUAUUGAUUGUUGCAUUGGAACAGAACUAAACCCUCAUGCACUUUAUUAGUGAUACAAAUCCAUCCAUUCUUUAAUGUACCAAGUUAAGAGCACAUCACAGCUUCUGCUUCGCUGGUCAGUAAAAUGAUAUGUGAAUCCCAUUCCUCAGAAAAUGAGAUCAGCUCAAACUGCUUUAUUCUCUCGUCCUUUCAUCUUCAUUUACCCAGUGCUCUGCUGUGAUCUGCUUUCAGGGUAUUUUUGGCCUAUCAGUCUGUUAUGCAGAUGGAGGAUUCAUGAUACGGUUGAAGGGGGAGAAUAACUUUUAAAGGCUAUCACAAAUUGGUUUUGAAAUUCGCAAAUGUUUUGAGUGUUCUUAAGUGCUGUGGAUGAGAUAACCAGUAGAUUUGUUGUGGUAUUUUACCUAGAAGGAUACUUAGAGAUGUAUCUACUUUUUAUGUGAAUUUGGCUCAUUUUAUUGAAUUUGGAAGGAUGAUAGGCUGCCCUCACAAGAGGAUGUCCUUAAGAAAUUGUCUUUACAAUUUUAACCAACCAUUUUAAAACAAGAAAUGUAGGACUCCAUUUACUGUAAUUCGAACAUGUACAGCAAAAUGGCUGAUGUCAUGACAGACAAUAUAGGAUGUAUCAGUUUAAAAAAAUAGACAAUGUCUUCUUUGGGUAUUUAUUUAUUUUUGUAUUCAGUGUGUGUAAGGCAAAAAGUGAUGAUUCUCUCCAUUUAACUCUAUUCUCUAUUUCCCCCCCUUGCUUUAAAUCGUUACUCCAAGCGUCAUAACCACUACAGCCUGCUGUAGUGGUUAUGAUGUGAGGAACAUCCUGGUUUGUUCCCCGGUAAUGGGGCAAACCAGUUUAAAUUACUCUGCCCUUUUACCACUUUCUAUUUUUUUCAUUUUCAUUGACAAUUCCUCAAGUUGUGCCUAUGUCUCGUGCAUAGCAAACUCUUACAAAAUUAGGCGUCACUAUGGACUUCCAAGUCCACACCUUCUUGAGUGUUCGAGGCUCCUACUAAUGCUGCUUUCCGUGGCUUGGUGAGAUCAGGCACGAGGAUUGGACUUAAAGUUAUUGAUUUCUGCAACUACGGUAACUGCUCAAAUAGCAGUGAACGUCCUGCAAAACUGAUGAAGAGUUGGUGGCCAAAUUCCAAUGACCCUCUUCUCCCACAUAAGAAAAUACUAUAAGGGACUUAACCCACUGUCCUUUGUACCAAUAGCAGUUUUUUCCAUCCAGAAGAAAUGAUAAACAUGGAAUGUGUUUCAUUAUAUAAAUAAUGGAAGAUUUACUUUUACCAUUCUUCUCAAAUUACUCUGUAAAAUCCAAUUCUUUAUCGUAUCUAUCUCAUUCCACUUCCCUAUAGCUGCCAGGCAUUGCCAUGGAGACAAGACGGUGUGAAUCAGCACUAUUUACUCUAAAACAAUUAAGGCAGCAAUCCUUAAGAAGGGGAAUCCCUCCUAACCCUUCAGACAAUAAAACACAAAUAUAGGAAACAAAGGCUGCGCUAAGAAUAAAAUUAACAGUAUGUAUACUAGCCCCCAAAAUAGUCCUUAGAACAUAAAUAUAUACCUCUGUUUUUAGAGGUAGGUGUUCUUUAUAACAGGGGCUGUCUUCUUGGUUCCUUUGGAAGACAAAAAAAAUAGAAGGAAAUCCAAUGGUACAGUAUAUCUGGCAGGAUAAGUGCAAUGAGAUAAAUAAUAAAAUUCCCACUCACAAUUUGUAGAGCCUAAGCCAGCUCUAGCAUGUAGCACCUGGAGUGGUUCAAUCCCUACUCAAGGAUAUAACAUGAGUGUUCCUCGAUUAGGAAAUGGUGUCUGGAGCUCAGUGGGAAAAAUAUAAAAAGGCAACAAUAGUGCUCUAGGUAAAAUCCACAGAUAAUUAAAAAAAACUAAGAUAAAAUAUACUCACAAAGGUGGAGCAGGCAAACUGCUCCUUGGUAACAGCGUUGGUGGAAUAAUCCCCACCUUGGAUUUUUUUUUUUUUGGAGUAAGGAUGUUAAAAUAGAUUUAUCGCCAGGGAGUAGUUAAUAAGAUAAUAAUAAAUGUAAUUGGCACAAAUAUAACUGUCAAAAAUUACAAUCCUUUAUUAAAUAAAAUCAAUUAAUAUCCAUAACGCAGGGAUACCUCCUCGCAUAAAGGGUGUGUGUUAGGCUAUCUGUUUAUCGCGACCAUAUUUUGUAGGGCAAGUAGGAUGCUCAGUGGCCAUAUUGUGUAGGGCAAUUAUGCAAUAUAUCGGGGCACCUAGUGGAAGACAAGUCUAAUGCUAAUUAGCCCUAAUAUAAGUGACGAAGUGUGUAUAUAAAGGAGCUAAUUAAUAUAAGGUUUUUUUUUUUGGUUUUUUUUAAAGAGUCAAAUAAAGAAAGAAAAAAAAAAAAGGGUAGGGGGGAUUCUUGUGUGAGACACAACUAGUAGUCAAAGAGUACAUAUUUCAAAGUACUGUGACUCAGUAAUGUUGAUAAUAAUAAAAACAUAAAAACUGAGUGGAAUAGAUGGAUAUGGUUAUAAAAUCAAAAUUAAUACAGUAGACAAUAAAAGUAGAAUAGAAGAAAAACAAUACAACAAGGCUAAUACAUAUGACGUAAAAACCUUAUGUAAAAAUAAAUAAAUCAAAAUCAGCAUUAAGCCCAUAAAGUGUUAGGGUUUGGAGAUUAAAUACCCAUUCCAUCUCUAUUUUCCUAAGGAUAUUCUUAAUAUCUCCACCUCUUUAGGGAAUCACACAUUUUUUUAUUGCUAUACAUUUUAACAGUUUUGUAUCUUUAUUAUGCAUGAUAAUGUGUUUUGAUACAGAAUGCUUUAAAGGACCACUCUAGUCACCCAGACCACUUCAGCUCAAUGGUUUGAAUGCUCGCGCGGCUCUGGCCGUGCAUGCGCAUUCGGCUCCACUUGGGAGCUGACGUCGACAGGGGAGGAAAGGUCACUAACGCUGAGGGAGGAUUAAGGUUAGUGACUGAAGGCGUUUUAUCCUCUUCAGCUCAGCGGGAUGGGGCCCUGAGGGUGCGGGGGACCUAAGGACUAUAUAGUACCUGGAAAAUUAGUUUGUUUUCCUGGCACUAUAGUGGUCCUUUAAAUAGUCCUUAGCGAUGUUUCUGCAAUGUUCACUAAGUCUAGUUUUUAAGCUCCUUGUGGUCAUUCCUACAUAGUUUCUCAAUUAUGAAUCCUGCUCUCAUUUACUGAGAAAUUAUUCAAUUAAAUUCAGGAAGUAUUACAUAUUUUGGGUGUUCUUUAUACUGACACGUAUUUAAAAAAAAUCUGUUGAUGCAAAGGUUUGGUUGUUUGUUUCUAUAAAAGAUGGCACAGCUUUUUGUUUCAACUGCCUGAAUUCAACAAAACUUCUGCAGAUAUUAAAGGGACACUAUAGUCACCAAAACAACUUUAGCGUAGUGAAGCAGUUUUUGAGUUUAGAUCAUGCACCUGCAGUUUCACUGCUCAAUUCUCUACCAUUUAGGAGUCAAAUCAUGUUUGUUUCUGUCUAUGAAGAUAUAGCCACACCUUCCGGGCUGUGACUGACAGCCUGCUUGAAAAAAAAAUGGUUUCAUUUUAAAUCACAUGUUAACUUGCUUUAUAAGUUUUUAUCUCCUGCUCUGUAAAUUGAACUUUAAUCACACACAGGAGGCUCAUGCGGGGUCUAGCAAGCUAUUAACAGUGCAGGAGAUAAGAACAUCUUAAUUAAACAGAACUUGCAAUGAAGGAAGUGUAAACAUUAGAUAACUCUUUACAGGAAGUGUUCAGAAAGUUUGUGUAAGUCGCAUGCAGUAAGGUGUGACUAUGGCUGCAUAAACAAAGUGAUUUUACUCCUAAAUGGCAGAGACUUGAGCAUUAAGACUGCAGUGACAUGAUCUAUAUACCGAAACGACUUCAAUAACCUAAAGAUGCUUUGGUGACUAUAGUGUCCCUUUAAGUAACAAAUCCAAAAGUGCCUAGACCCGUUUCCUUUUGUCCUUUCCUUAUUUAAUUCCCCUUUCUUAUGUGGUUCGCUGCUCAGUUUCCCCAUUAAAGUAUACCUGAGUGAAUGUCAAGUUGGCAAUCAGGUAGGUAGGUAUUCAGUGUAUUUAUUUUUCUGGCGAAUUGCCAAAAAUGAAUGAAUCGAUUAAUAGAAAUCCUUACCUUUGUCUCAAUCACCAUGGAUUUCUGAAAUGGAGUGAGUAGCUGAACGCAAAGCCGCCAUAACCUCAAUGACGCAAGUGCCAUCCCACAUUUAUUAGCAUGUCUAGCUUAGAAGUGGGUGGUUGCGCUUGCAAUAAAGAAAAUCUGUAUUAAUGACAUAAAACUACAUUGCCACCAGUUUCUCUAGAACUGUGUAUAGGUGAAAUGUUAUUCCCUCUAAAGAACCCCAAAACCACCCAGAUUUAAAUAUAACACAUUAUCACCUUAGCAGGCCAUUGAAAUUUUCCAGAUGUACAAAAGCGAAAGAGCCUCCACUUGCUGUAGGCUUUGUCUGAGAAUGUUUGUACCGUAUAACAGGUGCUGCCAGUAAGGUGGAACGCACGUGCUGGAACAGAUCUGUGCUACGUGCUGCUGGUAAAUGCAAGGUAAGAAUGACUAGGUGAAAUCUAUGCUAAUAACCUGAUGUACAUACUAGUUUCACAAUUUACUAAAUUCUUGAACCCUUGCCAAAAAUAUGUGUAUAUUUUAAAAAGGAAAUUAUUGUCCUGAAAAUAACCAAAAGCUUUGCUUCUCCAAUCAAGUGCUGCCUCGGAGUAGCAUUUGGUUGCAGGAUCGAGUACGACUCGGUUCUAGAGAAGGAAUUGCCUCUAGUGGUUGUCAGGAAGACACGAUGUAAGCAUUGCAAUGUCUCCAAAACGGCAAUCAGUGUUUCACAUUAUAGGGUUAAAAUUACAGGGCCACUGCGCCUUUUAGAUGAAGUGGUCUGUAUGACUUUAGUGUCCUUUUAUAUAAAUCUAUAAACAUAAAUAGGUUGAUGCUCCAUUAACUGCAGCUCUAUUAUGUAACUUAUCUUAUGAUAGAAUAUCAGUAGGUUUCAUCUGUAAUGGCUACCAUAAUAUGGUGUCCCUUUAAAAGAACAUACAUUUUGAUCUAUAAAUUGUCCCAACGUGCCAGUAAAUGUAAAGAUGAAAAGUUUUAUUUUGACCUUACUGGGCUUUAAUGCUAUUUUGUUGACAAAGCAGUAAAAAACGCAUCUGUGAGUUUUGGGCAGCUGUGUGAGCAGCUUCCUCACCCCCAAAAAAUGUCUGGUGCCUUCCCACAGCUCCUAGUGUGCACUUGCUCAUGUAGCGUUGGAUGGAGCAGCUGCAUGUGUUUGGAGGUAUGGCAAGGUUUUUUUUUUCUUUUUCUAAUCUAUAGAUUUGCUGGUGAUUUCACCAGCACAGAGGAUGGAUUAUAUCCAUAUCUACCUUAAUGUGAACUCUGUGGAAUUAAAGUCCCAGUUUGCUUAAUUUAACACAAACACAGCUGUAUUGAGCUUCACCAUGUGAAUUAUAAGCUGUUCUGUUAAAUAAACAUUUUGUGUUACAUCAUUGUCACAGUUUGUGUUGUUUAAGGGGCGCUCUUUUGUUUAUUUUUAGUGUUUGGCACUUGGCAGUUGACUACAAAGUUAGGCUAUUACGCACGGCUGUUAACAUAUUCUGAAUAGCAUUGCAGAACAUUUUCUGCCCAUGCAUUGACUAGCUCUCUGUUUUUGUUAUUCCUAAGUACAGGUCUGCCACAAGUCCUUGGCUAUCAUCAGGUCCAGUAUGACUGAACAUGUAGAGAAUUGGACUGUUGGAUUGAAAAAGAUGAAACAUUUCUCAAACUCAUCAAGGCAUAUUAUUUUACUAUACAAUAUAAAUAAAAAUAUCAAUAAUAUUAUAGUUAAUAAUAUGAUUAUUUGUGUUAAAGAAUAAGCCCUCCCAAAUGCCCAUUUCAUCGGAUAGUCUCUAUUUCAGGGUUUUGUCCUUCCAUCCCAACUUUGUUACUUCGGUUCCAUAUUUUAAUGUCCAAAUUGACCCCAGAAAGUAUAGCGCCAGUGCUACAUUAGAUGCUCUUGUGGUACUCUCAGGCACUAGAACCAUGCAGAGAGAACUGAAAUAGUGUUCAAUGUCUGGUGUGCCCUUAGUGUGCCAACCACCUGCUGUGAUUGGCAGUCAACCUGCCGUGCAUUCACGCCAGGCUGACCUGCCUAUUCCUAGAGUGGAUACGCACACUAUCUGUAACUACCCCCUUAUGGUGGAGCAAGGAAGUAAUGCACUCCCCUGUUUCACAGUUUAUUGGGCAGACUAGAUGUGCUGAAUGGUUCUUAUCUGCCGUCCCAUUCUAUGUCUACAUCCUGCGCUAUGGGACUCCAAUGCCUAAAUAAUAGGAACAAUGGGCCUACAAAAGCACUUAUAUAAAUACAUAAAACAGAUACAGAAGCAUACAGUAGUAACAAUAACAAAACAAGGGAAUGACAUACAUGGUAUGGUACACAAAACAAACGACAGACGUGAAGCCCUUCAUUUGUUGAACCUUAUUGAAAAUGCUGAAUAAAAAAUGUGCAAAAUUCUGAAAUAUCAAACAAAUACUGUCACAAAGAAACUCGUUGCUCCCCUGCAUUUUUGAACGAAUUUUGAAUGAACUUUGUUUUGCUUCCAGAUUGCUGCACCAGUCGAAUGUUGUUUGUUUGUUUAAGGUUUGGCAAAACUGCAAUGAAAUUGUAUUUAUUAUUUUUAGCCACAGCAUUGAUGUUUAUAGGUUAAUACACAUAAGAGCUUAUGAGACAUACGACUUUGUGCAUCUUAAUCUGUAGCCAUAGCAAACUUAUAUCUAGCAUCAAUAAUGAAAUAGAUGUAAUCUUCCCCACCCCCAUAAUAAAGAAAUAAAAAUGUGUUUUGCGAAUCCUAAACUCAUCAAUGGGAUUACAGGUGGAGUGCGCACAUAAAUAUAAAAUAAACAGUACUUUAAGUUAUACUUAAUUAUACAUUUUCAUAAAAUAGUAGAUCACACUGUGAAAAGUUUAAACCCCUUUACUCAAACGGUCAUCAAGCUGGAUACAUUAUUUAAGUACAUGCGUUCCAUUGUUAUGAAAUAUUAUUAAUCAGAUUAUUAUCCAUCAUAUAAUAAGACAUAUUUAGUCUUUUUUUCUUUCUUUCUUUCUUUCUUUCUUUCUUUCUUUCUUUCUUUCUUUCUUUCUUUCUCAUGGUCUGUUUAUUUCCAAACCAGAGCCAAACGGGAUGUAUAAAGCUCUGUGGGAAGACGCCAGACCAGUAGUGCUAAGACAGUGUUAUGUUGGGAUUGCCUGUGCCAUCUAAGUAGUUAUGCGUGAUUAGAUUAAAAUAUAAGCUAUUUAUUGUUGGAACAAAUGUCCUUAAAGUAAACUAAUGUGACAUAAGCUCGAUCUUUCAUCAGUAGGAUAUGCAGUACUCCCUGGCACAUUUUUUUGCUGGCACACGACGGCAGUGAUGCCUUUCACGUAGGUGAAAAAGCCUGGUUGGCCAACGGAAGGCAUUCUGCUUUUUUAGAAGGACUGCAAUCAAGACUGUGAGCAAUAGAGCUUAGAGUUCAAAUUGAAAUAGCAGAAUUAGCAUUCCUUCUGGAUCCAUGAUUGCCUGAAUAUUAGCAUACUGCAGUUUAAAAUGUGCUUCAGUGAUUUUCCUUUCCCUCUUACAGCGCUGGGAAGUUAUAAAACUGAUAAUGAAGCAAUCGUGGCUGGGUGAUCACAGUGUCCAUACUUCUAACUGCUAUAUAUUAGUUUUCAUAAAAUCUUUGUUAUAUAGCUUCAUACAGUAAUGUGAAUUCUGUGCAGAUGUAUUGAGGGUUUUUUUUUUUUAGAUUUUAAGUCUGCAAGCAGGUAUUUUAAGUUUGUUUAUUUGUGCGUUUGCAAGUUACGUUUUGUUCUUUUCCUUAAUGUAACCAGAUUUAUGGAACUUGCUGGUGAUACAAAAAUAAAUCACAGUAAGAAUACUUUAUUUCUGCCCUGUGAAAUCAUGCCCUAUUUAGGAUUUUGUUUACAUUGCCCCCAUUGGUUGUACAUAAAAUUGCCAUAAUUGUUACGUUGACUCAUAAUGAUCCCAUGUAGGCUCCAGAGAACUUCAGUGUAGUAAAUCAAUAUCAUUCAUAAAUUGAGCAGUCAUGUGGAUAUUUAGUACGGCUCACCGAUCUAAUACUAAUUUACACCUCUAAAAAUUGUGACUGAAAUUGAUUGGACUUGCAUGAUUGUACUGACCACAUUACAGUAAAUAUUUACCAUCUUCUUAUUACAUAGUUACUAUUGUGUCUACUAAAUCUACUUUUACACACACUCAUUCUACAUUGGAAUGUAACUGGCUAAAAUCAAACUCCAACUUAUUCCAAACAUAUUAAAUGCCACUCGUGUAUAGAUGUAAAAUAAAUCAUUUGGCUUCUAUCCUCUGAAAAUCCCUGGCCAUCUGUUCCCUGCUGGUGAACUGUGCUAUUUCCAUCAGUGGAUCUCAUCGAGACCAUUUGAUUGGUGCAACGCUGCGUUUUGCCAUGCAUGCACACUAGCCUCCCAAUGAUUUCCAAUAGGAAAGCAUUGGAUUGGCUGAGAUAAUCUUAAUUGAUAAUCUUAGCCAGUGAGUCAGUCAUUCACAGAGAGAGCACUGCGUUGAGGUGGCGCUUAAGCAGAGAGCAGGGCACUAGUGUUAAGAAUGCAUGCUUGUAUUCAUAAUGGUAUAGUGUUCCUUUAAUGCAUGGAUCCUUUCUUUACAUAGUCUACUCUGUCAUAUACAUAACACUCUAACUCAAAACUUACAACAAAAGCUCAUUCUUUUCUAAGUGUCCAGACUUGGUUAAAAUUUUUGACAGUUUAUCUUUGAAUGGUGCCAGGGGACUUCUGGCACCAUAACCACUUUGUGCACCAUAGUGAUUAUGAUGCUUAAAACAUUCAUUUAAACUUAUUAGAAUGGUAAUAUAGUUGCACCCACUUAACUCUGCAAUCGUGUUUUAUAAUACUCCUGACCUAUUUGUAUUUAAUUAAAAGCCAUAACACACACAUGCUUUAGAACCAAAUUAAUAUUUACAUUUACAGAUGGAUAAACAAUUCAGAUGGAGAACCUUGAUCACCAAUUCUUUCAUCCUUCUGUGUUUGGUUUAGGUCAAAUGUACUUGAGUUAUAUAAAGAUGCAGAUGCACUGUGACUGUAUUUCUCGUUCUGCCAGUUUUGUUGCAGUUUGGGGUUUUCGUAUUGAUAAAACAGGAUAUGCUGGCAAGCUCAUUCAGGCCGCUGCUAGGCAAAAUCAGCUUUUGUAUACAUGCAAACACACUCCUUAGAGCUGUGAUACCGGUUCUACUGAGACAAUGGACCAAACAUGAAAAAGAGCAUUGUCUCUUAUUUUUCAGUUGGUUUCUUGGCUCCAUCAGACACAAAGAAAGGCAGGGCGUAAAUAUUAGGUUAUAAGUCAUGGGUUCUAGGAGCAAGCGUAAAUCUUAUAUCGCUUUUUAAAAGUGACAUUACUCUUUAGCUUCUUUAAGGUGUUACUGUCGCUUAUCAGGACUUUCUAUUUUUUUUGCUACUUACGCUUGUGUGUAGCACUUGACAGAGAAACACAGACACAAAUGUCUUCUAACUCAUAACAUCAUAUUUCAUUUUCCAACUCCUUGAGAUGACGCCACCAGAAGCAAUGUUAAUUUUGUACUAUAAUAUUAGGUUUAGGGAAGACCGCAGGAUCCUCCAUGUAUAAGCAGACAAUAUUGUCAGUCUUUAAAAUGGAUGUGAAGGUUGAAGUGCUUGGCUAAUUGUUCCAUACCUGCCAAGGGGAUUGGCCAAUGUCUCAAAUCAUGUCACUCACACUGGCCAAAGUACCGUAAAAUCUGGACUGUGCCACCUAAAUCAGGAUGCUUGGGACGUAUGACAAUACUCUCCAAACAUAUUUUUGACCUAAAUUAAAAUGGAUUAAAUUGAAUAUUUCUAACAAUAAUCAUAUUCUAUAUGUCUACUCUUUUCCAUUCAAUCCUUUAAUGCCCUUUCCCCUUGUGGUUUAUUCUGUUGCAAACACAAUGGUGGCUGUAAAAUGGAAAAUCGUAUGAGGAUUUAUUAAACAAGCUCCAAGACCUAGAAUCAAUUCUAUAUAUAAAUGUCUCCCAACAGCCAGUUUCAGGGUUCUGUUCCAGCAGUCCAUCUUUGUUCCCCUUGUGGGGCAGCCAGGAAACUUAGACACACUUGCAUUGGCGUAAGCACACAAUUGCGCUAGACUCACUGCAUUAGAAGUUAUGCCAUAACUUCAAUUUAAUAACCCCUCCACACACACCAAACACCUCCCCCACUCCCCCCCCCCCAAAAAAAAUAAAUAAAUAAAACACUACUAAUCAAGCCUUGUUAGAACAGCCAUUUUAAGAAUAACAUAAGGGGCCUGGCAUUGUUAAUGUGCCCUCUGGGACUGGGUUAUUUAGACAUCUAAUGAAAAACACAUGCUUAAUGUUGCAUUUUAUAUGGUAAUUUAGGAGCAAUAUAGCUUUUGUGUAGGAGAUAAUUGAUAAAUCUAAACUUAAAUGCAGGCACAAGGACAGACGUUACAGAAGGCAAAAAUGAUAUGUUGCUGCAUGUUAAAAAUUAUUUCUGGUAGAAGAUUAUUGGGGAUGUUAAAUUAUAACUUUACCAAAGUCAUGUUACAUUCUGAAUACAUCUACCAGACAUCUACUUAUUUAUUAACUCCUGCAUUAACCUAUGGCUAGCAUUUUUAGAAGAAGCUUGCAGUUUUUCUAUUUCUUAAUUACAUAUUCAGGCUAAGCUUGUAUAAUUGCAACAAAAACAAAAAAUAUGCGAACUGUGAGAAUGGGCAAAAUCUUAGAGAAAGUCUGUAGCUUCCCCUUCUGUUAGUCCUCGCUGAGGUCUCAACAUGUUUUUGCCCAUUACAAUGGGAACCUAUAGUAUUUGCAUAUCAGGCUGAUCCCACGCAUAACGGCGGUCCAGAACCAAAAUGUUGGCAGGUUCUCUCUGCACAAGAGAUACAGCAACCCUGGACGAUCGUUUCAGCCUUCUUUGGGCCUUAUCAGUGAGGUGUAGCUGAUACCUCUCUAGGCACAGUGAGCACGGAGUCCACGUCUAGAAUACCCUUUUAGCUUAAGGAGAGCUCAAGCAAAUGCAUUGCAGCAAAACAGAGAAUAUGAGAUCUCUAAAAACGGGCAAAAGCUUAGAGAAGCUCAUUUAAUUGAUUUCACCCACAACGGCAGUCCAGAACCGAAGUGCUGGCAAGUUCCCUCUGCACAAGCGAUAGAGCAACCCUGCCUUUCGGUUCUGGACUGCCCUUGUGGGUGUGAUCAGUCUGAUAUGUAAAUGGUAUAAGUUCCCUAAUAUUCUUAUAUUAACCCUUAUAUUAUUCCCAAAAGGCAACAUGGGCAAACUAAGUUUCUCUAAGCCUUUUCCCGUUCUCAGAGUUUUCAUAUUCUCUGUUUUUUGUUAUAAGCUUGUACAAUGCCUUGUGGAUAAGAAAAUGUAAUCUCAUCUUUAAUAGGGUGCUUAUGAAAUAUGCAUGCAGAAGGGCUGCUUAAUAAAUUUUUUGUUUCUGCAGUAUUCAUACUCUUACACAUCCAUUUAUUAGGAGUAGGAGUCAUACCUCCACCCUACAGAACGUCUGGUAACAGAUUCCAAAAAUAAAUAAAUGGAAUUGAGCCAGAGAGUAGUUUGAAAAGAAUUGUUUGAAUUCACAGGAAUUAUAGAAUGGUGAGUCAUUUCACAGUUAUUAAGGUUUGUCCACAUUGAUUUUAGCAAUUACUCCCAACUUCCCGUAAGUGUUGUUAUCUCUGUAUGGGGUGCGGGAGAUAAAUAGAAAUCCAAAGUACUUUUUUUUUUUUGACACAGGCUAAUUUUAUUUUUUAAUAAUCAGUCUGCUCUUUAGAGGACUUUGUGUGCCUACCUGGAAAUUCUAAGCUUUUGAACCCAAGUAUUAUUUUUUCAAGUCGACCACUAGUGAAGAGUUACAUGGUUACAAUCUUGGUCAGGCUUCGUUAUGUGACAUACAUUAGAAGGCAGUGCCUGGUGUUUGAUGCCUUUGUAAAAUGCCCUGUGUUUGCAGACAUGCAGAUGAUCAUGGGGGGAAUUAUGCUGUUGCUUGGCAGUCCUGAUUUGAAAUCUGUAUCCCACUAUCCAGGGUAAUUAUUUGGAUGCUCUGCAUUUUUGUAACACCAUAGAAAAUCACCAAAAUAUUAGAUUCCUAAAAAGCAAAUCCUUGAAUUAGUGAUUUCUUGCCAAGUUGUGCACAGGCAUGACCAAUCUCAUCUGCCAAGUCUGUUCCAGGCUGACAUGCCUCCUGUGCCAGCUAUACCUGGAGAAGUAUGGCAACCGGUCUUUUAUAGGAUUACAAAAUUCUGCUGCAGUAACUUUUUUACUUGCACUCCCCCUUGUGAUGUCCUUCCUUUCUCAGAUGGUUUAAAGGGAUACUAUAGGCACCAAGACCACAUCAUCUCAUGGAAGUGGUCUGGGUGUAGUGUCCCUAUCCCCUUAACCCUGCAAUGUAAAAUAUUGCAAUUUCAGAGAAACUGCAGUGUUUACUUUGCAGCGAUCAGACAACCUCUAGUGGGUCUCUACAGCGUUAGGAAUACAGCUUUGUUUUCCUGAAUCUGUGGUGUUCCUUUAAGCUGUGCAGCAAAAUAGAUUUUUAUAUUGACACAUGUUGAUCAUAGAGCAUUACAUUACAGCAAGGGAAGUGUUGUUAUGGGAGAGCUGUGAGACACCUGGCCAAAACCUUCCCCAUUGAUUGAUCCAGCUGUACUAACACUACAGACUUUCGGGAUGCACUAUAGAGAAACAUUUGAAUUUAAAGUAAAAUUAAUGAAUAAAUAGAGGAUAACAAAUAAAAAAAAAAUGUACUUUGUGUCAAAAUCUAAAUAUACCAAAAGCUGAUGCCCCUUUAAAUAUGCUUGUUGGAGGAGCUUACCUGCCAUGCCUAGCAAUCUAGUUAUUUGUCCUGUUAGUGUAGCGGCUAAGCAAAUAAUUAUACUUUUUGGUGUUGACUUCAAUUUCCCCAGCAUGUGACAUUAUUAUAGUCAGUACUUCUGUGACCUCCAGAGUCAAAAGUUACAACUGGCUCCGUCAGAUAGAAACAUAGGAAAAUUCUUAAAGUUGUUUUGGAACAGCUUCUGGGAGAUUCCUAGGGUGCUUUGAGAACAAACUGUGGUCUUCACAUCUCAAUAUGCCCUUUUGCGGAGAAACACCUUUCUCUGGAUCAUUAAUGAGAUUGAAGACCGGCACAAGGCCAAAGAGUAAAUAGACCCAUAAUGCAUGUUUUUUAAUAGUAUUUAAAAAAAAAAAAAAACUUUUUUCCCUUUAUGAUAAGAUUAUUCUUGGAUUAGUUUUAAGGGUAUCUACCGGUGGGGAUGACCUCUUAGGAUACAAUGUUCAAUUUUUAGUUGCAGCCAAAUCUGGCCUUAGAAACAUUGCAAGGUUUUUGCAAUACUGUACUCUCCCUGCACAGAUGAGGCAAUACAAUUAAUAAGGAAGGAGUGGGUGAAAAAGAAACUAGCUCGAGGCUCAGGCCUGUGGUAUUAUGUGUGAAUGUAUUAUGGAUUUUUUUCCAACUUACUUUACUACCCUGCUGUUCUUCUUGCAUAUUUUGCGUGUUAGAACUAGUCAGAAUAAUCUUUCAUUCGAUUUGGUAGUAUAUACUCAUGUACUAGGGAUGGGCAUAUGUACAUAGCUGUUGUAGGAUUAAAACUCCCAUGGGGAUUUGCCAUCUUAAAGUAAAACAAUACCUUUUUUGCAGACAUUUUCAGAAUUGGUUGUAAUUACCUAGGUUUAGCAGCUCCCGGGGUUCACUAGCUUCUGUGUGAUCCCUUUAUCAAUAGCCGUAUACCUUAUGUGCAUACACUUAUACCAUAUUUUGUCCACAAACAUUGCAAACGCAUUGGAGUAAUUUAUACUACUAUAUGACCUCAGGAAUAUAUUCGCAAGCCAAACAAAUUUGCAUUUACUGUGACCAAAGGGGUAAGUGAGACAGCACAGGCUAAAACUAGAUGACUUGUCGCAGGGUGACAGGAAAGGCCAGAAUCGUGCGCUAAUUUACUGUCCAGAAGCCGCUUCUGUUGGAAAAUAUCAAAUUGUCUUUUCUCUCGGGGUUGUUAGAUUUAAUCUGAUGCUUCCUUGCUUGAGCUUUGAUGCUAUAUUUAGCUCUGAUUGCCUCCUCUUGUAUUGCUGUGUAUUUACUGAAUACUGUACAAAAAUCAGAGCUCUGUUACUAGGUUGGACUAUCAUUGUUAUUUUUAUUUAAAAAUCCCUAAUGCAACUCCGUGAUUAAAUAAAAGCCUUGACUUUGAAUUACAGUUAUUUGAAAAAGAAUGGGAACAGUUUGUAAAAAAAAAAAUGUAAAAAAAAAAUACAAAACCAAACUAAACAAAAUUAUAUAAAUGUCUUUUCUUCAGAUUUAUUGGCACGGAUACUCAAAACCAGAGCAGAGCGAUUUUAACGUAGUGGGGAUACUUUGUGAAUUAGUAUUGUGUCAGUGUUUAUCCUGCAGCCUUUAUAAUCUGUAGUAGGCUGUGUGCUGUCACCCCCAACCCUGGUCAGCUCCUCAUUGGGUUAAUCUGCGUUUUCCCUCAUAACAGUUUUAUUACUGAUAAUAGGCAAAGGCAUUGCUCAUCCCAAUUUCCUUUUACAGUAUGGCUUGAGGCUGCUGGCUCGGGCAGAACACAGUUCUCUUGCAUUCUUCCUACUUCCCUUGUUUGGUCCUCGCUGUUCAUCCUAACUGCCUUCACUUUGCUGAUUUCUCAUAAUGCUAGAUCCUACAGUGGGGUCCAAAUACAAUCUUUUGGUGAGAAAUCUGACACUAUAGACACUGUUAAUACACAUUCGUGGAUGUUCGUUAAUAGGAAGAAGAAAAACAAAACAGACACCCUCACUAGUAACCUCUCUAUUCAUUUUACAUGAUAGCAUGGUCUGCUUAUUUUGUGUUAGGGUGGGGAUUACAGCAAGGUUAGGGUCAGGUGAACCUGAGAUGAUGUGUUUGUUUUUUAUAGAGCUUAGCUAUGAAACAGGUGCUUGGUAUGGUGACAUUUGUCUUUGCGGCCCCCUGCCAUCAUUUAUAAAUCUUCUUUUCCCAUCUAAUCCAUUAGAGAGUGCUGGAGGGUCACCACAAAUCUUUUGGCAAGGUCCGCUUCUCUGUAUUUGAGGAACAUGCAAUAACAGAGGUAUUAUAACAGAGUCUCUUAUAAUAUGAUACUUUUUUUUUUUUUCGACAUACGUUAAAAAUAAUGCAUCUUUUCACUGAGGAUUCCGCAAACAGCAGUUAAUUGCAAAGGGGGAGUUUUUAGAUCAACAAAAAGAAACCACAGAGCUAAGGCUUUAAGAGAUGUUGAUUCUUUGGUCUACUUUUAAAGGAUCACUAUAGUGUCAGGAAAACAAAGCGGUUUUCCUGACACUAUAGUGCCCUGAGGGUGCCAUCACCCUCAGGGUCCCCCUCCCGUGGCGCUGAAGGGUUUAAGACCCCUUCAGCAGCUUACCUUAAUCCAGCGCUGGUGACCUCUCCUCCCCCGCUGACGUCAGCUCCCCUGGCCAACGUCACAGGAGCCGAAUGCGCAUGCGCCGCAAGCAUAUUCAAAGCAUUUCUCAAAGUUUCUCUGAAACUGUUAUGUUUGCAUCUGAAGGGUUAAACCCUGAGGGACCUGUCACCCAGACCACUUUAUUGAGCUGAAGUGGUCUGGGUGACUAUAGUGUCGCUUUAAUGGUUUUCAUAUACAGAAAUCUAUGGAUGUACUUAUUUUAAUCCAGGGCUUACAAAGUUUUACUAUACCUAAAAAACAAACAAAAAACAAACAGUAUUUAUAGGGCAAGGCCUCCAUUUUCCCUCUUAUUUAAUUUUUUUUUCCCAUUGUCGUAUGGUAAUUUGCAUGUCCUUCAUGGGUUAAUGUAAUUUUCGCUAAGCCGCCUUGUGUUGAUUUCGUACUGGUGUCACUGAGUGCAUGCAUGGAUGCAAAGUCUAUCUAGAGGACUUAUUGAUUAACUAUGUAGUGACUUAUUUACCUGCCACUGCGUACACAUAUAUCAAAGUAAGUUACUAUAUCAAAGUAAGUUACUAUGUAUAUCAAAGUAAGUUACUAUAAGCUAAUGAGAUCCUUCCAAGCAUUAUGGUCCAUAGUUUGGGCACUUUGGUAUUUAAGUUCAUAUAACUGAUGCAAAAAGGGGUAAAGGAUACUAUGUAGUUGUGCUUUUCUCAUAGUAGCUUUGUUCUGUUAAGCAACUGUUUCAUUUGAGCAAUCAAUGAACCACCUCUCCAGUGAAUGUAGAUAGAUAGUGCUCCAUUUUGAAAGAACAUGACCUGUUACACACAUACCAGAGUCGUAAUGCAGAAUACUUGCAACAUGGUGAAAGAUGUUCUAGGUGAAAUGUCUCUCUCGCUUGUUAAUAGGAAUAGUUGCCUUGAGGGAAUUGUAAUGUAAAUCUUAGUAAGUCUCUGGCCCAGAUAACUGGUUGUGUUGCCAGACAUACCGAUCCAUUGAAAGUGAUGUAUCAUGGCAUGUUGCAGUUCAAGUCGAAUACUGCAGCCUUAAAUUACUGUAAUUAUGAUGUGGCCAGUGUCUUCACAGGCUUACAUAUCAAACAAAAAAAUAAAAUAACUAAGGACAGAAUAUGUGUGAAAAAUGAAUUGGAAGGUAAGUGAGUAGAGAAGAAAUUAAGAAGCUGCUGAUGACUCGCUGUGAUGGGAGUUACCAGACUCACAUCCGUUAGAAAUUGUUGGCUUCUGCUGGCCCUUGCUUCUGGGUAUUUUAAUGAGCCAUGACUCAUUAAAAUGUUAAAACUAAAACUAACGCCUAUUUUUUGGUAUGUGUUAUAGAACUACCAGACUGUCCAUUUUAAUGGCUCCUAAGGAAAAAGGAUGGCUUAUGAACAGCACAGAGUAAACUUAUGUUCAGAUGUCGGCCUUCGAUGUAAUAUUUUUGCAUAAGCUAUCAAACGAGUUCAGAUUUUCAUAUGAUUUUAUCUUCAAAACAAAAAUACUCUUUGACUUUAAUUAAAAUAUUAAAAAAUAUGAAAUCGUUUCACAAGCUUAUCCAAACAUAUUAAAAUGAGACCAUUAUACCUUAAAACUCCAUGUCUCAUUAAAAAUAGAAACAGAAACAAAUUUUACGAUUCUCCUUUAGACUACAAUAAGACACAGCACCACUGUGAAGGUAAAGGCUGAGAGUGGAACUGCAGCAAAAAAUUGCUGCUUCAGCAGUAUUUACAGCUUAAUAAACUGCCCUUCAGCGAUGAUGAUUUAAAUGAAGUCACAGCUAUAACAGAGGCAAAUAAAUAAUGAUAUUGAUAAUGUCAAUGCUGUUGUCAUAAAGAGAUAAUUUUAAGAUCAUCUCCAAAUGCUUCCACAUUCUUAUACUAAAUGACCUCUGUAGAUUACAUUAGUUUCAGAAUGGCUUUAAUUAGGUUUUUUUUUGUGUGUGACUUAAACACAAAUAUGAGAAGAUUGCACAAUUAUAAUAGAAAAAUGGCACAUUGAUCUUAAACAUAGUUCAGUGGUAACAGGGUCUCUCAUAAUAUGAUACUGGGUGAAAAGAUUUAUUUAUUUUUUGCAACAUUUAUUGAAAAUAAUGCUAUAAAGAUGUGUAUAAAUAGACUUGAAUAGGCCAGAAAAUGCUUCCCACAGCUCCAGAAGAGUGUGUGUAUGUAUGUAUGUAUAUAUGUGUGUGUGUGUGUGUGUAUAUAUGCAUGUAUAUAUAUAUAUAUAUAUAUAUAUACAUAUAUAUAUAUAUAUAUAUAUAUAUAUAGGAUAAAGAGAUGCACUCUCAGGACUUUGAAAAAAUAGUUAAUUUAUUCCAGCAGGUAUAACAUCAAAGUUUGCCGACGUUUCGACCCAUUCGGGUCUUUCUCAAGGUCAAUGUACCUGUGCUUACAAGCCAUUUAUAUAGGACAUAAAAAGAAGUACUCACCAAUGUUAUAGAUUGCUUCAGCUAAAUGCCUUCUAAACUUGACAUGGUUGGUGAAAUGUUUUUAACAUAACAUUCUUUAUUUUUUUGAUCACUUCUUUAGAUAUAUGGUGACACUUUACACAGUAUAUUUGACCUUAAGAUCUUUGCUUAUUUUUUUAUAUUAGGCUGCAUUUUUGCGGAUUUAUGCACUCUGCACUUUAAUCAGAUUUCAUCAAUAGAUUGAUAUUAGACAUUUCACUUGCACAUCUAUGAGAUAUUUACCGAUCUUAUAAUUAAUUGUUUUCCUAUCGGAAGCAACACCACAUGAUCACUUAUGCAUGGAUCAUGUGAUGUUCUAUUUCCGGUUUCACUUCCGGGUGUGCACGGAGGGAUUCAGGGGGUUCUUCACAGAUUGGUGAGUACUUCUUUUUAUGUCCUAUAUAAAUGGCUUGUAAGCACAGGUACAUUGACCUUGAGAAAGACCCGAAUGGGUCGAAAUGUCGGCAAACUUUGAUGUUAUACCUGCUGGAAUAAAUUAACUAUUUUUUCAAAGUCCUGAGAGUGCAUCUCUUUAUCCUCUAUAUAUUUUAUCUACAUGGGAUUGCACCCAGGCGAUAUUGAGCUACACAUUUGAAAGGGUGAGUGCCAAGAAAAACAUUGUUUUAUAUAUAUAUAUAUAUAUAUAUAUAUAUAUACACACAUUUGAAUCCGUUGUGUGUGUGUGUGUGUGUGUGUGUAUAAUUUAAUAGCCGUUGCAAUGCUUGUGGUGCCAGGUUGUGAAAGAGGUACAGUCACAAUUCAUGGAAUGUGGAAUCUUUCUGCUGAUUUCUCAACUGUGGUCCUAAAAUUGCUUUUCAUCACAGGCAUGAACGUGUGUUUGAUGUUUGGUUUUUGCAAUAUUUCAACAGAACCAAAAAAGUUUUUUUGGUUUUUUUCAUAUCGUCACAGUGUCUUUUUCCAGCCCAUGUAAUAAUAAUGAAGGUUGUUAAUUUAUAAAUAAUUUUACCAGGAAGCAGACAUUAAUAUAAUUUUCAAGUAUCCCCAAGAGAAUGAACGAAUUAACAAAGUCUUUGUCCCAUAAGCCUUUAAUGUUAAGGGUGUAAUAUUAUAAACAUGUUGUAAAUUAACAUUUAGGCAUACUUUAAAAUUGCAAUGAAAAUACAAAACAAAUGGAAAACAAACACCCAUUAAAAUUCUUCUAGAUCUACAAUGUGAUCAGCAGCGAGAAUGCUGAGAGUUUAAUAUUUUGACAUUGGAGCAAUUUAGUCUUACUAAAAUGCUAGUGUUUCUGCCAGCUCAAACUGAAUAUUUCUAGGUAGAUGUAGUAUGUAAAUAGUGGUAUGUUCACAGGGUAAACAGUGCCUUGUAUGCCCUGCAUGUGUUACUUUGUAUAUAAUACACACACGCACCUGUCUGUGCAAGCACAACGUCGGUUUGGUGUAAACAUUGUCUGAGUGCAAACUAAAAAUGACUUAAAAAUAUGUACACAACAUUAUAGUAUUUAGAUUGACAAAUAUCAGUAAAGCCUCAACAUGUUACAUUAUGGAUCAUAAAGCAUAAUAUAAAUGUUUGGAAAGGUUGUUGGAACGGCAGUUAAAUGUCUCUGUGGAAUAAUACAGAGACGCUAUAUAAUAGAAAAACUACAGAUUAAUAUAGUGGUUAUGGUGGAAUCUUUAGGCUCAGUUCCAUUUUUUUUUCCGAGCGGUUUGACCAAGAUCAGGGUUUUCCCAGUUAUCAAAAUCCACCAAUAUCAAAAAUAGUUUAACUACUGCAUGAUCUGUCCAACUCUUUCCAACAUAGCAAUGAUACAAAUGAGCAGACCUUAUUGUUGCUGUCCAAGGUUAGACGAAUAAUGCGGAAGGGAAGAUGCUGUGUAAGCUGGCAGAGUUUGGAUAACAGGAAAGCAAUGGAUGUUGGAACCAAAAACAACUCUGUGUUCCAUAACCACUACAAUAUGCGGUACUGGUUAUAGUGCUUAGGGUACCGAAAACAUCUUGUGAUGGAAGCCUCUGAGCCGACAAACCAGCCGUACACAAAACCAAUUUUUUGACAAAGAUUGGCUUGUUUGCCAUCUAUCAUGACUAUCAGCCAUCAUAAACACUGAUAACAUCAGAUUUUGAUGUUUAUUAUAUUUUUAUCUCCACUGUACAAAAUCAUUAAUCUUUGUUAAGAACUCUGAAUGUGAAAAAAUGCAUUAAUUAAAAGCAGGUAAAAGAUAAUAUGGUGUCCAAAAACUGCUCCCACCUCUCAAACCUAGGUCUCUCUUUACGGUUUUAGAGGAAAGUUUUACACUGAGAUAUUUAAAUGGGUCAAUAUCUGACUCUGCUACUAUGUCAUCAUAUUUAUGCCUUAGAAUUUACGCAGUUUUUACAUACUCGACGUACAAUCCUUACAUUCUAGCUAUAUAUGGAAGUGAGUCUCGGCAGUGUUCCCCUCCACCCUGUAUCGUCACAAGCGUUAAGCAACCUACGGCAAUGCAGGUUUUUCAGAGGGAGGUGGCAGAACCCUGCUCCGCGUGCGCUCCAUCGAGCAGCGAUAAUAAAUGAGGUGGCUAUAUUUAGACACUCACUCUGUAGUAUUGUCACGUGGCUGUCAGCACAUUUUACUAUAGAGCUCAUACAGAGUCACCUCUGCGCACUGUCCUGGCCUCUCUCAAUGCAUCUUCACGAAGGCAUUUAGUAUUGUGUCAGUAGGAAGUAAUGCAAGGGACAAAGGUCUAGGAGAAAGCAAAUGAAUGACAAACUAGUUCAGGAGAAUUCUCUUCUCUCUGCAAAGUCAGUCUUCAUGGACUAAACAGUCCAAUAACUUAACCUUUGAAAAAAGAAACUUUUGCAAAAUGCUAUUUGUCUAUCUAUCUCUCCAUGUUAUGUAUGUAUAUUUGAUCAUAAUGAAAACAAUUUUUCAUUUUUUUAUUUUUAUUUAAAGCGUGCACGUUGUGGUUGUUGAGUUAAUUUGGCACUUCAGAAGCUAGUCUUGAGCAUCAUCCUUUAAACAGCCUUCCCCCUCUCUGCUGCGACACUGGGGGGUUAACCAGAAUCGGCCUGUCUCCAUUAAUCAUGCUGUCAUUCUGCAGUAUAUGUAUUUAGGAUGCUGCAGCUGCACAGGAUGAGAAACACACUCACACUGUCAUUGUCAUGGGCCAUACAGUAUUUAGCGUGAUACCCAGCAAAUAGUUAGUGCGGUUCAGGAUAGUGACAGGCAUGAAGAUGUUAAAUCUGCUGAACGAUGGAACAACAAUGUGUUUUCUUUAGAAAGCCUGUUAAUUGUGUCAGGUUUUAUGUGUGCUCGUGACUGUCGUUUGUUCCAUUCGAGAAGGUAAUGUUACCAUUUAUUGGAAGCUGGGUCACAUCAGCAGUAGUCUGAACGACAAAAAACAACUCUACAUUAAACAUCGUUUGCAUGCUUUCAGACAUAUAUUGUUUUGUGGCAUUUUUUAUUCUUAGAUCAUUAUUUUUUUUGGGGUAGUGGGCACUGUGAAGGCUUUCCUUGGGUGCAGUAUUGCUCUGUCCAAUCGAUUUUUAAAUCGGUUUACUGCCAAUAUGCCAUGUAGCAAAUCUUCUUCAAGAAAAGGGUUAAAUCUCUUGCUUCUUGACUACAGGCAGUAAAGCAUCUCUCCAGUAAAAUAGUUUACUGGUAAUGCAGGAGCUGGCUAUGCAUCAUGGGACUUGUAGUCCUACGGUAACUUUCUAACAUGGUAAAGCCACCCACAUUUGUUUUUAUUACUAACUAUUUUUCAUACCAGACGAAAUACUUGAUGGCCUGUGAUAAACGUAGGACUUUACAUUUUAAGCCCUGAAUUUAAAAUAUAUGAUUGCUUCAAGGUACUUAGACUGGAGUAUAAUGAUUUAUCGGCACAUUUUACUGACACAUCUUGUUUCUGUAGGGAUAUUUAGCAAACUCAAAUUUAGCAAACAAAUAUAUAUUCCAAAUGCUAUAGUGCCCCCCUCACCCCCUCUUCCACUCCUGUUUGUGGUAAAAAUGAGAAAAAAUAAAUUUUAUUCAAACUCUCUACUUUGUCUUAUGAUAUCUGUGGGCUGCAUUUGAAUUUCGGUGAAAUUCCAACACGGUCAAUGUGAAUAUUUCAAAAAGAUAAAAUCUUUAUGAAAUACAAAUUUUGGGGGAGGGAGGGGUAAGAGAGACACUUUAACUAUGCUGGGGGUAUCUCUAAAAACAGCUGAUAUGUUGGCUGCAACCUUUGCAGCCCUUAUCCUUUUUCCCCAGUACAGACUGAAAGUCUGGAGAAUAGCUCUGUCAGAUGCUUCCCACUGAAAGUUUUCUGUACGGGAGCUGCAAACGCGCCCACGCAUGCGCUAGAAGCUUUUCAAUCUGUAAAACAACCCAAAUGAGUAGGGUGGAAGGCAAGCAUUUGCUAGUAAAGUAUGCCUACUGCUUCAAUUAGCAAUUCUAUUAAAACUGACACAUUUAUAAACUGUCACAAAUGUAACCGGCUCCAGACAUAUAAAGCACUUUAGCAAGCUGAAGCACUUGAUGUGUGUUAAACGGAAUCUAUAGUGUUAGGAAUACAAACCUGUAUUCCUAACACUAUAGAGCCCUGUGGUCCCCCUCCUCCCUUGCAGCUCCCAGGCCAAUAAAGGGUUAAAAACCUUUUAAUGACUCGUCCGUUUCUUGGAGCAAUGUCCCUUGGCACUGGGUCUGCGUUCUGCCACCUCCGACAUCAUCCGACGAGGGGGGUUAAUGCACAUUCCCGGCGAUCGCUGUGAGUGCCUUAGGCCCUCCCCAUAGGAAAGCAAAGAUUCAAUGCUUUCCUAUGGGGAUUUUACUGACGUUCGAUGUCCUUAUGCAGAAUGUGAGGACAUCCAGCGUCAGUUAGGUGAUCUAAAGUUCAGUAAAAUUCCGAAAACACCUCUAGUGGCUGUCUGAUAGUGUUGAAAUGUAAACAUUAACCCCUUAAGGACGCAACUUCUGGAAUAAAACGGAAUCAUGACGGAAUAUUUCCGUCAUGUGUCGUUAAGGGGUGAUGGCGGGGGGGGGGGAGGGGCAGGGACAGGUCCCCCAGACCACUUCAAUGGGCUGAAGUGGUCUAGGUGCCUAUAGUGUUCCUUUAAGCUCUGAUAUAGCAUCCCCCACUUCUGUACAGUUAAACGUUUGACAUAUUUUUGUGACCACAAAGCAGAGUCCAGAGUACAUCUUGUGUGUCCAUCUAAAAUGGUGGCAAUACAAAGAGCCUUUCAUCAAACCUCUAUCAUUUAUUCUCUUAUCUCAAUGUAUGAUGCGUGUUACAUGGACAUUCAUUAAGUCUUUCUUUUGAACAAUGAAAGAUCACAGUGUGCACAUUGCAGAACCUUUGAUUUUCUCUGUUCUGUCUUCCAGCAAAAAAAUAAACCCCUUAAAAUGUACACUCACAUCGCUUAAAUAAAACCUUUCACAUUCACUGCAACAAUGAAAAAUAAUGAAAGUGGUGCUUAACAGCAAGACCACAUCAAAACAUAUAAUUCGGGACACAAACUCUCUUGUUGGCUUUCUUAACCUUUUAAGUACCAAAAAGCAGAAACUAUUCUUUUCACUAUUUACUGUAAGGGGUUUAUUCACUAUAUUGACAAGGAAAUUGGACAUUUUAAACAAAAAUAAUUUUUUCAACAUGGUUGUUUUGACCUAAAAAUUGUCAGUUUUCUGCAAUUCAUGAUUCAGUUAAUAAACCUCCAUAGGGUUAUGGAACACUAUAGCAUUAUGAAUACAUAUUUGUGUUCCAAAAUGCUACAGUCCUGAUGUCCCUUCUUAUUUCAGCUACACCCUGUGUAAAAAAAUGAAAUAAAAAGACCACCCCCCCCAGAAAAAAAUAGAUUAACUCACAAUUUCUCCGGUGCUGUGUCUCCCUGGGUGCUUACACAGUUUACUCCUAGUGUUACGUCAUCGAUAAUGGGCCAAUCCAAUGCUCCAUAGAGGAGCAUUUGGGGAUGUAGGUGCAUUCGGGGAUGUAGGUGCAUGGGCGGCACAUGCGCCUAUGAUUCUGCCAUAGAGUAUCGUUGUAUGCAAUUAUUCUCUAUGGAAGGUUUUGACAGCAUUGUGCAUGCGUGCCUGAUGCCACAGUAUGGUAGUUUAAUGAGAGCCAGGAAACGCAGUCCUUGCUUUCAUACCCGGAGAGCCUGGAAUCGUGGCUUAAAGCCACACUUCCAUGCUUUCUAAUUUAAAAAAAUUUAAGCUUUGGGGCAGUUUGGGUGGGGGCGGGGGGACAAAUGCAGGCACUCUAAAAACAUCAUCUAGUUGAAGUUGUUAUAGUGAGUACAGUGUUCCUUUUAACAUAUGUACAUUGUAUUGUGUUAAAACCCUUCUUGACAUUCAGUGUAGCAGGGCUGUCAUGAUGUAAUGGAGAGGUUAACAUUAAUGGGUUCUAUAAUUUACAUGUAGUGCUCUGAGUUUUUUGUAAAAACAAUAUAAACAUCCAAGCCAUGACAUAAAAUCCUGGCUGAAGUCUAGAACCUACAGGAUUAUGGACAUAUGCUACUAAGCCCAAAAUCCAGCCUGCCUUUAGGGUUCUAUCAGAAUAAAUAGUUGUAAAGAAAACUAAAGAGAGCAUGAUAAUGUAAAUUUGCCGUGACUGUUCUCUCGCAGCCAUGAGGCAUCAAAUGCAUACAGAAAACCUCUAUCUCCCAACUCUACGCAUUCCCUCAUUGUGCUUUGAUGUAAAUGAUUGUGAAAUGUUUAGUAGCAUCCAAUUCAUUGCGUAUAUGGGAAUCACUGGGGAAAAGAGAAGGGAGAUUGUAAUUCCUGCCCUAAUGCAAUUAUUAUCUAAUAACUUUUGCUACUCAGAGUAAUGUAUAAAUCUAAUUUCUGUGGCUGGCAGAGCAGGUAAUUUAUGUAAGUACUGGUUUAGGGAUGUAAAGAGCGUGGACUUUCCCAGAUACAGUGUCAGCUGAUAUUACAGGGUCUGGGAGUAAGGAACAAAUAGGACAUAUAAAGAGAAAUUUCAUCAACAUAUAAGUAACUUCUAUCUAAACUGUGUCUAGAGACCCUUACCGUUUGAGUAAUUGAAAGAGUCUGCCAGAGUAUGUGCAAUCUAUAUUUCAUUAUGCCAUUGGGGUGUAACAAAGUUAAUUUGUAAAGGUGCUGUUUUUGUAAAAUGCAUUACGGGUUUGGAGUGUCCCUUUAACAUGUCCAAGAUUGUGAAAGUACCCUGCCGGCCCCCCCAUCUCUUUACGAUCUUCCCACUCACAUAUGGUUGAAUGCAGUAGACAGUCUCCUAGCUCGGCAGAUCCUGGGCAGAAACCCAUCAAAAUUCCAGACACUUAGGCUAUAGAUUUUACAUAGAGGGUGUAAUUUAUUAAUGCUGGCAUAUUCAGGUCCUUCCAUUUAUUUCGUUAAAUGUGCUACAGGAAGUUUGCUUUGCAACAGAACAGUAACUGUAUACGUUCUCAGCAAAUUUGCAUUGUAUGUGUUAUAUGAAAUAUCAAUUCUCAUGUUUCAUGCGUGUUGUGAUAUUAUCAAGUCAGUGGAGCAACAGGAAGAGCUGAGGUUAUGAUAUUGAUUUUUUUUUUUUUACCAGUGAAUGUGUAUUGCAAAUCUGUAAUGUGUUCUAAAAUUGAAUUUAAAGGAACACUAUAGUGUUAGGAAUACUCCCUCCCCCCCAUGGCAGUUAAAUGGUUAAAAAAAACUACUGUUCUCUCAUAUUUCAGCGCCAAAGUCCAUUAGAGCUGGCUUCGGCUCUACCUCCUCUGUCAACUCCGAGGGGAACCCAAUAAGUCCCGAGCACCAUGCCCGCAUUAGGUGUUCCCCAUAGGAAAGCAUUGAAUCAAACAGAGUAGGUGCAAGGGAUAUCCUGAAACCAUAACAACUUAAUUCUGAUUGCGUUUUGAUGCUCGUAGAUUUCUUUUAAUCGUAUUAUUUUUAUUGAGCUUCACAAAUGUACCUCUCUGUGGAUAUUGCUAAUCACCUUAGUCUACUAAACCAUAUCUCUUGCAUUAAGUAAAAUAAUUUUUGUCGAAAAGGUUACGGCCAACAAAGUCUAGUGAUCUUUAGGUAAAAGUUCAAUGUGUGACAGUAUUGUUAUUACACAUAUAGUACGGGUGAAAAGGGGUGGAAGAUGCACACUUUAAUGUUCCCUCUCUCCUAAAAACACAAGGGGACACGUCCAAGCAAUUAUCUGUACUGUUUAAUAUAAACAUAGUCACUCACCCUCAUCUAAGUCACAGGUCGCUGCCCUGAUUCUACUCAGAGAGCCGAUUCGGAGAAUUGCACAUUUCAAAAAUGAAUAUUUAUGGUUUACCAGUAAAAUACCCAAACCAGCUAGUUUUUCCCAGUUCUUGUAGGCUUGUAAAGAUAGAUAGAACCCAAAAGACUGGUUUGUCAAGGAGGAACAAGAACCAACUGGUUGGUAAUGCAACACAUAAACGCUCACAGUUUGCUAAGGAUGUCAAGAUUGACAGAUCAGAUAGCUAGAUAGAAUGAAUGACCAGGAUCACCUUUUCUAGCCCUCCCAUAAACACCUGAUGGAGGAGCAUGCCCCUUUAAAAUAAUCUAUACAUAUAUAUUAUAUAAUAUGCCAAUAUACCAGAGUAUUGCAGUAAUGCCCAUGCAUUCGUAUUUGGCAUCUUGUCUUAAAAUUUACCAUUUUAAUAAUUCUUCAGAGGACUGUAAGACUGUAACUCUAAACUUAAUAUGUCUAUAAAAAUAUUGUGGAUCCCUAAGUAAUAUCACAAAACCGUAUAUUUGCUUUGGCUUCCUAAACCUGCAGCUUGUUACUAAUAUUAUCUCAUGUCUCAUUGGAGAAAAGAGUAGAUUAUGGGAAUCUUAACUCGAAAACCUGAUCAGUGUUUUAAACACGGUGGUUUAUUCACUUAACAGUUGGAGCCAUAUGAAUUUACUUGCAAAUCUUGGCAAAUGUAACUGAAUUGGAAAGUUCUCCAAAUCAUCAGGUUUGGAGAUAUUUCUCUAUAGGCCUAAAUUUCUUAUCUUAAGUCUCAAAAUGACCAUAUCUUGAUGUUUAGUUAAUAGACUCCAUGAUGGUUGGUCAGGUUCCCACAGCAAAUGGAUUUACUGCCCAUGCAUUCAUAUGGAGGACCAUUAGACAAUGUGCACCGAACUUUCUCCGCAACAUCCUUGUUGAUGCGUACUUUACAGAAGUCUGAUGAUUUCCUGCGAUAACCAGUAAAUGAGAUAUACAGAGCCAAGCAUCUUUUCUCAUUUUUAAUUGAAUGCAUUUAUUAAUGAAUCAUUAAUAUAAAUGGUAUUUAAAUGGCAGAAUCCCAGCCGUUAACAAUCCACACUAUCCUCAAACCGCCCACAUGCUGUUCUUGAAUAGCAAAAAUGUAAGGGUGUUGCUCUCAAGAUACUUAAAUCUUGUAUCUGAAUACCCCUGAUCUUGAUAAUAAAUUAGGAAUUAGAUAGUAAUAUCCAGCCUGGGGUGUACAAACCAAAAUAAACAGAUAUCUGCUUGUAGUUGUAGAAUUGAUUACAAAACCAUAAGGUUUCAGUUUUAGAUCACAUCAUUCUUGUAUGUCUGCCUUAUGAGAAAGGGAGAGUAUGACAGCUGCAUUAAGUAGGUGUUUGCAUUUCUUUGCUGCCUGAGAAAGUAUGUCUUUGCAUGUGGAAUACAACCACAAUUCCUGGGAAAUUGGACCAACAGUGGAAAAUCUUACGUGAUCGUUCUUUUUCAUGGAGAGGCUGAAAGAGUUAAAGUGGAUUUUGUAUGCAACUUUUUGGAGAGUAGAUUUUGUUCCAUUGCCGGUUUCCUAAUGACUGUGUUUUUCUGGAAAAUAUUUACAAAUAUCGAUGUUCUCUGUAACCUUCACAACUGAUGAUCCUUACUCAUAGUAUCAUCAGACAUGUGUUCUCUGAUCAUUUAUGUUCCGUAAGAGUGGAAUCUUUAACAUGCAACACUAUUUAAUGGAGAAAUACAUUUAGCUUUCCAGCUCCUGCUUCACUACAGUUCCCACCAUUCUUUCCAAAAACCUGAAAGACAAACGUGACAACCCAUCGGAAGUGCUAUCUACUUUAUUGGAUGGACUGUAAAUCAGAUUUUUUUUUCUUGUGUUUGGGACAUUAAACAAUUCUAUGUAUUAAAGUAUACAAGUUUCCUAAUAGCUAUAGAAAAUACACUCGGGACCAUUUUGACUCCAUCUGGAAUGACCUUGCCAUUACAAUAAUCAUCUGCAUGAUAUCUUAGGAAUAUCCUGUAUACAAACAUGCAUUUGCCAUAUAGACAGUUUUGCAUCCCAACAGUGCUUCCCUUCUGGGACGAAGUAUGCUGCAAUAUUGAUGUCUUUAUUCAAAGACACCUUGGUCUGUUCAAGGGCAGAUGCUCUUAUAGACUCCUUAUAUGCCAGAAAAAUACAUGGUCUGCCUUCAGCUUUUACUCGCUUGUACUAUUACUGAUAAUUGAGGAUGCAGGGAAAUGAAGGAAGGGCACUCCCAUGGUGAGUUACUCAUGGGGUCAACUAAUCACCAUGUGAGAUGAGUGCAAAGUAAUUCAUUAUUCUUGGUCAAUGGACUUGCUUUUAGAUUUCCCUUUCUGUACUGAAUAGAUUCUUAAUGGAGAGUCUACUAUGGAACUUAUCUCUGGAGCUAUUUCAUGUCCAAAAUAUUAUUCUCAUUCCACAGCACAGUAGUUCUAUUUUUAAUUUAUAUUGUUUGGCUUUCCUGCUUCAACCAGAACAUACUAUGCAAUUUAAUUUAACCUUUAUGGUGCUAUAUGUAUAGGAACACGUGGACGUAUGGCACAGUGACUGGACUGUUUGUGAACACGUGCCCCCAUAUGACAUUUCUCUGUAGAUGUCCAAGCACGUGUGAGUAUGCCUGAAGCAUAAACUCCUUAAUUCUACCAGUUAAUAUACUUUGACCUGUAACAUUCUAUUUCUUUGUCAAAUACCAGUCGUGAAUAAACCCCUCUAUGUAAAACAAGAAUGAAGACCACUCACAAACGUUAAGUGGAACUAAAUAGAGUUCCAGCAUAACUGUAAUGAAGAAAAAAAAUAACCCCCUCUAUGUUGCAUAGAAAUCUCUCUACAGAGAACCUUUUCACACCUGUUUUCCUGAACUCUGUUGGAGAAGAGCUUACUGCUUCCUACUAAACAUUAAAUAUUUAGAUAUGGGAGUGCUCCCUCCUUCGUCUCCCCUAGCGAAAGCCUCCGUCUCUGUUUAUAAUUAUAAUUCAAUGGUUGGUGGCAUUCAGACAAAGGACCCAAACGAUUUCUAUUCACUGUGACAUUUUAUCCAAUACCAUAGCAGGAGGUCCCUUUGCAUUUAGCCAGUGUUUGCAACUGACAUUAAAAGUUGACAAAUGCCAUUCUCUUGCUCAGGGUUUAUUCUUGGAGAAGUUCUUUAAUAGGUGUUAACUAGACAGGUAGCCAUGGCUCUGCCAAAGGACAUCCUGUGUAUAAGAAAAUCACCCGUACAAAAUUGUCGUAUCCUAUAAGGCUCAGGGCAUAUGUUGUUUUUAACGCUUUAGGGUCCAGAUAUAUGCAAGAUGUGCCAUGUACAUUGAAGUAUAAGUACUGUUUACAUUGUUUAUAUUUCUUAAAAUUUGCUGUUAGUUCUAUUUUGUAGAAAUUAAUAUGGUGCUAGAAUUUGAGGAGCUUGAUCUAUAAAAAUGGUACAAUUGUUUAGCACACUUUUGGUACGCUCUGUGCACGUACUCAAUAUUUGCACAAUCUUAGGUUUGCACAGUAAAGAAGAAAAUAGCUGGGGUUUUUUUGGUAUAUUAAAAAGGGAAGAUUAUCACAUAAAUAACUUCCGAACAAGAUAUAAAUGUUUAGUCUGCAGUACUCUGCUCCCCCAGGUCUACUUUCUUGGCAUAUUCGCUUAUCUGAAGGGAUAUAAUACCACUUUAGUUAAAGUGGAUAAGUGAUUGUAUGUAUAUAUACAGUAUGAUAAUAAGUUAUUUCAUAUCUAUGAAGAUUUUAUAUGCUCAUCUUUGUAAUUAUUGCCAAGCCUGCUUGGAAGAGGAUUAUAUCAGACCCUAUAGAUUAGAAUGAGAGUCUUCUGAUUGGUGGAGCCACUUACUGGCCCAGAUAAACUGUCUCAGCCUUGCUAGAGCAGACACUUGGAUUUUGCAAUUUUUUUGCAAGUUUAAAAAAAAAAAAAAACACUUUAAAAGUGGGGUGAGGGUUGACUGUUAUUUCCCUUGAAAGUGACCACUUUUUAAAAGACUAAUCCCUAGCUAAUCAAAUGCCCAUUUAUUUCCCAAAUAUGUGAAAUUACUGAUUCAUUUAUGAUGUUCCAUAAAUGUUGGCAGUGCAUAAUUUGUCAGGUGAAUAGAAUAAUUGUGGAAAUUGAUAGAUGUUAAAAAGUGUUUUUAUUAUGUUUAUUAUAGAUCUCCAAUCUACUACUGUAUGGCUGGGUUGAAUGGCCUGUGUGGUAGGCUGUUUUGAUACAUAGUUACUGUUGCAUUUGGCCUCUCCUUAGUGCAUAGUCCAGUAUAACCGGAUUUCUUAAGAAAAGCAGAGAGCCAAAUGUAACACAGUGACAAAAUACACAUCAAUGCAUGCUAUCAAAUAAAUGGACUAAAGUCUAGCUUCUCAAUCUGUGGUAUGUGCACCACAGGCAGGGAGUACGCUAAGAGCUGGCCGGAUGGCCAUCUUAGCGUUCCCAAGGAGGCGGACGACUGUGGGAGAACCAAGGCUGAGGUGGCGAGGGAACAUCACUCUUCGUGCUCUUCCAGCACUACUACUUUGCGCCCCCUGCCGGGAGCCGGGUUAUGACGUCACUACGGCAGCACUAAGCCGCUAGUGAGGGAGCAGUGCAAGAAGAUCACAAAGAUUACACAAGCUCCACGUUUCAUUCGGAAUUUAAACCAACAGAAAUUACUUUCCCGAGGCAGGGGGAUUUUUUGAUAAACACUGGACUAAAGCAUACCAAAGAUCAGUAUUAGAAAUGGUUAGGUCAUCUUACUUCUAGGAAUAUUUUCAAUUAAAUACCACCUUGUGAUGCCACAGUGUCAUACCAUAAUGUCAGUGGGUAGUAAAUCAGAACCAGAAGGGGAUCAGAGUAAAGUCCUCUGUUCUCCUCCCCCUGGCAUCUUUGUCUAGCUUCGCAAUAUUCUCAUUUUCAUAUAUACAAACAUUCAUGCAUAAACACAAGAUCACACAUAUAUAAAUUUACUUAUACGUGCAAUCCUGUCUCCCCAGUUCCCAUCCUAUCAUGCUGCAGUACUGAGGCACCUGCUGCCAUAUUUGAAUAGGUAUCUACACUGUGACAAAUUGAGUUUAAUUUUUAAAGGUGCAAAGAGCCAAUUCAGGCAACAUCAUGUUAAGUACCAGCCCUUUAACCCCUUAAGGACACAUGACGUGUGACAUGUCAUGAUUCCCUUUUAUUCCAGAAGUUUUGUCCUUAAGGGGUUAAAUAGGAAGGGACGUUCUAUAGACAUUGCCUGCUUGCAGAACUCAUUACUUUCAGCUACCCACACCUAGCCUCUUCACCCCCAGUUCAUGGCCCAGCGUGUUCCUAACCUUAUAUGUUACCUUUAUCCCAGUCGCCCUGUGUUUGCUCUCUUGAUUAUCCUUGGAAAAAUCGCUUUUCAGUUUUCCAGAGAGAUUGAGAAGCAUUGUGUCCACUCCUCUAUGCUAAAAUAGAUAAUCUGUAAACUCAUAUGUGUUCGUCAUGGCUGAGCUUCAAACUGUCAUUAGAAUAAUAAAACAUUAUAAUUUCCUUUCUAUCGUAAAAUAGAUUAGUGUCAAUAUAAACCAAUUCUCAGAAGCCUUGGAGCCAUGGCUCCUCAUAAAAUGAUUUGCCAUUUACAAAAGGUCAUCUUCACUUUUGUGCUAUAAUUGAAUCAGCGCUAGCAAACAUGCCAACACAUAUAUAGGUUAGAAUUAUACUUAUCUGAAGCUUGCUGUUGGUCAUUCAUGACUGAGAGUGUAGGUGUGAACAGAUCUUCCUACCCCAAAAUUAAUUUAGCAGUAUUCAUGAAAAGUUACGAAUUCAAAGGAAAUUUCAAAUUUAAAACUAAAUAGUUUUACACUUCCAGUUCAGCUAUAUUGGCCUCAUUUGAAAAUCAGUCUGAAUUCAUUUGAGUCUCAACAAUUCUCACUUUAAGUGAAUAAUCCUGAUUGUGUGGCAUCCCACAAUGCCUCUCAUGAAUGCACAGGAUUAUGGGAAGAUGGAUGCACACUAUAAACUGUGUUUACCUUACAUUUAUUGCAUAAGGGUGAAUGCUGAUACACAAUCAAUUUUGGUAGUCCACUGUAAGUAUAAUUGAUAUUGCUUGAUGAAAACAGUUACUGUAACCCUUUUUGUCAAACUUUUUUUUUUAGGGUGUUUAUGCCCUUUUGAGCACCACUUACUUGGCCUCCCCCUUAUUUCUGUUUAAAUCGCUCAUUAUUAUUUAAAAUGUACCUUUAGGAUCUUCCCCGCUCCAUUUGACAUUACUCCCUUCCAAUCUGUGGUUCAAUCAAAUGCGUCUUGUAGAGAAACACUUGAUUGGACUUUUUCACAGGCUCAGAGCGCAUGCACACUCAGGACUGGAAAGGGGAGGGAGGAUUUUUUAAUAUAGAUUUCUGCAAUGAAGGAAGGGAGAGAGGGCAGUGCACCCAGGGAGGGGAAAGAAGGUAAUUAUGUUCACUACCACUACUGACUACCAUUACUGACGACAGGCAUAUUUUUUGUACAGAAUUGACAUUUGAGAGUCCAGAAUGGUGUCCUGGGCUGUUAAAGUCACAUGUGCUCUGGGUGUAUCUAGCUGCUGGCACACAAAUAUAAAUAUCUCACUAUGUGUAGGGUUUCAAGCAGAAACACUGCACAUACAGAGUCCUACCACCAUGACCACUUCUAAAAGCAGAAGUAGCCAUGGUGGUUGAAAUAACCAUUUAAAACUCUGCAUGUGUGUGUGUUUUUUUAAAUUGGCUUGAAUAGGUUUAGCAGCUUUUUAAAUUAAACAAACUGCUGUCAACACCUGGUAAAAAAAAGAUCUGUCCAAAUGUAAAUUAUUCAGCUUUCGUUAUUCCACACUGGUAGCGUUAGCCAACAUUGAUAUAUCUUCCUCAUUAGUGAAGUAGUCAUGAGUCAUUAGUUAACUAUAUUCUUUUGUCCCGACUUCCCUCCUCUGACCAGAUUAAUUUUGACUUAGAGGGUUAAGCCCAUCUGUUAACUAUUUUAUGAAAUAUCUCUAUUUCCAUAUUCUUAAAUAUACUUUCUGAUGAGAAUAAAAGUCACAGCGGGCAAUACCUUAACCUUUUCUCAUUUUUGUACAAGCCCUAGUUUGGAAUAUACAAAGGUAUAGUUUGGCUUACUACGAUGUAGCAUAUUUAUUUUUGAGCAUAGAACUUUAUAAAAAGCCUACAGUUUACGUGAGUGUGCAGUUCAUUGUUUGGCAGUCAAAGAGUUAUUGACGUCUUGCCCUUGGCUUAAUAGGUGAAGCUCGAGCAAAUCACUUGUGAGCUAAUGGCAAUCUGCACUUGUGUAAACCUAUAAGAAAUUUGUCUGUUCACCCAUCUACAUUAUUUAUUAUUUUGCGCUGUAUCAAGUGACUGCAUGAUGAGGAAUCACCAUAAAGCUCUUGCAUUCCCCAUCCCUUUAAUGAGGGCCCUGGCUUGUAAUAUGGACAUUUUUUAAGCUUUAAAGCCAAGCAGAUGGUUUGUAGGCUGCAUUAACCAGGCUUUUACAAAACCAUCCCUGGGACUGCACAGCUAUAGAUCACGCAGAUAUUGAUGAUUUGCCAGCCUCUAUUCUUUAUGCUUCUUUUUUUAAAGAGAUUAUUAUACACACAGUCUGUAUAUCACAGAAAGCUUUGGUAAAAAUUUGCAAUGAAUAUGUGCUUUAGUCUAGUACUAAUUACACUGGCACUUGUUAAGCUGAUUUGGACCAUCUACUUUUGACUUAGAACUAUAUCAUCUCCUUAUACCUUAUCAAAGAGACAUUUAAAGGGAGGGGGUGAACACCAAAACUACUUCAAUAAGAUGGACCAGAUUUUUAGGCAUAAAUGCCACCCCAGUAAUUAAAACUUAGAUAAGCAUUGCAACAUAAGAGACAAUAUGCAUCGUCUCAGUACAAAACUCCAUAUCUUUAAAGAAAAGCAACAUAUUCACUCUAGCUUGCUGAUUAUUUAUAGCUUACCUUAUUCCCCCCUGCCUCUCUCUCGUGGUGCAGAAGGGGUUAAUAACUGGUAGACAGCCACUAGAAUAGGAGUUACAUAGUUACAUAGCUGAAAUGAGACGUCCAUCAAGUACAGCCUUCCUCACAUUUGUUUUUGCUGUUGAUCCAAAAGAAGGCAAAUCCCUUGUUGACCCCAGAAUGGCAGUCAGAUUUAUCCUUGGAUCAAGCAGCUAUAAAAACUACAAUAAUUAGACGCUCUGGUUUAAGGGUGAUGGGAGUUUGCACCCAGACCACUUCAAUGAGCUGAAGCGGUCUGGGUGCCUACAGUGUCCCUUUAAUGUAGUGUGUGCACUGACCAGCAUUAGGAAUGGGCUAGUUUUGCAGUUUGCAGAAUCUCAUUUUACUUAGUAUCCGUUCCAUCACUCUCUGGGCUUGGGAGUCUAUCCAGUUCAGAAAAUCUCAUUCCACCCCUGACACUGACAGUCACAUGAAUGGCCGCUGUCUUCUUUCAUUGUCUGUGCUAAACCGUCAUCCUGCAAUCAAUGUUACCUUGGCAAACAAUGUAAGGUCAGAGGAUUAAGAGACAUCAGAGAGACACAAUCUCUUUAGAUUGGCUUUUACCUGCUACAUCAAAGUGUAUAAUAAAUAAUUAAACAAUGGGCCUGGGCAUGCAAUAGUUAUUUAACCCCUUAAGUACCAGUGAUGACCCAUGUCAUCAUAAUCUGUUUUAAGAACCCAUUUUCAAACUGGAAAAACCCACAUUUUGGGCUGUUUCAGGGCUGUAUAGAGAUUGUGAUACUAAAUCAGAUAAUCAUUCCAUGCUGCCAUUAUGUAUUCAGGGACCCAGAUGUGAUGACGGCAAAGUGUCAUAUUUGGUCCUUAAAGGUGUUGAACGUGUAGACUUAAUAACUGUUUAGGCGUCAAGUCUGAAAACCAAUCAAAACAAGCCGUAAGGAACAUCAAAAAGUAUUUUGUUUUUUUUCUAUUUACUAAUUGACUAAUGAAUAUCUGCCCCGUGCAUCCAUUGUAUUUUGUAAAAAGCAAAAACUCUCCAAACUAAAAACAAAUGAUUUUGUUGCUGCCAGGCAGUUCUAUAAUAUUGAUCGACUGCUGCUAAAUGGCUGUGAGUGGUUGGAGUAAUAACCCAGUGAGCUUCAGGCUGCCUAUCCCAGCGUCUUUUAUUGGCCCAUAGCCCAGUCGUAAUCAGUUUAUCAUUGCUUCAUACCCUCAGUGAGCUGGUAGACUGUGUGCUAGUCUCUAAGGAAACUGGGACAAAGUUCACUACAAACUAGGAUAUGCUUUCAAAGGGAUUUUGUUUGAGAAAGGAAAAAAAAGUCAGCAUAAAAAAAAAAUGGAUAUCUAAAGAUUAAAAGUUUGGUGUGAAGCAAAAUGCACCCCAUUAGCUGGAACGUACUCUGUCCCCAGGUAAAUGGGACCCUGCGCCAAUGUUAGUUAAUGCUUAGCACAUUAAAACAUGACUUAUCAUGAUCACAAAUAGACUUUUUGCAGAUUGGGAUUUUAUAUUAAAGGACCACUAUAGGCACCCAGACCACUUCAGCUUAAUAAAGUGGUCUGGGUGCCAGGUCCAUCUAGGAUUAACCCUUUCUUCUAUAAACAUAGCAGUUUCAGAGAAACUGCUAUGUUUAUAAUAGGGUUAAUCCAGCCUCUAGUGGCUAUCUCAUUGACAGCCGCUAGAGGCGCUUCCGCACUUCUCACUGUGAUUUUCAUAGUGAGAAGACGCCAGCGUCCAUAGGAAAGCAUUGGGAAUGCUUUCCUAUGUACUGGCUGAAUGCGCGCGGGGCUCCUGCAGUGCAUGCACAUUCAGCCGAUGACGGCGAUCUGGAGGAGGAGAGGAGGAGGAGAGCUCCCCUACCGGCACUGGAGAAAGAGAUAAAUUUAACCCCUUCCACACCCUAGAGCCUGGCGGGAGGUGAGCCCUCAGGGCACUAUAGUGGUCCUUUAAUCUCUGAAUUAUCCCGUUCAUUUUCAGAUCUUCACCCAUGUAAAUGAAUGAUUUUGUGUUUGGACUCUCUAGGGCAGUGAUGGCGAACAUUUUUGAGCCCGAGUGCCCAAACUGCAAUAUAAACCAUCUUUUUUUCCUCAAAGUGCCAACACUGCAAUUAUACACACUGACACACGAAUACUCACAGAUACAGACACUCACAGAGACACUAACAGAUACACAAACACACACACACACUCACAGAUACACACACACUCAUAGAUACACACUGACACUCACAGACACACACACACACACUCACUGAAAGACACAGAGUGACUGACAGACACACACUCUCAUACACACACAUUAACUGACAGACACACACUUAUACACAUUUCCCCCAACACUCACAAAUUACUAUUAUAUAUAUAUUUUUUAUUUUAAUUUAACUCCACCCAGCCUCUGUGGGAGAACUGGAUUCUUCACCUGGGGUCCAGUGGGGCUGCAGGGGCUGCUUGUGCUGCUGAAGAGGCAGGCAGUGGGCGAACUGGCAGAGUAGGCAGCAAGGAAGCUAUGAUCUAACUGAUCAUAGAUCGUGCGCCGCUGAGUGAUGCUGGGACCCAGUCUAACGUCAUAUUCUGGCUACCAGCAUCACUAAGCGGCGCGCGCAGGAGCUGAGCAGUUAGAGCUAAGGCUACAGCACUCCCUCGCCGCCUGACCGCAAAUCAAGUCAGCUCUUGGGUACUCGAGGAUACGAGGCUAACAAUGCAGUGCCGCCCAAGGCAAAUGCCUUGUUAGCCUCGCAGUGAAUACACCGCUGGACACCCUACCGGCGACCUAUGGCCGUGUGCCCACAGAGAGGGCUCGGCGUGCCAGCUGUGGCAUGCGUACCAUAGGUUCGCCAUCACUACUCUAGGGCCUCUGAGAGUUGAGGACACUCCAUAGUGAGAUGCAGAAUGCUGCUGAUCCUGGGUGGAACUCAGUGUUGCUGACAGUACAUGCUUCAUUUUGCUGCAGAACCCAAGUCUUACUAAAACCUCUAGAAUGUGAGUUCCUAUGAGCAGGGCCCUCAACACCCUCUGUUCCUGCGUUCAACUCAUUUUGUUUGCAAAUACUUGUCUGUUAGUCCACCUAUUGUAUCAUGCUGCAGAAUUUAGUUUGGCCCUUUAGAAAUAGAAAUAAUAAUGAUAAUUAUUAUUAUAAAUCAGUUCAUAUCUAGUAUCUGUUCUGCUGUAUUAGCUGUACUGUAAAAUAGGACCCACAUCUACACUGUCUCCUUUUGGGCACUUUCUGUUAUACAAAGCACAUAUGGGAAUGGCAUUUUAUCUUGCUGUAGAAAGAAGACCGUAGUACUACAAUGAGGAAAAGGCAAGUAAGAUAAAGAGUACUGCACUAAUGCACACAUUUCUAACGCCCCUCUAGACAAAGUGUAGGUAGCCUUCGACACUCCAAAUGUUGUGGACUACAUCUCACCUAAUACUUUGGCAGCAUAAUGACUAUAAGAGCAUUAUGGGAGACAUAGUCCACAAUAUCUGGAGAGCCGAAGGUUGCCUAACCCUGAUAUAAACCACCCACAACCCUCAACUUCCUGACCUCAAAGAAUAAGUGCUGGAAGGCACCAGGCACUUAAAAUGGCAUCCACCACAGUCUUUAUAUGCCACUGAAUAAUUCCUAAUUUUAUUUACCGAAGUUCUUUUUCAUUUUUGCCAUGACGCCCUGUGUUUACUUGUCAUCGUCCUGAAUUUGUUUCCGCAGUGAUUUUUUUUACUAUUACAGCAAACCUUUCCGUACAUGGCAGAAGCAUUGUUAGAUCCAGCUAAUCAAUUGAUUAAAACCACACUGUCCUAACCGGUGCACUAUCUUAAAACAUUUAGUUUGUGCAAAAUCAAGUACAAUGCUUAUUACUGCAGAAAACUGUUCAAAUCAAACAAGUUACCUCGAGCCCUUUUAUGUUCUUCUGGAACUCAAAGUUCACAGAGAUCUCUAAACAGCCAACCCUAUCAUUAACCAUGCUGUGGCGUUACAGCAAAAUAACCACUGACCUCAACAUAUCAUUUAGACAAUUAUGUAGAACCUGUUGCUAUCACAGUGAGUGGCAAAAAAGUGAGAAUAAAACCUGUCUUGUAGACUUUAAUAAUACAGUAAAAAAGACCUUGCCAGAUCAGAUGUUCAGAACUAUAACUGGUUGGUCUCUCAAUCUUGACAAACCCUUAGAAUAGUAGAAAAAUUAAUAUGGUCUUACGCAUUGUAGAAUUUUUAAAUAAUAAAUGAAUGUAAUAUAUUCUGUUGUCACUGGAUUCCAGAAAAGAAAAUACACUUGGAUCUUAAAUAUACCUAUCUGGCUAAAAAAUGAAAGCAUUUGUUCUGAUUCACAAUAUUUAGAGGCAAAAGGCCCAUCAUGCAUCCCGGAGCAAUAUGUGUUCUAUAAUACUAUUGGUGUGAGAGGGGAUGUAUUAAAAUUAUAUUUCCUAAAGAUUUUAAUGGCUUCAGUGAAAACAAUACAGUGACACUUAAAAGAUAAAAUACUCUCCAUCCUACAACUGUCCUACCUCUCCUAAUUCUUAAACUUCCAGUUCCCUUGAUCUCUCUCAGACCCGCUACACUCACACAUAACACCCGCUGCACCCACACAUAACACCCCCACUUUUUUUUUCUCACAUGCCCUAUACACGCCAUGUGCACUACACAUGGGAUAGAAUACGCCUGACACAGGGGCCGACUGGUCAGGGUCUCUUGAGCAAAAGAGCGGGCGGGAAUACAGAAUGGAACACCGGGCCCGUAGAGAAAGGCUGCGGAGCUACUAUAGGGAGGCAUAACGGGCACAUCGGCCAACCGGUCCAAUAGACAUCCAACCGAUGUUACAGUCUUGCUCACGACAGAAUCAUACAGCAUAGGAUGAAACAGGCAAAGAUAGGAACAAACACCCUAGGAUGACUGCCUCCUGUACAAGACACUAAGACACAUAACCCAGAGAAAAUAAACUUAGGUGCCAACCUCGGCCACAACACCGGACAUUAACCUAGCUAAGACCCUACUGCCCAAAACAAGGACCUGGCCUAGAUCAAUACACCCACAAAACGCUGACUAGAAGGGUGGUAUAGGUUGGACAGUACGGCAUAGGGGCACAAACACGCACUCCCUAAUACAACACCAAUAGAAAUAGUUUAACCUUGGCGUAAGGGCGAGAUAACCUAGACAGUCCAGAUAGAUGGACGAUGUUGACUUGUUUAUUUCUUGUUAUGUAUCGCAAAUGGAUCCAAUUGUGACACGUUACCUUGUUAUGAUCCUGUUCUCCUACAUAUACCUCUGAAACAAUUGUCAACGCUGUUGAAGCACAAAUGGUUUACAUGCUUUUAUAAUGCCAUAUAAAAAAAAUAAAGAUAGUAAAAAAAAAUAGAUUUUUUUGUAAGACUUUGUCACUAAAUAUUAUUUUUCUUUUGCACAUAUUUUUAUAUUAGUGGUCCAAUAGGUAUACCAAAAUGUUUCCUAGGAUGCUACAAAAAGUAAAUGUACAGCAGACAGUCAUACCUAUUAGGUCUUACAGGGACACUAUAGGGGGGCCCUUCAAUGCCCCCCCUCCCUUUUUAACCCUGCUGUUUGAAUCAGCCAGCCUUUUUUAACCCUGAUGAUCUCUGCAGAACAUAAACCAUUUAAAUCGCAUGGUUUAAAUACCUCUAGUGGCUGUCAUUCAGACAGCUAGUAGAAGCGCAAGAGAUAAUCUGAUUGGUGCAGCAUGGCGUUUUGUCGUGCUUACGCUCUAGCCUCCCAAUACUCAGUAAUACUUAAUAAGAAUUGGAUUUGCUGAGCUAAUCGAUCUCGAUAAUCUCAGCCAAGGAGGCAGGAUAGCAGUGCCGAAUCCAGCGCUGGAAGAGAGAAAAAGGUAAGUGAUUACCUUUUUUUUUUCUUCAGGUGGAGGCUGUGGAUCUAAAUGACCACCAGAACACUAUAUAGCGUUAGGAAUACAACUGUGUAUUCCUAACGCAAUUGUGUUCCUUUAACUUGUUAAAACAGGCGUGAGCAAAAACAUGCCAAACAGAAUCAUGCAAUGGUGCAGGAAUACCGAAGGAGUGAAAUGCGAGGAUAUCUAGAAACCAGUCAAGGACCCAAAACGAACAUUUCAUUAGCUUGAUGACUCAUUCUUCAGUUGUAAAAUUAGCUCUGUGACCUACUUUUUGAGAGGAAUAUAAUCUAUGCUAAGAUAAAUUCUGCAGGACAUCUUUCCAGUGGCAAAUGGGUUCUCCUAAGCACCAGGGAAUGCAUUGUGCUACCAUAAGCAAUUUCCGGUAUACUGUUCCUUAAAGCACAAUAGAAGGAAUACCCAAUUCUGGGUCCUGACCCAAGUCUUAUGAAAGACUGGUAUGAAUGUUUAUACUGUUCUAGGUCUUCUACACAAUAACAUCCAUCAUGCAUUAUAGGCCUUUAAUCAUAGAAGUUAUUUUAAUCUAAUUAAUACCGAUUAUAUUUCAGUCACCCUGACUUGAAAAGUCAGCUCUCUGCCAUGUCUGUAUUUGUACGUGUUUUAUUAAUCCUUGGUUUCACUGGGAAUAACACUAAUUCUCAGAUAUUUGCACAAUGCUGUUCUGGCUCGAUUUACUGAUGUCGGAUGCAGACAGUAUUCUGUCCUUGCAUUAUGCAUUUAAUUCCUAAAAGAUACAAAAUGUCUCCGGCUUGGAGUCACUCAUUGUGUGUAAAUGCAUUCGCAAUUUCCAUUUAAUGUUCCUUACGAUCCUUUAUCUUAAGUGCAGGCUGCUUUACAAUUGAUAAGUGAACGCAAAAUUUUAGUCAUGGUUUUAAAGACAGGUAACGGUGCUAUAUUUAGCCAUCUAUAUUUAGGGGUAUAAUUGAACUGAGUGGGUGACACUUGUAAGGAAUAAAAAAAUACGUGAAACUCCUAAGUACGUUUGUUGCAGUGGCGUCAAUGAUUAUGGUUGCACAUAGUGGUUUACUUACUAAACAGUGGAUUCCCCCCCCCCCUUUAUUGAUAAGGACUACAUUUUGAACUAUGUUGUCAGCACAUCACAAUUCACUGUUAAGUGAAUAUACCCCACUGUGUCUUAUUUUUAGCACUGCAUCUUAUUCGCCUCACAUGGGAACAAUCGCUUGCCUUCAGUAACAGUAAAACCUUUGCUUUUGCAAGAGACGCUUUAGGACAUUAGACAGCAGUGCUAUUUGCAGAGGUUAUUUUGUGUAUUUACGCGCACUUGUUUGGGACAUGUUUGAGUUUCCAGUCACUGUGCCUGUUUGUUACUAUAUGCAUUGAAGGCAGGGGGAAUAAAAAAAAAAAAUCUUUGGGAUCCUGGCAGAUAAUAGCCAGCUAGCCAGCUACCAGAAGUCUAUAAUUGCGUUUGUUUCCUUUCGCUUACACCAUCAGAAUUUUUUCAAGUCUACUCACGUCACUGAAACCUACAUAAGCAAUUACUUGAAUUGUUUGUCAAUAAAGAGGUUUUUUUUUCUUUUAUCAUUUGAGAUGCAUAGUAACAACCUCAUCAGCGUACAAAGGAAAAUGCUUGCGCGUUCGGAGAAACUAGUACUUGAUACACUCGUGAAACUGUAAAAUAAAGUGUAUCUGAGUAUAAAACAUUGCACUCUGAUACACUCUUGAAACUGUAAUAUAAUUACACAGGUAAUAGACAACCAGAGUCCAAUAUUUAAUCCUCGGAGCUCAUCAAAGUCGAGCAACCCAGGGUUAUCCACAUUAAUCCAUUAUUUGAAGACACUGUACAAUAAAAAUGAUGCAGAGAGAUUAAAAGGACACUCCAUUGUUAAAAAGAAAACUAUAUGUUUAGUACAUAUGCCCACAAACAAAACAUGCAUGCAUAUAAUUAUACAUUUUAUUUUCAUUGGAGGUAGAUCUAAAAGCAGCCUUUGCAAGGGGUGGGUUUAGAAGGGGGUUCUAAACCCACCCAAACUUUAUUUGUCUCAAAUGAAGCUCAGUGGGAAGUCUUUGCAAGGCAGGAUUAGCUCCAUUGAGCGAACCAAACAAGGAAGUAACAGGACCAGUUGUCUGACAGCCAGGGGGUGUAACAACAAUUUGUACAUUAUAAACAAAAAAAAGAGGACACACUUUUUACAAGCAAAGCACAAGCUAAAGUGCUUUAGACCUGGUAGUGUCCCUUUAACAUUGCCUCAAUGUGGAAACCCUGUCCAUACAACCGUGAAAAAUACAUAUCGUUUAGCAUCUAUAAAUGUUAGUGUUGCUGUUUACUGAGCUCAAACAUUCUAAAUCACACACAUACUUAUAUGUGUAUGUAUGUAUAAUAUAUAGAUACACAACACAAUUUAAUUAGAUAACGUUUUAGUUGAUAUUAACAUAUCUUUUAUGCAACCAUAUAUAUUGGGGCAGACUACAGGAUGUGUCAGAAACAUAUUUAAUAAUAGGUCUGUUUUUUGGAGGGGGAUUAAUUCUUUAGUAUUUAAUAAUAUAUUUUAAAAAGACCCUUAGCCAAGCGCUAAUGGCGUAGCCAUAGCAUGCAGAUCUGACAAUCACUGACUUAGUUACAGGGUUUUUUUUUUGUUAUUUUGUUUUUGUCUGUGAAUUGAAACUACACACUGCAGUGUUACCACGGAGAUGCAUCAGUGGAUACAUUUGUCUUUUGGCUAUUUAUGCCAAACAUGUGACACACAAUUCACAAACACAACUCUUUAUAUACUGCCAUUUUCUCAUCAUCAUAAGAAAGGCAGAGUGGUUGAAUUUGUUAUAUGAUUAUCUGUUCUUAAGACAGAUUUAUGUGCAAUUGUCAUUUCUUAUAGAAUGGAAGAAUAUAAUACGUAUAUUUACAGAUCGUAAAAAUAUGCACAAAUUACUGGUUUUGUUUUGUUUUUUAUCUGAAGAAAAUUUGGAAUUGCAUUGUACAAGUGCCUGCAUUCAAGCCAAAUGUUUUCCUUUUCUUUGUUAUUUUUUUCAUUUAGUCAAGAUUCUGUUGGCAGCUAGAAUCACACUGCUCUGGGUAGUUCAAAAUAUGAAGCAUCCUCCAGUCUUGUUUUACACAUACACCUCCUGCUUUACGUAAUGCAAACAGGCAGUGAGAUUGAAGAGGAAACAGCCAGUGUAGGUACCAGCUGCUUUCUGUAAUUAGAAAGAUAUAUUUAGCUGUGUUCCCAGAGCAGAGAGCUGAGUCCUACACACUCUAUCCAUCUCUGUGCUUUGCAAGAAAGGAGGGAGCAGGGAUGUGGUGCAAAAAGCUCACUUCUAGACAUCCUUCUAGAUUUGUGAGUACUAGAAGCUAGUUUAAUGCAUUAGACUAGCCAAUAUCCAUCCAUUCUUCCUUCCUUCUUCUUGCCCUGAGUUUUUGUGGCAUUUAUGCCAGUGUUGUUAAAAUGACUAAUACAAAUUCUCAUCGAAGAUUUGCGUUAACGUUUUCUCACUGUUAAUGAGAAACCGUAAAUUUGCCUAUAAUUAGAUUUCCUGGCACCUUUUUCACGCACUGUUUUAGGUGCAAAGAAUGCUGUAAACACUUUGAACUUCAUACAUUUUCUAAUUGAAGACUCCUUCGUAAGAUGCUUACACUUUUUGAAAACCGCGUUUGUAAUUUUAUAUAUAUUUUUUUAACAAGCAAUAAUACAUUUGUUGACCUUCAAAAUAUAGUAGAAAAAGUGUGUGUAAUGGAAUAUGUCGUUCACAAAUAUUUAUGGUGCCAAGGUGAUCCAUUGCUGAUGCAAACAAUAAUUUUGUGCUUGAUAAGGAAAAAUAAAAUCUCCGUUUCACAAAAUAUAGAGUUACAUGAUAAAGUAUAAAGCCCAUUUAAGUGAGUGUAUUUCACCACCAAGCAUUAAUUAAAGCUUGCAUGUCUGUAGCUAAUUGACCAAGAAUAUAUGCCCAUAUUUCAAAAACUCAACUAUAUUAUGUUUUUAAAAAAAUAAUAUUUAUUAUCUCCUAAUCACCAGAGCCCAUUUGUAUUCUUACUGAACUGUCACAGCACUUUAAUAAGUGGUCCUCACAGCACUAGUCCUCUGUAGAAUGCUAACAAAAAGGAAUUGACUAUUUGAAAUUAUAUUAUGUAAUUUUCAUUUUCGUCUUCGGAACUCCUUAUUAAUCCCACACAAUAUGUUCACCCGUUGUCUGAGAAGGAUUAAGAGGGGCCUAAACAGGGUACCGGAUUGACAUUCAAAUAGUUAUGGUGAAUAGCCAUAGCAAUAUAAUGGUUCCAGGGACCCUGUCUAAACCCUGGGCCCUAGGCAGCUGCCUAGUGUCUGUCACUUUAUGGUUAAGCUCUGUGUAUUGACAUACAUGUGUUUUGUUACAUUAAAAUCAGGAUUAUAACAUGUAAUUUAGAACACUUCCUUUAUACUCUCCGGUUGUAUAUUUUUAGGUAAUAGAAAGGAUCUUUGAUGAAAUCCCUGCUGAUCUAAACAAAAGAACAGUAAAUUAUGCACACAGAUUACUUAUCCCACCAGAUUCUACUAUUAUAGAUAAAUUGCCCUAGGUUGUGAUAUCAUAUGCUUAUAUGUUUUUCUGUAAUAUAGAAUGUCAAAAAAGGAACAAUAAAGGGAGAUCUGUUUGUCAAUCAGCAUCUCCUCAUAGAUAUGCAUUGAAUCCCUGCAUCUCCAUGGGGAGCAUUCUGCAUCUCCAUGCAGUGCGUGGAGGUAGCACCUCUAGUGGCCAUCUAAGUGACUGCAACUAGAGGUGUUCCUAGGCAAAGUGCUUACAUUAAAAAGCCUGCAGGGACAGGCUGUAGACACCAGAAAAACGACAUUAAGCUGUAGUUGUUCUGGUGACUAUAGUGUCUCUGCAGUUUAAUUUUUGUCUCAAUUUCAAUCGUGUCAUUGAGGAAGGUUGACAUCAUUAAUUAAGUGUUCUUGCAUAGCAAGACCACUUAAUGUUAUCUCACAUAUAUAUUAUUCUUAUUCUUAUUAUAGCCAAAUUUACCACCCUAACUCCUCCCACAGUUUUUACACUACAUAGACAGUUAUAUACCGAAACGUGUGGAUUGUUCCAGAUGGGAUUGCUAUUACUUUGUGGAACGUUUCGCCGGAUGGUUCACGGAAUAUCGUCUUCUUGUGGCGAAAUUAGUCCCAUAGGAAUGAAUGGCAAAAUGUUCAAAACUAGAGUGGGAGCUGGCAAAAGCUGAAAAAUCAGGACAUGAUUUCUAAACUGCCACCACUCUUCACCACACCUCCACCACACUUCAGAGACAUACUAUGCAUCAAAAUGUAGGUCUGGGUCUUGUGAUUCUCACAAUAUAAAGCUCUUCGCUGUAGGAUGUAUCGUUUCUGAAAUACGACCGUUUGAAGAUGGCAACCACCAAAAUACUCUGACCUGUGCCAGGCUGCAGCAGCAAGUGAUGUCAUAGACAGGGCCUUUUGUACACCUGCUAAUGUUUUUAUAAAUGUAUGUUUUAAUGUAACUGUGAAGCACUUUGGGCAACAACGUUGCAAUUAAAUGUGCUAUAUAAAUAAAUAAUAACAGUUACUCCGCCCACUCCAGUUGUAGACUACUGGUGGGGGCAACACUUCACACAAUUUCCCCAGAAAUUGUAGCUUUUCUAGUUAACAAUGCUGUUUGGAUGAUAGAGGUCACAGAGGUACAGGACUCUGAGCUUUGCAAAUUGCUUUUGUGAAUCCUGUCUCACCAGUGGCCAGUGUACUGUACAAUGUAUUAGUUACGUACAGGUAGAUACUUUAUUUAUAGGUAUAUAAUGUUUGUAUUGUAUUGCGGGACACCACUUUACCCAGCCUGGCCACUCAGUGAAAGACCUAAAAAUCAAAGUACUAAAAGGGGGUUUUAAAAAUACCCAAGAAAGAAAAACCUUUGAAGCCAGAAUGAUCAAAUUGUUUAACAGCAAGAAUAGAGGACUAAAUAUUGAUUUGGGUUUAUGCGUUUGUGUGUGUGUGUGUGUGUAUAUAUAUAUAUAUAUAUGUAUAAAGUGUAUCAUCUUCUGCACUGUCUGCUUUUUUUUUAAUCUCCCUCUCCCCCCUCACUCUGAUCUUCAGAAAGAUAUUUAUGACCCUCUGCAAGAAGGUUGUCUAUUUUCUAUCAAACCUUAUCUGCACUCAUGUAGCUUUAGCCCCUGAAUUCAACUUUGAAUUCUAUGUGUCGUCUUGCUCAGAAAUGCUUCAGAUUUGAGAAAGGGAGGUUCUCCCAAAAGCUUGUCAUUAAAAAAUUCUAUAUAGACAUGUAGAUACAUAGAUACAUAGACAGGCUUAGCACAAUAUAUCCCUUCUAAUUUUUGUCAGAAUAUGCAAGGCACUGUGCUGUAUAUUCCCAGGUAUGAAUGUUUAAUCAAGGUAAUGACAGAAAUGUUUAACUGAGCGUUGUGUUUGUUCAUUUAAAUAUCAGAUUUAAUCGAUCUAAUAGCAUGUCUUCUCAGCCCUGCAUGGUGUGAUCUAAUGUGCAGCGACAAACCUAAUUUAAAUUGAUCAUCUAAAUCUAUGAUUUUUUUUGAUUUUUUUUAGCACAGCUUUAAAUCAGAUUUACAUUCUUAUCUAAGCACAAAUUGAUCAAAGAAAAUAUCUGCAUUUUUUUCAUUAGAUUGAAUGGGGAUCAUAGAAAAUGUUUUUUUUUUACAAACGUUUAAAAAAAAUUUUUUUAAAAAAAAUCAAACAAAAUAUUGAAUUCAAUGUAAAGUUUAUGGUGAUAGGACUGGUAAAAUUAAUAUAGACAUUAGCGAAUAUCGUUCACCACAAGGAGAAUACGCAUGGUAACAAGACAGAACUGAACACAUGGACAUUUUUACAUUUUAUUAUUAUUAUUAUUAUUAUUUAUUAUUAUUAUUGUCAUUUAUAUAGCACCACCAGAUUCUGUAGCGCUUUACAAUAUUAUGAGAGGGGGGAUGUAAAUAUAAAUAGGACAAUUACAAGAAAACUUACAGGAACAAUAGGUUGAAGAGGACCCUGCUCAAACAAGUUUACAGUCUAUAGAUUUUAAAAAGAAACUAAAUCACUGUAUUAUAAAUACAGAUUAUUACUGUUGUUGCUUUUCUGUAACGUGACAAGAUGCAUAUUAGAUUUGAGAUAUACUAUUUACAUCAUAGAGGAUCUGGACAUAAGUGGCUUGAAGUAUCUUCUAAGUUUGUGAAACUCAGCACUGGUACUUGCGAUACUUUACGUACGUGCUAAUCCAAAAGAUACAGCAUCACCUCUAAUGUCAAUGAUGGAUGUCAUAGAGGCGUUUAAAUCAGUGAGAGGAUCAAAAGUGUGUUAAUCUACUGGAGUCAUUCAUUAGGACAAGAAUAGAAAUGGCUUUUCAGAACUAGGUAGAUUUUAAGCUGAAAAAAUGCUGAAUAAAUGUGGAUGCUUAAAAUACCCUUCUCUAACUACAUAACCAGUUGCUAACCAGAUCUCACUGGCUGCACGUCAUCUCCAACACACAGGAGUUUAUUUAUAAAUCAAUUCAUUGAAAAAUGUGGGCCAAAAUUACUCCUAAAAUACUAUAACAACAACUUGGCUAUUUUGGCCUGAAAUUUUUAAUUAGUUUAUCACGAAGGUUUUCAGUUGAGGGAAUAAGCCUACAGUUUUAGAUGAUUCUUGUACUGUUGAUACCAGAUAUCCCAAACCGAUUGUUGGGGUUAGAAAAAUGAAUCCAAAGUGUGGCUGGUGGAGUUUGUUAUGAUGUAUUAAAUGAUAAAUGUAGAAGAAAACUAAUUUUCACAAGAAAUUGAUAAUCUCACUAAAUAACAUUUGUACAGGGCACUUAGGCCUUUUUUUUGCGCAAGAAUAUCAACCCGCCUCAGAAAACAAUACAUAAAAUGCAUAUACUUUAAUAUUUGCCGCAUUUAACCAUUUUACCAGACCUGCGACUCCCAUAAUGCUUAGCUAGAGAACUACCAUUUUGACUGUCCCUGUUUUGAUAGGUAUGUUACUUAUUGAAAAAUGGGGCUGAUAUGUUGUUAAUAGGAUAUGCUAUUUAUUUUUCAUCAUUUGAUGUUUUAUUCUUUUUUUUUUUCUUUCCCAGGAGCCUGGAGAGGGGAAUCUUUCACUGGACUUCCCUGAGAUUGAUCUGUCCCAGUUGGAUGCAAGCGAUUUUGACUCUAACAGCUGCUUUAAUGAGUUGCAGUGGUGUAAUAAUCACUCUGAAAACGAGUCCAGCCAAUACAGCACUGACGACUCCGAGCUGUUCCAGGUAUGUCCAGAUCUUCUCUUUUUAGUUUAGGAUUUCAGCAUUUUACUCGGAAGCCUGUUUUGGUUUCAGGUCUACUGGGGACAUCUAUUAGUAGUUAUGAAUAAACAGCAGUGAACGUUUAUAUAUUUUUAAAUAAAUCUCAAUGUAUCAUGUGUUUCAUUUUUUUUUUCUUGCCAUAUUUAGUAACAAAUUCCCAUUUAAUUUGUUGUGAUGUUUUUUUGUUUUGUUGUUUUGUUUCAAAAGAAAAUCUUUAAAAUAAAAAAACCUUGCUCUAGUACUCAUCGCUCUGUUUACGUUUACAUCAUUGGUUCAGGGGUUGACUCAGACAAUAAACAUGAUGAAUCUGUCCAGACACAAGAUAUGUGCUGAAAAGAGUUCUCAACAUAGUCCUUAUGGUGUCUUAUUCAAUACGAAAAACAUUGGGGGAACUUUUAGAUGGUCUCACAUUGUAAGAUGGGCAAGUCAGGACUCGCUGAUCUUCUCUCAGAGAAACCAUUAAAAAAGAUAUUACACAUAAAUUCAUUGUCUCUCUCUCUCUCUCUCUUUCUCUAUCUAUCUAUCUAUAUAUAUAUAUAUAUACACACGCACGCACGCAAACACACACAGACUUCAGUACGUGUGUUUUUAAAAUACCUGGUCUAGGUUAAAAAUAGUGGAGAUUUAAUUAUAGUUUAGUUACUCAGUACUCCACUAAUAUUAUAUUUUGUUGUCUUGACCGUUCCUUAAGUAGCACAUCUGUAAUAUUUGAUAGACUGUAGCAGUGGUUUCAAAUGACUGCAGGGAGUUUGGAACCUGGGUACCACUAGUCUGCCCCUAGCACAAAAUGUGAAAAGUUAAGAGGUCAGCGCUAAUAAUAAUAAUAAGGAAUAGGUAGGCAGCGGCCUAGCAGAGGGUAACCCUCUAGCAUAAGAGUAGAAAAUAACAACAGUAGUGCAAGGCUGCGCCAAAAUGUAUCAAUGUAGACUUAUAGGAAAUAAAAACAAGUAUAUAGAUAGAGCAUAUAUAUAAAAAAUAUAUGUAACCUGCCCCUAGCACAAGCCAUCUUUCUGGACAAUAAUUCAGGUUUGAAAUGAAAUUGUACUUGAGUCAGACAGAAGCAUUGUUUUUCCUCUACACAGAAUAAUCAAUCAAUUCUAUUUUGAUGUUCUCUUAACCCCAGAGUCAACUUUCAGCAGCUCAUCCAGUGGGGGUUUGGGGAAUCAUAAACAUGAAAGAUUUGGGAAGUAAACAUAAAAUGUAAGCGUACUGUUUAUUUCUUUUUCAGCUUUAAGUGAUAAUAUUUCAGGAUCUAAAACAGUGUAGUACAAUAUGUCUCAUGUGAACAGCUAAUAAAAUUGCCACGAGCUUACUGAGAUUUUUCUGCCUACUGUGAAUAUUUUAGUACUAUUUAGGUACACUAUAUGGACAAAAGAAUUGGGGCACCUGACCAUUACACCAACAGUGACUUUUAUGACAUCGCAUUCUAAAUACAUUGGACAUUAAUAUGUACUUUGCACCCUUUUGCAGUUCUAAACUCUUCUGGGAAGGAUUUCCACAAGGGUUUGGAGAGUUUUUGUAGGAAUAUUUGCCCAUUCAUCCAGUAGAUCUGGAUUAGAUCUGAGACUGAUGUUGGAGAAUACGUCCUGGCUCGCAGUCUCCAUUUCAUUUAAAGGAUCACUAUAGUGUCAGGAAAACAAACCCAUUUUCCUGACACUAUGACAUCCUUGGGGGACCCUCACCCUCACGGUCCCCCUCCCGUGGUGCUGAAGGGGUUUAAAAAACUUUAAAUGUUACUUGACCAACUGCAUUGUGCAAACUGUAAAGUUUGGUGGAGGAGAGUCAAGUGCAGGCCAGUCAAGUUUUUCCACACCAAACUCAUCUAACCAUGUCUUUAUUGACCUUGCUUUGUGUACUGGGACAGUCAUGCAUGAAUAGAAAAAGACAAUCCCCAAACUGUUCCCACAAAGUUGGAAGCAUAGCAUUGUCCAAAAUGUCUUGGUAUGCUGAAGCAUUAAGAUUUCCCUUCAUUGGAAGUAAGGGGCCUACCAUAACUCUUAAAAAACAGCCCCAUAUCAUUAUCUCUCCUCCACCAAACUUUACAGUUUGCACAAUGCAGUCGGUCAAGUAACGUUCUCCUGGCAUCCACCAAAAGACUCAGACUCACCCAUUAGACUGCCAAACAGAGUAGCGUGAUUCGUUACUCCACAGAACACGUUUCCACUGUUCCAGAGUCCAGUGGCAGCAUAAUUUACACCACUUGAUGGCAUUGUACUUGGUGAUGUGAGGUUUGAAUGCAGCUGCUCGGCCAUGGAAAUCACUUCCAUGAAGCUCACUGUUUUUGUGCUGAUAUUAAUGCCAGUGAAAUUUUAGAAGUCUUCAGCUAUGGAAUCAGCAGAUCGUUGGUGACUUUUACUCAUCAUGUGUCUCAGCAUUCGGUAACCCUGCACUGUGCAUUUACUACGUCUUCUGCUGAGUUGCUGCUGUUCCUAACACUUCCACUUUCCAGUAAUACCAUUUACAGUUGACAAUUAAAUAUUUAGCAGGGAUAAAAUGUCACGAACUGACUUAUUGCAAAGGGGACAUCCUAUCACAGUACCAAGCUUGAAUUCACUGUGCGAACCCAUUUUUUUUCACAAAUGUUUGUAAGUGCAAGCUGCAUGGGUAGGGGCUUGAUUUUUAUGCACCUGUGGCAAUGGGUCUGAUUGAAACAUUUGAAUUGAAUAAUUAAGAGGUGUGAGCCAAUACUUUAUGGUGCAUUUCUCAAGGCCAUUAACUAUUGGCGAACAAAAGAUUGAGAUUCAGUAGAGCAUGUACAGUUAUUUUUUUAAACUUUUGUAAUGUUUAUGGUUAAUCACUUUGUAAGCUCCAGCUGUUGAGUACAAAAGUAUACUCCAAUAUUUACGGAAUACUCAAAACAUUAUUUACCUCUCUGCAUAUUUGCUGGUGUUUUGGUUAUGCAUAGGAGUAAUAUAACCGUAAACGCCUUACAGGUAUUUGGGUGUUUUGUACGUACUCGCAUGACCAUAUAUGUACAUAGCAUAAGCAUUCUUCCUAUGUCAUAGGCCACUCCCAUUUUUUGAGAAUUAAUUGAAUAUUGUAAAAGAGGUAGCAGCAAUUUCUCCUACCUCACGUUUGGCUAGAAGGUCACCCUUCAGAAUUCUAUGUAGGCGUGAACUUUAUGAAUGCAGCCCAUCAGGUAGAAGUCUGUAGAUUAUUUUAUCCCUUUAAACAGCCCAUGAAUAGCUUUGUUUUGAAUGAAAUCAAAAUGUCUUCUCUUCACUUGUCUAAUGGCCUUUUUUUCUACCUUCAGAUUAUAGACAGUGAAAAUGAGGCAUUGCUGGAAGCCCUCACACAGACAUUGGAUGAUAUGCAGGAGGAUGAUAUCAGCUUGUCUGCCUUCAUAUCCUCUGGAGAUGGGGACUUCUGCCCCUUACCUGAUCUUCUGUCCAAACCCAGCUUCCAAGCUGAAUCCCCUAAGAGUCCAGAAAAUGAAGAUAAGCUGUCUAUAGUAAGAACCACUUCCUACUGUUUAAAGUGGAAAUGGAUGAGAACCCUGAAUAGACGCCUGCAUGGGUAUGAUAGGCAACAAAGGUCUGAAUUUUUUCAUUUAAGGCUUUAAAAAAUUAUACAAAUCUCAUCCAUAUGUUAUAUGUGUAAAUGUGUAUUUAUCUUUAACCGACACACAGCGAUUCUCUCAGGGGGGGAACCGCACCACUUCCGCAGCGACACUUUAGGAAGUGCCGUAUAAACCCAAGUAGCUGUCGUAGUUCCAUUGCUAGCUGUAGGUUCUGCCUCUUAAGGAAAGAUACUAUGUCUUUGUUGUGGGAUUCUGUGCAGAUGAGAGAUCUUUCCCAACCAGAUAUCCAGAAUUUUAAUUGUGUAAUUACGUGUUAAUUACAGAAAACCUAACACGCUGUCUUAAUUGCGACACUUGAGGGCCACGUUUAACACAUAUGAAACCUGCACAAACAUGGAUCCCAAAAUAGAGGCAUUAUUCACUGCUUAAGAAUUAGAUAACAUACUGAUCUUUUAAUAUAAAUCAGGGUGAAUUUUAUAAAAUCCAAUAUAUUCUGUGUGUUUUUAUUUAUUGCAUUUCAUGUAUGCAUAUAUGAUUGUAAUAGAGCCAUCAUAUAUGUUCUAUAUAAGUUCUAUAUAUAUUUAGUGGUAAUGUGUAUUUUGCCAUAGCCAUGUUCAAUUUUUUUCAAAGAUCAUGGCAAUUCUUUUAAUGACAUUGAAUGAUGUGUGCCAGUGUGAUUGUGGGAUAUUGUAAGAAAGUUGUUUUUAGUCAUGUAUUUGUAAUAGUUAAUACAUACUAGAUCCAGCCCAUACAACCUGUAUACAAAGUUGACAAAGACUCUUGAGUCUGUGUCAAAUUCAUAAUACAUGUCAUUUUUAUAGCUACAUGGGAAUUAUGGCUUCAUUAUAGAAAGAGGAAAACUUGCUUGAUUUAAAGAACCUUACUAGACAUUUUGACCACAGUAAAUUUGAAACCAUUAUGUUUUUUAAGACUCUGAUUAAUGAAUAGAUAUGAAAUUUUUAUAAUAAAUAUUUUGAGAUAACCCAUACCCGUCACCUUUGCAACUUUGGGUCUCUAAAAAACGGCAGAUUAAACUAUUUUAUCCCUAAUGAAUUUAUCCCCUUAAGGACCAACACUGUUUGAAGGUACUAUUCCAGAACAGAAUGAUCCAUUUAACAAUUUCAAGGCUGUAUAGUUCUAUAGAUUCUAAUUAAACAGGGCAUUGCAGGCGAGCAUAGAAUCUUUAUGGACCAAGAUAGGAUAUAGCAAAAUAUAACAUUCUGUCCUUAAUGAGUUUUAUUUAGAAUUAAAAAUAAUGUAGUAUUCACCUAUAUGGCAUCAUUAAUAAGGUCUGUACAUACAUGUGCAUAAGUAGAUAUGAACGCACACAAUAUUUACAUGCAUGAAGUAAAAAUGAAGUACAUGUAGAGCACUCUUCGGCCUUUCAAUAAAUUAUAAAUUCAGGUUGGUUUCUCAUACAUAAGUGGUCAGUCUUUCAGUCUGAUUAGAGAUUGUCACAUUGACCAGUCUGUAUUGGAAAGAUAUAUAAAUAUUUUUGAAACACCUAUUUUUCUAAAGACUCAUGAGUGCCUUUAUCUAAUUUUUAUCUAGUGGCUAUAUAGCUGUACAUUAUUUCAUUUACAGUGAGCACGGCAUUCAUCAUCUGCCCAUAUCUGUCUGUCCACAUACAUAUUGCACGAUAGUUGUUUUAGAGCAGUGAUAAACAACAACUGUUACAAAUGCAGGCUGUAUGUUAAUAAGGUGUAUACAUGGCGUAUACAUAGCUUGAUGGCCAUAUAUACAAUCUUUUUGCAAAAAAUUUCAGGCAAAAUAGACUCGCUUCAUCCAAGCAUUUUUUUCCCUUUGUUAAUAUCACAAAAGAAUGGUUCCCUUUAAUUUAUACUUUUCAUCUAGCAUGUCAGCCGUGCAUCCAAAUGAUUUCAUAUUACCCACUAGUAAAACAUUGACAAAUUGUCUUAUGAUAAGGCUCAUUUAUCAGGUGUUCACAAAUGAGUACUUUACUGAAUGUAGACAAAUUGAAACACAUUCCAUUUUCUAUUUAGAUAAUAAAUAUUUUGUGCAGAUAUUAUUUGUGAUUGGAUGGAGGUGUAUUCCGGCUGGUUCCUUCUUUGUAAAAAAACAUGUGUAUACACUCGCCCAUAUGUUUUCUAAUUUAGUUACACUUUUAUUACUGGGGGACCAGUAAUAAAAGUAUAUUAAACUUUCAAUUUUAGUAUACAUAUUUUUAAUACCUAUUUGCAUAAGCUCAGUUAUGAGCUUUGUAAUAAAUUAAUGUGCACACAUGGAGUGUUGUGAGGUAUAAUAAACAUUUAUUUAUUAUUACAGACACACAUAAAUUCUAUAAUUAGGUUGUCCAUUUUUAAUUUGUGUGAAAUGGUUAAAGCACCUAGUCAUGUUGAGAGAUUUUAUAUUGCAAUAGGAGCCUGUAAUUGAAGAAUUAUAUCUUGUUUAAAAAUAAAUUUCAAUAGCUUCAAAUCAGUAAACUGUAAUUGAAACAGUUCACACAGCAUGCCAUUGUAAAUUAAUGUGUUUAAUAAAUCAUUUGGAUGCAAGCACCAUGCUUGUUCACUGAAUAUGUUUCUGCCGGCUUUAUGCCGUUUUAAGGAUAGACGUUUCCAUAACUCUAGACAUCAUCAGACUGUUAAGAUGUUUGAUGGCCUCCUUAGCUUGAGUGUAACUUGAAACCUCUCUCUGACCUACGAUAUUCUAUGGAGCAAGUGCAACAGUGAAAGCGGCUUUGACCUUUGAUGGUCCAGCUGUUGUGGCCUAUUUUUCCAAGAUACUCAGCCAUCCAUUCAGCAAUCUGAGCAUCACUGGAAACGGUACUCAACAGCUGGAGUUCCAGAGGUUAGUCAUCAAGCAUAGGGUGGUUGACAAACAUUAGUUACUUUGAGAGAGCAAGCAUUCCAACAUAUCAUUGCAUUUAGCUUUGCUAAAAGGGUAGUGUAAUGCCCUUCGAGGCAAUUCUAGCUUUGCUGCAGCUAGACUGCACUUGCAUCUGUGUAAGCCUUUACUUGGGUUGUCGUUGACCGACUUCGAAAGUAGUGAAUGUAUGCAUUGAAUGUCAAUAUAUGUGCAUGCGUGCCGAUUACAUUGAAUAGAAUCUGAUGUGUCUUCGCAUAAUGUUUUACAGCUGAAGAAGUUACUCCUUUCUCCAGCUCAGAUGCCUGUGAGUAAUGAUGCUCAGAAUGAUGGCUGUACUCGGCGCCAAGGAACUUCCAAAUUCCGUCCUCAGAGAGGAUGCUCAAAGGUAUGUUUUGAGGUGAUUUUCUUUGUUAUAUUCUAGGGCAGAACAUACAACUUUGAAAGUAUGCUUAAAAUAAAAUAUGAUUCAGUUCUGAAUUUCCACUAACAGUUUACAGUGUAUGUAAUCGCUGAAUUUAAAUAAAAAAGUAAAUUUCUUAUAUUUAUUGUCCAUUAAAGUGGAGAGCUUUCUUCAUUAUCUCUGAUUGCUCUCCCACUUCAGUAAAACAGCUACAGUAUCAAUGCUAAUCAGAGCCUAAUCACUGCUUAAACUAUCAAUACCUACAAGUGUGCCACAUAUCCCAUCCUAUGUACACUAGGCUGUAAGAAAAUAUCUUUGCUAGUUACGGUUUUCAAAAAGAAAACCCUUCUAAUCAUGAUUAUGAUCAAAAGUACAAUAUCUCUAAGCACAUACAUGCAGUGUGGAUUUAUUUAAAAGGAACACGCCAGACCCCUAAAGCGCAUUAACUUGCUAAACAGCUUUAUGUAUCCUACUUUUUUUAUUUUGCAGAAAGUGCAGAUUUCAAUAGAAAUUGACACUUUAAUAAAUUAACCUGGUUACACCCCCAUGGCUCUCAAUCAGACAACAGGUCCUGUUACUUCCUGGUUUGGUUUGCUCGGUGGAGCUAAACUCAUGAGGCAGCAAUUGCCCAGAGCACCUGCCUUGCAAAUACUUCUCAUUGAGCUACAUUGAGAAGUCUGUGAUUGGACAGCUACAGAAAGUCUGGGCGGAGUUAGAAGAAGAGGGCUUGCAAAGGCAGCAGACAAGAAAACUGCAGUUUUCAUUUGGAGUGUUUCUACUAAACAAUUAUUUUUUUUUUACUUAUUUUGUAUUUGGGCAGUGGAGUGUCCCUUUAAUUAAUAUCUGGAUAUUAACUUUGAAGAAAACAGAUGUACUAGCAUUGUAUAUUAUUAUUAUUAUUGGCAUUUAUAUAGUGCCAAUAUAUUCCACAGCCCUUUGCAAUAUUAUCUGAAUAAGAGUAAUUCUUCUAUUAUCAGAUGAGAUUGGUAGGCUUAGGUGACUGGUUCUGAACCAGUUGAGAUUAAAAAAAAAAAGGAAUAAAAAAACAACAACUUUUAAUAAAAUUGAGAUUUCUUCAUAAUAUCUUUUAGAAGCCAUGGAAGGAAAUUUAUGCUGCUUAUGGUUGGGCAUAGUGUUAGAAUAGAAUGGUGCAUUAGAACAUCAUGUUGAAAAGAUGUGUAGAAUGUACUAGGACCCUUGAGCAGUGAUAAUUAAAAAAUACAAUAAAAAAAACGUAAUUACCUUUUUAUUAUGUUUUUAUAAUACAUUAUCUACAAAAUGCAUUAUGAGCAAAGAUUGCCUCCAGUGUAGACUGCCAUCUGUAUGUUUCUAGUUUAAGAGUUAAGAUGUAGGUGAAAAGUAGGUUGCAUUAGCUUUCUCAUUAUAUUCUUUGACCUUUUGCUUUGAGUAUUCCGAUUCCAGCAGAUCUUGAUUGCAUCAUAUUAGUAAGUUGAAUUUCUGUCCCUUCUAUCUUAAGUUUAUUCACUUAGGAUAUAUUGCUUUUAAUAUGCAGGUAGAGAGCCCAACAGACAGACAACCUGGAUUCCCACCAGCUCAGAGUCGAAGCUGUACGGAGCUACAGAGGCAUUUGGUAACAACUCUCCCUCAGACCAAAGUCUUCUCUUCAACGGAGAAUAACCAGGACAGUAUUAAGGAAGAAGAUAGUGAUUCACAGGAUGAUGAACAGUGUGAUGAUGACUCUGUGCCCUCCUUAAUAUCUUCUGCUUUAGAAGAUAAGAAACCACAGUUUACCUGCGAGCGUGAGAAGCGCGCAGUGGUAGACCUUAUUCGGUAUAUGCACACCUACUGCCUUCCGGCAAAAAAGCAACAUUCUAAUGACAAACACCAGCAUUGGAACAAUAUUUCAAAGAGACCUAAACUGGAGUCUACUCAACAAAUAUCUUGUUCAAAGGAAACCAGCAAGGUGGAUUCCAGAAAUACCAAGGUGAUUCGCCCUUUGGCUGACAAGUAUAAUUGUAUAAAACCAGUACGUUUUUCUAUCUUGAAAGAACUUCUAGCAAAAGACAUUUCUGGAGAUGUCAGCAAGCCAUACAGAUUGGCUCAACCAGUGUAUGCCGAAUUCUCUGAUUCCUGCGGCAGUCAUCUGUCCAGUGGGAAAGAAGAACUAGAGUUGGGCAAAAAUAAAAAAAAUGAAUUGGGGACAACUCACAAGUCAUGUCUGACUGUUAAGAAAGAGAGCAGACAUCGUGAUACUUCUGGAAAGCCAACAAUUUCUUCUCCAGAAUGUGUGACUGUUAAAUCAGCUCCUAAACCAGAGAGCUCUGUCUAUGCCGUUAGACGGUCGAGCAGAUUAAACCCAGAAUUCAGUGGAUGGCUCAUGUUUGACGAUGAAUCAUUUCCACACACGAGUAUGGAGAAGGCUACAGCUGACUUAAAACUUACAACAGCAGAGGAACCUUUUAUUGAAGAAGAGCAGGUGGCUGAGCUUGAAGUGGGAGAAUUAGGUGAUCCCCAUGCACAAGUGGACUUUAACAUGGACAAAGUAGAUGAAAUUGAAAGGGACUCCUGUGAAGUACAUUCUGACAUUGUUGCCCAAAAGUUUCAUCCCUCAGGUAAUUUGGAUAGAUAAUUAGUAAAUGCACACACAUAAUUAUCAUCAACUUCCAUUAGAAUGAUGCAAAGAGUAAAACACAGGUCAAAUGGAUCAUUAGACAAACAGGUUUUUUCAUAAUUUGUCUUAAGACAUCAUUUCUUGCAUUGCAAAGUGAAGCUCUUAAGUGACAGGUUCACUUUAAGUGCUAUCUCCAUAUGUAAUCAGUAUAGCCUUUGUCAUAGUGAUACAUUAUAUCUUUAAAUGCAUAGGAGAUGCUAGUUUAAUACUUACCUCCUCACCAAUGCCACAAGCAGCACCAUGAUGUCAUGUUUGUGGGUGUUCUUCUCAUGUAAAUUUAUAUUGGCUUGGGAUAAUAUAGUAGAGCACACCUCCUCCGUUAUGCUGACAAACAGACAAAUGCUCUGUAGUUGCUCUUACAGCAGGAAAACAUCCAUGGGCCAUACUAUUUACUAGAGCAGGGGUUCCCAACCCAGUCCUCAAGUACCACCUGCCUGUCCAGGAUUUAGGGAUUACCCUCUUGUGUCUAAAGUGUUUUUUUUUUCUUUCUAAAACACCGUAGACCCAACUGGGUAAUCCCUAAAAACUGGACUGAUAGGGGAUACUUGAGGACUGGGUUGGGAACCACUGUACUAGAGGAAAGGUUUGUAGUUUCAGGAUUUUGGGUGUUCAUGCAGCAUUUCUGCAUGUAGGAACCAUCACAAAACAUUUGUUUGUUGCUUGAUAUACGUGAAUUAAGUAUCCUGUCCCGACAUGCAUAGCUAGGCCAAACUAACUUUCCAAAAGUGACUAUCUACCUUAAGAUAGACUGCAUUAUAGAAAUGUGUUUAACCAUUUACACUGCCACAUGCCUACUCACAAUCGGUAAAUGUGAUAUAGCUGGUUGAGUAGUAUAUACUGAGACCUGCUUUAUUAAAAUAGCCCUGAGGCCACAGUUCAAUGUUUGAUGAAUAAUCUACGCAUAAAUCUACCAAGUGUAGGUGCACAAAUAUCCCCUCCAAAUUUUGCAGAAAAAAUGGCUAAGGUCAUUGAAAUAUUAAAGCCAACACGGUUAUUGUAACAAGUGGGUGCACAUAUUUGCAUACAUACAAAACGCAUUCCACCACUGUUUCUAUCAUUUAUGCUUAAAAUGGUUCCAUUCUGUUACUUCUGUUUUGAAAUGAAAACUUUGUGCUUUUACAUUUUCAGAAAAUCCCAGAUGCCCUCCACUCUCACUGUCACAAAGGUAAGAUAAUUCCUACAAUUUGCAUUUGAGAAUAUGUAAUAUAUAUUAUAAUAUGUAUAAUGCAGAUGCCUGGGAACAUUGAUGGUUCAUUGAUCCAUAAUACAGCUUUCUCAGAUGAUUACAGAAACAUAAUGGCUUGACCUUUGAAUAAAAAAUAUGAAAGUUUUGAUCAAAGAGACGGUUACUCUUUAAAACACUAACACUUUAAAACACCUCUGAUCCAGUGCUUAACAGGAGCUCCCAACUGCUAAAAAAUAAUAAUAAUAAUAAAUAAAUCACUGCUUAGUAGAUAUACCCCCUAAAUGUAAACAUGCAUGCAUUUAAUUAUGAUUUUUUUUCCCAUCGGGGUAUAUCUAAAACAGCUUGCAAAAGCUGUAGUUCUCUUGUCUGCUGCCUUUGAAAUCUUCCCCUUCUAAGCCCACUCAAAUGUUCUGUGACUGUCUAAUCACAGCCUUUAAAGUGCUUUAAGAAUCACUGUUGGAGACUUACAAGGUUUUUCACUAAAGUGAGAAUUCAAAAUUAAUUUAUAGUGAGUUUCAAAUUUAACCUGACUUAGAUAAUGUUUCCAGUUUGGCUAUUUUUACCUUGUUUAUGAAAUUUGAAUUCUCACUUUAGUGAAUAACCCUGACAGAUUAUACCAUCAAUGUUAACCCCACUGUGCUUUCUUUAACCCCUUAAGGACCAAACUUCAGGAAUAAAGGGGAAUCAUGACAUGUCAUACAUGUCAUGUGUCCUUAAGGGGUUAAAGGUAUUUAUGAAGAAUAUUUAAAGGGAUUAUAUAGUGCCAGGAAAACAAAGCCAUUUUCCUGGCACUAUAGGGUUAAUAGGUCCUCCACCCCACUCCCUCAGGGUUCCCGUCCUGUGGGAUUGAUGGGGUUAAAAGCCCCUCAGCCACUUACCCUCGGCGCUGGGUCAGGCUCCCCCAUGCUCCUCCCCUGCUGACAGCUGGCGAGGGAGACCUAAUACGCAUGCGCGACAAUGGCCACGCGCGCGCAUUAGACCUCCCCAUAGGAAUGCAUUAUUCAGUGCUUUCCUAUAGGGAAAAUCUGACGCUGGAGGUCUAUAAGGACGCCCAGCGUCAGAUAACGGACCAAAAGUCCGUUAGGAUUCCGAAAGUGCCCCCAGUGGCUGUCUGGCAGACAGCCACUUAGGGCAGACUUAGAGCUGCAUGUAAACAUUGCAGUUCUCUGGAACUGCAAUGUUUUGCAAUGCAGCACUAAGUACAAAAGGGACACAGUACCCAGACUACUUCAAUUAGCUGAAGUGGUCUGGGUGCCUACAGUGUCCCUUUAAGCAGUCCAAUAUAUUUAUUUAUUUUUUUACAAACAAUCUCUGUAGAAUUUGCUUUACUAAAAAAAUACAGUAUAGUGAAUGUUGAUAGAGUACAUCUGUGCCGGAGUUGUAGAAGAAUAGGUGCAAUCAUGAAAAUUAGCCGAUGGAUCAUGUUGAUUGUUCCUUUGUUAGAACUUUGCUCCAGAAUUGACCCUCCCCCCCAUAAGGGCUCCUUCAAUUUGUGCAUUGUUUCUAAAUAUACACUCUGAUUCAACUGGUGGUCCAUAAUCAUUUAAUAAGCCUCCCCCCCCCCCCAUCAUUAAACCUCUGUUCCAGGUGUGUGGUUUUUCUUCUUUUUUUAAUAAUAUAUCUAUAUUAUGAUGUAGCACAUAACAAAAAAAAUAGGAUGAAAAGAUACAUUAAUCCUUUUUUUCUGUUACACCUGAUGCAGAAAUGUUGUUAAAUUGUAGCAAAAGGUUAAGUACUUAUAUAAUAUGGUGACUUGCAGUGAAUGUAUUAUAAUUGUCCCUAGGAGGGGAACAAGUAGAACUUGUUAGUCAUCAACCUAGUUAACAUCUUCAUCAUUUUCCAUUGGCAACUCACAUAUUUUGGAGAACAGACUUAGCAUUCUAAAAAGUGAUUGACUUUAGGGCACACAUAUUGAAAUACGUCUCAGGGCUUCCUCUAGUGGACUAUAUGAGAAGUUGCAUGUUCUACAUUAGUAUAAUCCCAACACACAUUUACUAAUUUUUAGUGAAAUCUUAAUGACUUUUAGAAGCAUUGAAACUUUGCAUGUGGUCGCCCACAUUCACAUUCUUUUUUUCAUGUUAAUUUCCAGUGUUUCUACAUUCGAAAAGAGAAAUUUUGAGCAAGUACUUGCCGUCGAGCUAUGUGGAACAGCAGGUAUUUCAUUUUAUUGAAACACUAGUGUUUUAUUCUGUGAGAUUUAAACGUGAAGCUGUAAUAAGCCCUGCAUGAUCAAUCACAGAUAUUUCAUAAUGUCAAGACUCUGAUGUAUGCAUUCUGUAGAAGGCUUAUAACUAAACUGGAAUUUGUUUGAUAAAGUAUUUAAAUUUAGUAUGUUUAUGUGCUAAAAAAAAAGCUAUAGCUUAUUUUGCAAUAUGUAAGCAAUGUCUUCUAUUAUUUACCAUAAAGGCCUGACACCACCAACCACCCCACCUUACAAAACCCCAGAAGAGGACCAUUACAAGCCCGAGCUUAAUCAGGACACUGUAGAUAGUGGAGCAUUGAUUUCUUGUCCUUCCGAAAUAGAGACAAGUGGAGAACAUGUGUUGAUAAACAGGAAGCAAACAAAAAAGCAACCAGAAAGGACUGAGCUAUUUGCUCACUUGAGCCGGACGGGGAACCUUCCAGCAAAUUGUGAAUCACAAGGAUUAAAGAGACCAUUUUCCAGAUCCUUUGGAGACCAUGAUUACUGCAUGGUCAAAAAACCAGACACUGGCUUUCAGAGGAAAGUUAAAUCUCUGGAUCUGCCUGGCUACCUGGAAAAGAAGGAAACAUUGUCUAUUAGUCAGGAGCAGCAGAAACAGGUUGAAGACAAACCUGACAGAUGUCAUAAAGCAGGCAACAAACUCCUGAAGGACCAUGAAAUCCGAGCAAGUCUCACCAAGCACUUUGGCUUUCCUGAUGAUACCCUAAAGGAAGAAAAUCAAAGUAUCUGCAACAGUCCUGAAUAUGAUUCUGUUUUUGAGGACAGUGACAGUGAAAGCAGCUCUCCCCAAAAAGACUCGGUCUGCCCGACUCCUCACAGAACCAAAGUAUGCCCUCCAAUGAGCCCACCUUCCAAAUCCAAGUUCCAGUACUAUCCCCAGACACGUACCAGUCCACGAUCAUCACGGCACUAUUCACCAGAAAAUAGGAGGACUUACAGGUAUAUUUAGUGGGCUUUAUUAUAGCAAAAUACAAAUUAACAUGAUUUUACUUUUUUAUGAAAACCAUUACAAACAUUAUUCAAAACCUCAUACAACAGUGAGAAUGGAGAAAAAUAUAUAUGUUUUGAUGAUGGGAACUCGCGUGAUUUUAAUACAGCUAGUAUGACAAGAUAAUAUAUAAUCAAAAAUCCUAAAGUUAUUUUGAUGAGUUCAUUAGAGACACCUAACAAGCUUUCAAUGAGAAUAAACACAUUGAUUGUACCAAAGUUUAGGGAGAGAUAAUAGCAUCUACAGUAAAGGAGAGAGUUUAUAGAUAAAAGACACUGAUUUUUUUUUAACUCGUGUAGAGGAUCAAGAUUGCUUGUAAAAUUUAAAAGACAUUAUAUAAUAACCAGAAAUCUGAUUAUUUUUUUUUAAUUCUUUAAUUCUUUAUUUUUGGUUGACAGGAAAUACACAUACAUGUCAGGCAUGGAUUCUGUCACAUUGUUAUCCCUUUUAUGUCCUUCAGUGUUCUUAAGUUAGUUGCAUUAAUUCAGGUUAUUUUUUUGUUUGUUUUGCUUGUGAAAAAAAUUACAUGCCCAUUUUUCGCUCACUAUGCAGAGUUAAAAGGUCAUAUAGUAGACCCAGAAGACCGCUGUAAAGCCUUAGCGGUAGGAGUAGGAAUGCAGUGUUCACUAUGGCUGUACAGGUUCUAUAGACCAAACAAAGAUUGGCCUGGAGUUAUUUCUAAGUGCUGCGGUUAUAGUUUUUAAAUUAGUAAUUUAUCUUGUUACAUUUAUUUCCUUUAUAAUAUGCCUAGAGACUUCUUCAAUCGUAAUAGCACAAUGUGAAUAAAUGAAUAUAUAUAUAUAUAAUUUUCACUUUUUUUAAAUUCACAUUUGCCUUUUAUCAUUUCCUGUUUAUAGAGUCGAGAGCAAUGAGAAGCACCAGACUGGAACCUUAAGCCAAAGGCAGAUUCAAAAAAGGAGACAAAAAGCAAUUGUAAGUAAUUUUUCAUGCUCUCACAUCAAACUUUAAUAUGCCUCUCAACACCCCCGAUUUCAUUGGGACUGUCCCGAUUUCAGAGUCCUUUCCCGACUUUGUUUCCAGAUGUUCCCCAUCAAAUGUGCUUAUUUGCAGUAUGCACAGGGCACAAAGACCCUGCAGAGAGCACUGAAACUGUGUUACCUGCAUGAUCUGAUCACUGCAUUGAGUUAACCCUGCAAUGUCAUUAUUGCAGUUUCUGUGAAACUCCAAUGUUUUACAAUGCAGGGUUAAGGAGACAGGGACACUGCACCCAGACCACUUAAAUGAGAUGAGUGCCUAUAGUGUCCCUUUAAUCCAACAGUACCUAAAAUAAAUUUUCUGCAUUUACUCGGUUUCUAUUAAUAGUUUGCUUCAUGGAGACAAGUGAUUAAUUCUGUUAUUAAAAAGUUACGUGACUGAAUGUGGGGUAUUGGCACAAUGGAUGCAAAAAUAAAAGCUUUGAAAUUAGAAAAGGUGGUGUGUUCAGGGUCACAGUUUAAUGAAGGCUGGAAGCAUUUUUCCUCUAGGUAAGCAGAGAAAUGCUCCAGAGGCCAGUGAACCUGCCUGACACAGCAGGCGUUGGAUGCAGAAUAGGUAACAAGUGCUAAAUUCGCUGAGCGUGCAAUCUGUGUGUGUGUUUCUCAUGGCUCAGAAAGUCACACUGAGACUGUUUACAUGUAGGAAAAUAUACUCUGAUUCAGGCAUUUCGUCCUUUAAUUCCUGCAGACAUCACCCACAGAUUGAACACAAUAUAUUGAAAUACACACACUGUUCUAACAGGGAUCACAACUAACACAACCUCAUAAAACAAUUUACACUGCAACUAUGUAUUUCAAGAGAACUCUAUAAAUAUCUACAUAAUCACGUGUCUAUCUGUUACGAGAAAGAAGCCUUGUAUUGUCCCUGCAGAAAAUUUGAAUAGUAAAAUAAAAAGUAUACUUUAAAAAGCUAACUCCAUCUUAUGCAUCCUUCAUGAUUUGUCUAACAGAGUGUAGUCACAAGUCCCUUUAAAUAUCACAUUCUGGAGACAUUAUAAUAAACAAUGAGACUGGAAGUCAAGUGGUUUAUGAGUGGCUCCACAGCCAUAUUUUCCCUAUUUUGGCAUUAUGUAUCAUUCAUAUUACAUGGGUUUUUUCAAUAUUAGAGAUCCCUUGCAUAUUCUGGCCUGAUUCCCACUUCUAGGCAGCAGCUGUUAUUUAAAACUGCUCUUGAUAAUUAAUUUACCCUCCUUUAAUGAUAGGCUGGGAGAGCAGGUGAGAAUACAGAAUUUGCUGGCCCUCCAGAUAUUCUUGAACUACAACUCCCAUGAUUCUCAGCCUAUCUAUUUCAUUCAUAGAAUCAUGGGAGUUGUAGUUCAGCAACAUCUGGAGGACCGGAGUUUGGGGAAGCCUGGUCUAGUCCCUCACUCAGCAUAUCACGUCAUUUAUUUAUCUACAGUGCUAGAAAUAGAUUGUCAAAGGUUUAUUUUAAAAACUCAGCUGAAUGCUCAUAUUUUAUACUUGUAGAACUUAAGCUGAGCAGUACAAUGUUCUUUAAAAUUACAAUGCUACAAGCCAAAUAUAUUAAAAGUUUAAUAAAGAAAGGCUCUUAUUACCUCUUUCCUAUUCAUAAACCAUAUUAAAUUAUUCAGGAGAGUAUUUUUUUUUUACUCUCCAUUUAUCUUCAGUAUUGUCCCACCCUGCAGACUAAACUGGAAGACAAUACAUAAUAUAUUUUCCUUCAAUAUUGAGGAAAUACAACGUAUCGUGUGUGUGUAUAUAUAUAUAUAUAUAAAACUACUUUAAUAAAUUUUGAGCGUAUGUGCAUAUAUUUAUAUAUGCACAUACGCUCAAAAUUUAUUAAAGUAGUUUAAAACUAUAGGUUUUGCCAGCACUAGAAGCAAUUUAUAAGAAACUUGUAUACAAAUUGUAUAUGAAGAUUGAUAGUGCAAUACAUGAUAAAUGGAAAUAUUUAACCACACAUAAUGGGCAUUAAAGGAGACCUGUCACAUAGCAGGAUUUUUUUUUUUAUAAUCUUUACUCAUAACCAAUAUUUAACUAAUAUGUAUUUGCAUAAUGUGAAAAAUAGAAUUAAAUGUAGCAAUAAACACUUUUUUACUCCGUAACUGGGUACCACCAUCUUAGCUUUAUCUCCUUUGCACCUGGUAGUCAGCAUAGAGAAAGCUUAUGGAGGAGAUGAUAAAGUUUAGAUGAAAAUAAAGAAUUAUGUGAAAUAAAAAAGUUCAUUGCAAGUUAGAGGGGAUUUUCAAUAUUUUAUUGAAUUGUAUAAUUUCCAGAGAAGUAACAAUUCACCUGUAAUGUGUGUUGUUUUCCAUUUUAUGAAGGACGAAGGCCGUGUAAUUUACAUCAGAAAUCUCUCCAACAGCAUUAGUGCUAAUGAGCUCAAAAGAAGGUUUGAAGUUUUUGGCGAAAUCACUGAAUGCCGUGUUCUUAGUAGAAGCAGGUAAGAUAGGGAUCAGCGAGCAAAACACAAAAUUUCAUUCUUUUUAUAGUACUGUCUAUUUUAAAUAAAGGAACGGAGUUAACAUUCACAAAGGUUUAUUCAUUCAGCAGUGGACCGUAGCGAAUUUCAAAGCCAUUUCCAAAAUAUUGGCUAAAAUAACUGAUUUGGGAACAUUUGCCAACUCAUCUAUAGACACAGCUUGGCUAUUUCGGCCUUCAUUUUGCCAUUUAUUUUUCAGGUUACUGUUUAAUGAGUAAAUCCUGAACUGUUUGCAUAUAUAUAAAUGUAGUAAUUUUUUUAUAUUUAAUAUACUGUCAUCAAUAACUAGAUAAUGUAUAUUAUAUGCUUUAUAAUUUGCCCACACCCCCAAAAUAACACUAGACUUGUGUAUGAAUGUGUUUCAUUUGGUAUGGGCGAAGCAAAUUUAUAAUAUUUUAAACGAUAUAUGAAACGAUUACAUGAUCUAUUUGGGAUUAUUCAUUGAAUUAGACCGCAGAGGUAAAUCCCAAAUGGAUCGUUUUGUUUGGACGUAGAUGAAUUUUAAGUCAAGUAGUGCAUGAUGAGACAAAUACCUGACGUUUGAUGAUUAAAAAAAUAUAUAUAUAUAUAUGAAAGUCUAAAUAUGAGCUUUUCACUAAAUUGAGUAUUGUCAGGGAUUCAGAAUAAACUUCAAGCUCAAAUGUUGAACUGGAAAAAAUAUCCAAAUCAGCUAUGUUUCCAGUUCAGCCACUUCGGCCUUAGAUAGAUAUUCAAUUUGAAUUUCCGACAAUCCUCACUUUAGUGAAUAAUCCUGCCAAUGUUUUAAUUUUCAAAAUAAUCAUAGCUGACUUACAAAGAAAUUAAAACGAGUUAUUGCUGUGUCACAAAGCUUCAACCUGGGAGAGUUAAUGCAUUUUUCUUAUGGAUGUUGCAUUUUCUUCUUAGGGGAGAAAAAUAUGGAUUCAUAACAUAUCGAUGUUCAGAGCACGCUGCCUUGUCAUUAAAAAAGGGCGCUUCUCUGCGAAAAAGGAAUGAACCCUCUUUUCACCUGAGUUACGGAGGACUCAGGCACCUCUUUUGGACCAAAUACACUGAUCUAGGUAAACAUAUUCAUCAUGUAAGUGAGCACUAGAGGUCCUUUGCAUGAGAGCAUAUAGAGUAGAGUAGGAGAAAGGAAUGAUUUCAGGCACCCAAAGCCCACAACCUCUGCUUUGGAUGAAGUAAUGAGGACAUUCCGGCUCCUCAUUAUUUGUCAAGUCAUUGUCUAGUUAGAACAGUCAUAACAUCACUGCCUUGGAACUGGGAAAUCAAGGUUCAAAGCCUGGUCAGACUAUGAUGCCAGUGAGUGUCUCUGGGCAAGACAAAAUAUAUGUCUGCCUGCCUCAAAUCCUCGUAGCUUGUAAGCUCAUUUGAGCAGGGCUUUCUUCAUAACCCCCCUUUCUAUGAUUGUAAAGUGUUGUGUAAUAUGUUGGAGCUAUAUGGAAGCUGAUAGUAAUCAGCUCGACAGGGAUUAAAUGCAGCUUGAUUUCACGGAUUCCUGCUAACCCAAGCAAUUUCUGCAUUAUUUUAUCCAAAACAGAGGGGAUAUGAUUUGGGUCAUAGGAAAUCUGUUUUUUUUUUUGUUUUUUUUUUCAACACUUGAAAAUGGUUUCACGAAAACCAAAGGGGAUCUUGGUUUCAGCCUCCUGCCACUUUGACUACUAUAAUAUAUAUAUUAUAGUAUUUACUGUACAUUAUAUAUAUUAUAGUAUAUACUAUACAUUAAAAAUAUUAUAGUAUAUACUAUAAUAUAUUUCUAAAAAAAAACUAUUAAAUCAUGUACUGAAGAAUAAAUGUAGUUUAACUUUUAAUCAAGAAAAGUCUUUUAAAAACAUUUGGUAAUACCUGACAGGACAUGGAGAGACCACCCAGCAUUCUUUUAUGAAAGUAGGAUAUCUGGGUAUUAUUUUGUUAUCUAGGUGGACAGGCAUAUAAGUUCCUUCUAUUUGAUGCAAAAAUUUGAAAUGAGCACAUGAUGGGGUAUGAACGUUUUCUAGCUAUAAUAAGUGGUGUAGUUAGUAAAUAGACAUUUUCAAGUGGAAAACAAAAUGCAAGGGAAAAUCUAUAUUUUAUAGAAAGACGAUGACCAAAGCAAGAAAAAAACAAACUGUAAAUUUAAGGUUAUUUCUGUGAAAAUCACUUUCCUGUAAAAGUGGAAUGAGUUGAUUCAGUAAAUUGGUUUUUUUUUGUUUUUUUUGUUUUUUAAAAAGGGCCAAGAUUUGGAGUAUGUAAAUAGCAAAAUCAGCAAUGAUAUAGUCCUCUACUUUCCAAUUCAGUUUGGCACUUGUCAAUAAUUAAUGUGUUUUUGCCUAUCUCGAUUUUAGUGAAAAAUUUGAAAAUGUGUCUUUUCACUUACCUUAGCAUACAAAUGUAGGACAUCGAUACUCAGUACUGUUUAAAUAAUAUCAAGAAUUAAGAUAUGCAAUGAGGAGAUCAAGGCUAUAGGCUAUCUUGUUCAUAAAUACGAUCAAAUUCUGCAUUCUGUGUGAUCUGUAUCCAUAAGCUGCCCAUGUCUAAAACACUUUCUUCUCUCUCGUUGCCUCUAGAUUCAAAUGCAGAGUCCUCGCCAGCUUUAAUCAAAAGUAAAUAUGAGUCUAUGGAUUUUGACAGCCUUCUGAAAGAGGCACAGCGAAGCUUGCAUCGAUGACAGCCUUAACCAAGGAGGAGACCUCAAUACCUCAGUCAAGGCACUUCCGACAUGUUUACGUUUUAAAAAUAAAAAUACAAACAAAUGGAAUACAGAAACAAAAAAAAAAGACUUUUAACCUUUAAAUUGAUGUUUACAUUGAACAAAGCUGCUUCUGUAUGUGAUAUGUUUCCAUGGUGUUGCUGUCUCACUGCCACAUUUUAGAAUUCUUGCUUUUUUCGGGGCGUCUCUAGGCAUUUGGUCUUCCCUUUUCCUCUUUCCUAAUGUAAUUGCAGCCGUGUUCUCCAUAACAUUAUGUCUGUAGUGUGUAAAAGGAAAACAAACAAAAAAAGGACAAAAAAAGGACAAAAAACAGUCAUUUGUGAAUAGAGCCUGAAUUACAAACUAAUUUGAAUAGGAAAAAUAUGUAUAUUCUAAAAAUGUAUUUAAAGUUUCACAAGUACUGUAUUUCAGUUUGUCGUAUGCUUCGUUUUAAACUAUGCACUGUAGUGAGGUGUUUGCAAAAGAUACCAAUUAAUCCUCAUACAUUAAUAAGAAAACAUCACCUGGCAUUUGACACCGUGUCAAACAGCAUCGGGCAUUUAUAACUCACUUUACGGAAUUAUUGUGGGAACAAACACUAUUUAUAUACGUGACUGGUUUUUCGUUAAUACAGUGUGGCGUCUUUGCAAUUUGUAAGAGCUCUGCUGCUGUUUGGGUCAGGAUUUCAUAAAAAAACAAAACAAUAAUAAUAUUUUAAUAUAUCCUGAAAGUUGAAUUUUUGUUUUUUUCCUUGCUUCAUCUCAACAGUUGAGUUUUGCCUAUAUGUUUUUGUUUUUUUCUUCACGAACAUUACAUCUUAUUUCCCUAUCAUGUCCGUUGAUGGCUGAAUUAAAAAAAAUAUUCAUGUAAACACUUUUCAUAUUUGAGAACAUGAAUCCGAAGUGGACUAUGCAAAGUUGUGAUAAAUAUAAUACCUGUAGCCAGCUAGAUAGCUUAAUUGUUGAGUGCAUCACCUACAAAAUCAAACGUCAAAGAUACAGAUUCUGUUUCUAUUCAGCCUUUUGAAUUCCGAGGUCAGAAGAGAGAGUACCAUUAAGUUGGGUAACAAUCCCAUCUCUAAGAUACUUGAAAAAGAGAUAAAUCUCAAUGUAUGUUCUCUGCUGAAAGUCUUGGAUUAUAUGCAUAUAAAAUUACUACAGGAACUCAUGUAAAACACUUUGAUUCCGUUUGUAGUCUAUAGUGACCAGUGUGUGUAUUUGGGAGUACACAUACCAGGAAUUAUAAAUUAAUACAUUUUAAGUCAGACGUACGUCCUUGAAAGCAAAGUAAUCAGUGGGUUUUAACUUAUGGUAGCAUACAGUAUAUGAAAAGGAUAAAGUAAUUGCUGAGAAAUACCUCAAACUUAUCACAAUUUUGUAUAUCUCUUCCCUUUACCUUUACAUCAUGAUCCAUCAAUAUGUUUUCAACUGUUCUCACAUUCCUCUGUCAUGUGUUCCUUUGGGUUUGGGUGACUUACUUUGUUGCAUUAAGAUCGUUAUUCGGGAAAUCUGUCAAAAACUGACACUUUUUUAAAAGCACUAUGCGUUAUGCAUUAUUCAACUAACAGCUUAAGAACACUUGAUUAAAGUGUUUUUUAUAUCAGUUAAGGGGUUCAUUCAUUAAUCCCUUAAGGACCAAUGGCAUUUAAUUCCAUCAUGAGAAUCUGGUUUCUUAAGUAUCUGGACUGACCUUGCUUAGCAAAGGCAGCUAUAUACAACUCUGCUGUCACUAAUUCAGUGGGACAUUCCUAUGCAAUGUAGGAUAUUUAACCACUAGAAUGUUAUGACGGGAUUUUAUCGCCUUUGGUCAUUUAAUUGCUUAAACACUGUUUAGUUGAUGCAGACUUAAGGCCAAAGUAGUUGAGUUGCAAAAGUGUCUAAAUUAGACUAAGCCCAAAGUAGUUGAGCUGAAAACGUUUAUAAUUUAGUUUGGCCUUAAUUGGGCUUUCGGAUUUGGUUCUUACUUUCAAGCAUUGAUUUUUCAAAUUAUGUCAACUUGCUGUUUUAGGGUACAAACCCAGAGGUUACGUUUUUAUUUUUUAGCUACAUAUCAGUAAUCACCUAACUAAUUCAUGUAGACAUGUGAAAUUUCUUUUUUUUUUUUUUCUUGUAUUCUGUAAAUCUUUACAUAUAAACAAAACCUAAAAUUCACCAUGCAUUUUAUACUAUGUUUUAGCAAAAUGCAGCCUUCCAGUUGGUAUUAGAUCACAACACCAGUCACUGCCAGCCAACUUAUAUCUGUGUGGCUGAGGGAAUUUUGAGUUCUACGUUGAAACCACUGGAGGUUAUGCUGUUUGCCCAAGCCUUGCAAACGACAUAAAUCUGCAUCUAAGAGUUAAUGUUCAUUCUCUGUUGUAUCUAAAAUCAUUUAACAAUUGUUCUGAAAGUUCAACAUUUUCUCCAAAGACUAAAAUUGAGAUUGGUCUCCUUGUCACCUUCAUAUAAACUGCAAAUUCAUAAAUGCAUCAUGUAACGCAUAGCAAUAUACUCUCUCCAGCUGAAAUACCGAAGGCCUUUUGGCAGUAGGGGCAAUGAUUUCAGCUUUGUAUAAAAGCCAUUAUUUCCACUUUUGUGGACUAUGUCAUGUAUGUUUUGGGCAUUGGGGCUGCUUAGUCGCUUAAUAUUAAAUAUAUAUAUAUAUAUAUAUACAUAUAUAUAUUUGUUCAAAUACUUACCAGGGUAGCAUAGAAUGUAGGAAUAAGCCAUUUUGUGUAGUCUAGGAUAAAUAGCCUUACUUCUAUAAACAAUUCUUGUUGGAAUACAGUUUUUGGGUUUCAUCCUUGGUUUGCCAAAGUUCUCCGCAAUUCCCAUUAACACCUUACUCGGAUUAAGUGUACCUCUUUGACAAACACCUUAUUGUAGAUCUGCCUUUCUCUGUCAUAGUACUCCCACACAACAAUGAUGUUUACAUGUGAUUGCUAUAGUUUACUGUAGAAAAAAAAAUAUAUAAAUAUAUACAUUUAUGAUAGCCCUUUACAGGGUGAAUAGUACUGUCCUGUGCUGUGAUGAUAAUUUUUUCAGAAAAAAAAUACGUGGAUUAUAUCACCUGGUUUGCCAUAUAGUUUAAUCAAAACAGGUCUAUUGUCUCUUUUUGAUUUAUAUUUUCCGCAACCUUUUAAUCCACUGAGUGCCAUAUAUUGUUACACCGCUGGCACUUACGAAGGUAAUCAGAUGAAAAUUGUAGAUCACUAAUCCCAAGUGUGGCCAGCUUUUGGUGUGGCAGGCUAAUGACUCUUUGAGAUCUAUAUUUGGCAACUGUAUCUGCUCUGCUGCUUCCGAAGGUCAGACGGACUUGUAUUGUAGUCCAGAAUUAAUCUGGCAUUCAUUAGACAGGUGACAGGAUAGGCAUUGCUUUACCAGACGUGUUUAUAGAGCAUUCCUCUAAGAAUAGAUGUAUUUUAGGAGUUCAAGAAAAAUUCCCUGAGGCCUUUAGACAAUUAUUUAGCAAACUUUUUGUCCAGCACUUAUGCAAAUCGUACAUACCUGCACAUAGCAUACGCACAGAUAGUUUGAAGCCGUAUGUCCAUAUCUACAUUUGUAGAACCGGGUUUAAUUUUGUGUAAAAAAAAGGUUUGUACUGUAUUUAAUACCUAUGAAUGUAAAACCAAGGUAGACUGUGGCAUGUGAUGAUGUUUAAUCAGUGGCAAAAAAAUAAUUUUGAUGUUUUAUCUGUAUUACCAUUUUUUUUAAAAAAAGGAAAGAAAAUAGUGUUUCUGAAAAAUGCAAUUAUCAUUUAUAAAAUUGAUGGAAAAAAAUACCAGUUUAUCAAUUGAGGAAUAAUAUCCUGUUUUACAAGGAAAACCUUUUUUUUUUUUUUUUUCUUUCAUUUCUUUGUAUACCAUUAGAAUUUUUAUUUAAUGAUUACAUUAAUCUUCGGUGGUGAAAGCUACAACAGAAAAGCAUUUUAUAAAAUUACUAGUAUAGAAUAACUUAAAACUUUUAAAAGAUAACAUAAUUACAUAUUGCUAAUAUUCACUGAGCAGUAAAUUGUAGUGAUUUGGAAAACGUUUUACAAAUUUUUACAUUUGAGUUAAAAUAGCUGAUUUUGAAAAAUUCUGCCCACAUUUAGCGACUUGGUUUUCAUUUCACCAGAAUUCACUGCUUAAAAAAAAUAAACCCUAUUGUGUUGAUGAAAGAUUGUGUACAAUUCCUUUUGCAGGAUUAAUGAGCGUAAACAUGUCUUUAAAAUUAAUGAUCAGACUAAGAUGCUGGAACCAAGUGCCAUAAGUUAUACGUUUUAAAAUACAUGGCAACCAUUAUGGCCGGGUUCCACUGCAUCCUUCUUGAAACGGAUGUAAAACAGCAAAAUUCGAACACAGGCCUGUUAAAGUUCUGUUUGCCAGGCCAUUUGACUGAUACACUUAAUAUAGGUAAUAUCUGCUUCUACACUUUGCAGAUUCUGUCUUAAAGGUGCUAUGGCACUAAAUCUGAUAAAUCCAACCUUAGCCAUUUAUCUCUGAAUUGGCUCAAGGUUAGUUUUUUUUUUGACGUUUCCUAAUUUUUAUGAUUGGAUAAUAACUGUUUCUCUAUGAGGCUACACUUAUGCACAGUUGUAAGAUAAAACAUUGUUUAAAAUACUCAAGCACAGUUGGGUAGAUUUAGCAUUAAUAUCACAAUCUGUAUUAGAUUAAUUUUUCAAACCUUCAACGAAUGGAACAGUUAUUUCUAGAAUUGUAAUUAUUCCAUACGGUACCCCUCAUUUAGGUAAUCCAUGAUGUUUAUCCAACCUAGAGGCUUAGCACCUCAUAAAAUCUAGUUCAUGACCGGGGUACUCAUCAAUGCUGUAGAACCACAGGAGUGCUGUUCAUUUUAACACUGAAAAUGAAAUAUUUGGUGUUUGUGUUUUCUUGUUUUUUUCUACCUAAAACAUCCUUAUGCAAAAAGGCACGUGUUUCCGAAACUGCUGAUGAGGUACAUGGAGAGGGCCCUUAAAUUACUGGUAGUCAGGUAUUAGGGAGAGGCAGGUGCUUGGAAUUAAAGUGCCUCUAGCCCAAUGCUUCCCAAUCCAAUCCUCAAAGUGUACGAACAGUCCAAGUUUACAUUUCGCAAAUCUGCUCCUAUGGGGCUAUUGGCAAAACUCAAACUGUUGGUGUGCAUUGAGAACUGGUUGGGAGCCACUGUUCUAUUUUAAGGAAUGCUAGUGACAAUAAAUAUGGCAGGUAAACCAGACAGACAUGCAGGUUUGCAUAUUUAUAAAACGGGUAGAAAUAUUGGUAUGUCUAUAAUUAUAUAUAUAUAUUUUAAUUUUCUUUUUUUUUGUGGUUACAGUAUUAAUCCUUACUUUCCAAAUCAAGACCUAUGCCCUUUUAGAACCAUUGGCACUAAGUGCCACUUGCAAGAAUCUACCCCAGGUCAUCUCGAUUGAUCCAAAUUCAUUUUUAAGCUUUACUGUUUUUAAUUUUUAAUGCUUUCCGUUAAAUAAAUUAGUUUUUUUCACUUUCUUCGUUUUGGUUUGGCACCAAAACUGGCUAAUUGUACAAAAUUACUUUUGAUUGGAUUUAUCCUUUUAAAUGUACAUACGUUACUUUUUUGUGUGUUUGCCUUUUUUUCCCAUUUUAGUAUCCUUAGAUUUUUUUUUUACUCUUUUUUUCGCUAUCUGUUCUAAAGAACAUUAAGCAAUAGAUUGGUAGAACAAUAUGUCUUUUUUUUUCUGACUUGCUUUUAGAAUACUCUAGAGUACGGAAUCUUGUAUGUUAUACAACAAGCAGGGCUGGUCAACUUUUCCCUAAAAGGUACUUUUUGUUUACAUUUCAAAAUGCUGUUCAGCAGUUCGGUGUAGGCAACACCUAUUAGGGAGGAAGGCCACAUCCUGUUAAAGUUGGAUAGUCCCGUUCUAGACACAGAAUCUAGAAUGUAGUACACUAGUUUUGAGCACUAUUAACAAUUUAAUAGUAAUAAGGGUUUAUAAUGGUGACUUGUUUAUAUGUGAUUUAUUUCUGUUCACAAGGAAUGUGUAAAAAUUUCACCACACUGGGGCACAUCAGUUUUCUUAUUUAUAAUUACCGGAUUAAUCAAUUUUAUUUUUAAGAAACACUGCUUAUAAUUGACUUGAUGGUUAAUAAGAUUAUUAUUUUUUUUAACGGUAGAGGUUUUUUUAUAUUUCACUGUUUAAAUUUAGUUCUGUUUUGCCUUUAUUUAUGCAUCAUAUUUUUAACUUCCAAUGGCAUAAAGUAUGCCUUUUUAUUUUUAGUGUGAUUUAACUGUCUACCUUAUAAAGAAGAAGAAUGUUUUAUUGUAUUUUUACAUUGUCAAAUCCUAUAGUUUCGUAGAUAAUUUAACCAAAAUGCUCAGUAUAUUAUCCAGUGAGUAUAAAGUCUAUUUUAAAUUGUGUAAAUACUUUCUGGACUGGCUUCUUUCAAAUUCUAUUCCUCUGGAUAAGGAGUUUCUUGUUUACAUCACAAAAUAAAUUGUAGAAUCUCUACAUUCAUGUACUGUAAAUAGCAAAUGUGUUCAGCCUACGAAUAAAACUAAACCGUGUAUGGUCUAAAUUAAACCACUAAAA
Pelobates cultripes (western spadefoot toad) is the source of this 93534-nucleotide messenger RNA. The record is from the annotation of a GenBank genome assembly. NCBI's taxonomy places the organism in Eukaryota, Metazoa, Chordata, Amphibia, Anura, Pelobatidae.